GGAUCAGCGGGAAGGGAGCGAGGACACAGAGAGAGAGAGAGGGUCUCAUCCCGGGCCUGCGGACGGAGACAAGAACAAAAGAACAGGGAGUCCGACUCGGCGGACAGGAUCUGUGUGAAUAAUAAGAGGUGAGGCGGCCUGUGUGAUGGAGGGGGUGGGAUGGGGGCUGUGUGUCCGACUGGCUGCCAUGUACCUGCCCCGGCAUAGUCCGCUAACCGUGACCCCAGCUCUCCCCACACUGUGUGCAUUCCCAGCCUGAGCUGCUCCCGCUCCUCAUACAGAGUGACCCUGGGUGCACUCCUCGGGCUUGUUUUGUGUGUAUACCCCCAUUAACACUAAUGUGCUGAACACCUCUUGUGUGCAAACUCCGUGUGGUGCAUGCAGACCCCUCCCCUCUUCAUUCUCCUGUGUACAGACUCCUCCUCCUGUGUACACACUCCUUAUGUAGUAUACAGACCCCAUUGCCCUGUGUACACACUCCUUAUGUAGUAUACAGACCCCAUUGCCCUGUGUACACACUCCUUAUGUAGUAUACAGACCCCAUUGCCCUGUGUACACACUCCUUAUGUAGUAUACAGACCCCAUUGCCCUGUGUACACACUCUCCCUUUCCUUCAGGUGUAUAUAGUCCCCCGUGCUUGUGUGCUGAUUCCUUCCCAUGCAGACCCCUCCAUGCUCCUGUCUGCUAACUCAUCCUCCUAUAUACUGCUCACCCCUUCUUCUUGUGUACAACACACAUUUCUUCGAGUGUGCAGGUCCCCUUCACUAUCUCCAACUCUCCCAGUGAGGGUUAUCUGCCUUAUGGCUUGUCCUCAUGUGACAUGCCAGGCACUCAGUGUGUAUAAUACAUGCAUUAUGUUGCUAAAGGCAAUCCUUUGCCAGUUAUGUCUACCUUUUUAAUUUUUGUGUUUUUGGAGAAAUUAUUGCGUUAAGUUUGGUGUGUGAUUUGUGAGUCUGGAAAACCUAUAUGACUGACAUUUAAUGGUCUAAUCCAAAUUUAGCAAUACUGAUUGGACUGACUAAGCAUUAAUAUAAUGAUACAUUACAUGGCAGUUAUAUUAUUAUAUCAAAUUUAUGGAUUCCUUCUAGUGAAACAGAUUGUAUAAAUACUAUAUUUUUAUUUUAGUGUGUGUGUGUGUGUGUGUGUAUAUAUAUAUAUAUAUAAAAUCAUACUCAAAAAUGAACUUACUCAUAAUGUAAUGCUUCUAGUUUAAAAAGUAGCUUGUAUUUGAUGGAUACCUCAGAUGCCCUCUAGUGGCCCACAUUGUACUAGGAUGGAAAAGCAUCUCUUGCCCUAGACCACCUGUUUUGCAUUGGACUAUAUUUGCUUAGCAGAGAAAUAAUUCUAGUAAAAGAAGAGUGCUGUCAAUUUUUAAAGCUUCAUGUUGUAUUCCUUUGGGUUAUUAUUAGUGUAAUAUGUUUUAUUUUUAUUUGGCAUAAUGUGGGUAUCAGGAACCUUUCUUGACUUUUUCAUAGAAUAUCCUUUUAUGUGUUGUAAUUUGAAAUGAUUAAUACGAUAGAAAGCAGAUGAAUUGUACAUGUAAUAAGUAAUGUCCACUGUAUUUAUAUUAAGUUUUGUAAACAUCUAAAAACCUAAUGAAAGUCUUGCAGUAGAUAAUAUAAUCAGAAUAAAAGAGAGAUAAAAGAGAAGAAACAAAAUGUACAAAAUUACCCCUAUAGCAAACUAUUUACUAUAUGCCUAGUUACCUAAUUCAAAAAUAAAACCAGAUGGUCUCUCUAUUCUGACUUUAUUACUGUAUAGAGCCGUUAUGAGACCAUUCUUUAAUAUCACUUGUACAAAGCUAAUAUAGGCUUCACCAUAAAUAAUUUUCUUUAUUUAAAGGACCACUAUAGUGCCAGGAAAACAUACUCGUUUUCCUGGCACUAUAGUGCCCUGAGGGUGCCCCCACCCUCAGGGUCCCCCUCCCGCCCGGCUCUGGAAGGGGGAAAGGGGUAAAAACUUACCUUUUUCCAGCGCGGAGAGCUCUCCUCCUCCCUCCUCCUCCUCCCGCAUGCGCAGAGCGCGCGCGCAUUCAGCGUGUCUCAGGAAAGCAUUUACAAUGCUUUCCUAUGGACGCUGGCGUGCUCUCACUGUGAAAAUCACAGUGAGAAGCACGCAAGCGCCUCUAGUGGCUGUCAAUGAGACAGCCACUAGAGGCUUUGGGGGAAGGCUUAACCCAUUCAUAAUUAUAGCAGUUUCUCUGAAACUGCUAAAAUUAUGAAAAAAUGGGUUAACCCUAGAAGGACCUGGCACCCAGACCACUUCAUUAAGCUGAAGUGGUCUGGGUGCCUAGAGUGGUCCUUUAAGCAUUCUAAGCUCUAUCCGUAUAAUUUAAACUCUGACUAUAUAUUGUAUUCCGUAUGUCCUUUGUAAUCCUAUACAAAGAUCGGGGAUCCAGGUCUGCAUAUGAAUAAAAGGAGAAAACCAAGUAUAUCAGUGAGCAAAGGAAGGUCUUUAAUUGUAAUACCUCAGAAAUAUAUACCUAUAGUUUACACUCUAUACCUCAGUCACAAUGGUGAAAAAUCCUGGGACAUAUGUAAUCCCAAAGUAAGAUAGCGAUUUUAAGAAGAUAUUCCCCUUUCUCAUACUCAAUACUUCAGUCACCAGGAAAAUAGCACCUGGAACCUACAAUGCCCUAAAUUGGAGAUACUGGUAAUAAUAAAUGCCUAUAUCACAUAAUCAAUAUCUCAAUCAGAAAAGUGAGACCUGGGACCUACAUUAACUUCAUAGGACUGUUAUAAGGAGAAUAUACUUACAGUUGUGCUCAAAGGUUUGCAUACCCUUGGAGAAUUGGUAAUAUAUGUACCUGUUUAAAAGUAAACAUGAGUGGGCAGGCAAGACAAAAACAUUUUUUCUUAUGGGAUUCAUAUUCAAUUGUAGGUUAUAACAGAAUGGCACAAUCCUAAAACAAAACAUGGCAACAAAGAAUAAAAAUGAAAUGACUCCUGAUCAAAAGUCUGCAUAUCCGUAGUUCUUAUAACUGUGUAAUGCCUCCAGGUCAUGCAAAGUCUUUGGUUAUCUUGCAUGUACUGCACGUUUGAGAUCUCCCCAGAUUGGCUCGAUGGUAUUCAGGUCAGGAGAUUGUGAUGGUCACUCCAGAACCUUCACCUCUUUCUGCUUUUACCACUGGAGGGUCAAUUGGGCAUUGUGCUUAGGGUCAUUGUCAUGCUGGAAAGCCAAGGGCAGCCUUUGUGCAGAAGAAUGCGUAUUUUCUGAUACCAUGUUGCAUUCAUCUUGCCAUCAAUUUUCACAAGUGUUCAGUGCCAGGUAAGCUUCAGUUUGUCAGUGACUUUGUGUGCAUGUGCCUGCUAGUGAGCAAGCUUGUAUGUUUGUCUGUCGCGGCACUUGUUUGUAUUGAGCGUGUGUAUAUGUGUAUAUAUAUCUCAUGUAGUGUGUGUAUAGGUCUGGGAUUGUAUGUGUGUGCGUGUGUGGGUCUGUGAUUGUGUGUGUACAUCUGUGAUUGUGUGUUUAUAGGUCUGCGAUUGUAUGUGUGUCUGUGAUUAUCUGUGUAUAGUUUUGUGAGUGUGUGUGUGUGUGUAUGUCUGUGGUUAUGUGUGCAUAUGCAUUUACAUGUGUAUAUGUUUAGUAGAUAGCACCCUAAUUUGGUAUCCUUAAAUAUGUCAAUCCCACAUAAGGAUAACAAAUAAGGGAGUUAUCUACUAAACAACUGAAAUAUCAAAAUUAAGAAAAGGGGUUUUGAAGUUUUAUUACAUUCAUUAUAUUAUAGAUAUUAUGUGUGGCCCAAGGCAAUUCCUCUGCGCUCAAUGCGGCGAAGGGAUGCUAAAUGGUUUGACACCCAUGCUAUAAAGGGUAAUUUUGUAUAUAUUUGUUUAUUCUUUUUGUUUGCUUUAUAUCUGGUAACAUUAGUAUCUACUGUAAUAAUUUUAUUAUUUUUUUAGGUUCUAUUAAUAUAGGAUUACUCACUGUGAUAGUAUUUGUAAGUGUUAAGCACUAUGCCAGUCCUAGUGCUGGUGUGGACUCUAGGGCACUGAAUGCUAUUAGUUCUACUUAGUGUUUAUCUUUUGGAAUCACACUGACCUUGUUAUAAUUUUUAUUUUUUUUUAACGAUCUUACCCGUUUUCUUCUCUCAUUCAUGGAAUCAGUUGUUGUGGCUGCAAUUUCUUAUCUCUUUACAACAGCAGGUGGCUGAUCUGUCUUGAGAUUGCAGCACAAUGCUUUAGUGACAAGUGCAUCAUAGAAUCAAUGGGUAAAACACCAAAGAGUUUGUUGCUUUUUGGUAACUUUGUAUUAACACAUACAUGUGGCUAUAUUAAAAUCAAAUGUUAUUUUUUAUUUGAAAAUUCAAAAGAAUAUAGUCUCUAGACAGGCAAAUUCACACACAUUUUGAAGGGAGAAAACACAAAUAUGUAUACUAAUAAAAAAAAAUAUAGUACAUAACUCAAAGAAUAUGGACAACAGCUUGCCAAGAACUGAGUAAUUCGGGUGUUAAUAGAGAAUUAACCCCACAUUGGUGUUAAAUCCACUACUCCUCUAGGAAAACUUUACACUAAGAGUGUAAAAUUUACAUGGACUGGAUGUGUUCACAUAUCAGGCCAAGUAAAGUACAGUGAAACUUAGUUCCACUCUUCCCACAUAAGCAUCUGACUGUCAAGUGCACACUUGGACUCUGUGCUAGCACCUAUGCAGCAGAGGAACUACAAUUCCCUGUCUCCUUGGUGCCUAAAGCAGGAUAACUAAGCUUUGUCUUUUUCUGCUCUGUUGUGCCUUGUGUCUUCUGCAUGGCACUAGGAUAUAAGUGAUGUAGUAUUCCAGGGUCUCUCUCAUUGCCCCACUCAUUGUUUCAGAAUGGAUCAGAGGUUGAAAGAACUGAGAAGGCUAUUAAUUCUCGAUUCUCACUCCUAUCCAUUAUACCUCCGUGGAUGAGAAAGCGGUCUAGGGAAUAAAGCGGGAUUUAAUAAAUAUGAGGCUAAAGCAUAAGGGGUUUGGAAUAAGAGAAAAAGACAGGACAGAUGCAGAAAGAGAUAACUAAAAAGAGAGGCCAGUAAAAAGCAUAAAAGAAGAGACACAAGGAGUAAAACAAAGAGAGGCUCACAAGCUUUGAAGAACUGUCACUUCCCAGCGCUUUGACCGACCGUGCACAUAGUCCUAUGCCCAAAACAGUUCCAAUGAAAUCAGUGCGAACAGUCGGUUAAGUUCGGUAGUCUUUUACAAGUUUCCCUGCAGGGCCCAUAGUCUGUAGGCAGAAGGCUGGCAAACUCUGGUAAAAAUGGGAGUUUGCCACAGGGCUAUAUUACCAAACUGCUAUCACAAUGUUUGAAGAACUAAAUUGUGUAAAAUGUAAUCAUGAAGUGUACUUCACUCGAAAUCUGAAAAGUUGCAAAUUAUUUUUUUUCCCUCCUUGACAACCUCAUUUCAAAUUGUGUGUACAGUGCAUGCCACACAUAAAACUUUAAUAAUAAUGGUGUUUUAAGGAGGUACAUAUUGGGAGUAAUAACUAAUCCUGUGUUGAUACCUUUUUAGAGCAGUGUUACUUACAGUAUCUCACAAAAGUGAGUACACUCCUCACAUUUUUGUAAAUAUUUUAUUAUAUCUUUUCAUGUGACAACACUGAAGAAAUGAUACUCUGCUACAAUAUAAAGUAGUAAGUGUACAGCCUGUAUAACAGUGUAAAUUUGCUGUCCCCUCAAAAUAACUCCACACACAGCUAUUAAUGUCUAAACCAGCGGUUCCCAAACUAUAUGCCGCAACGGGCACACGGGAGCCGCAAGUUAUUUUCCCGGUGCUAUGAUGAUAGCGCCAUGAACUGUGCUUUCCUCUGCCCCGGUUGCCAAGGCAACACUCCAGAUCUUGCGAGAGUGAACUCUAGCAGCUCCUUAGGCUGCUAGAGUUCACUCUCUCCACUGGGACCACCAGGGAUUGCAGAAAAUGUACCCCCUCCCAGGCAAAGGUAAGCAGGGAGGGGGAUGAUAUCAUUUUUAUAUUAAUAAAAAAAAGUUAAGUAAAUAUUUAUUAAUUUGCCCUCCUACCCCCACAGACCUCAUACACACAAUUAUACACACACUACCCCUCAUACACACACACUAUCCCCCAUACACACAAUUAUCCCCCACCCCCCCAAUACACACUGUACCUCACACACACACUACAGCCCCUAUCCCGGCAGACCCCAGAUAAGUUGUCAAACUGUUCUUAAACAGUUUGACUACUUACCCUGGAAGGGCACUACUGGCACCAUAACUACUACACCAUAACCACUACAAUGUAGUGUGGCUGGAUUGUUUCUUUAAAUAAUCUACCAGUGCCACUCCCAAAGAUUAGGGGCCAAGUAUAUGCUGCAGCACUGUACAUAUAUAGAACCUAGAAAAAUUUUUGGAAAAAUAUUGAAAUAUUAAGGGCGCCUCGUACCUAAAAAGUAUAGGAACUGUUGGCAACAAAAGGUAGUACACCCCUAAGUGAAAAUGUCCAAAUUGGGCCCAAUUAGCCAUUUUCCCUCCCCCGUGUCAUGUGACUUGUUAGUGUUACCAAGGUCUCAGGUGUGAAUAGGGAGCAGGUGUGUUAAAUUUGGUGUUAUCUCGCUCACACACUCUCAUACUAGUCAUUGGAAGUUCAACAUGGCACCUCGUGGCAAAGAACUCUCUGGGGAUCUGAAAAAAAAGAAUUGUUGUUCUACAUAAAGAUGGCCUAGGCUGUAAGAAGAUUGACAAGACCCUGAAACUUAGCUGCAGCACUGUGGGCAAAACCAUACAGCAGUUUCACAGGACAGGUUCCACUUAGAACAGGGCUCACCAUGGUUGAUCAAAGAAGUUAAGUGCAUGUGCUCAGCGUCAUAUCCAGAGGUUGUCUUUGGGAAAUUGACAUAUGUGUGCUGCCAGCAUUGCGGCAGAGGUUGAAGGGGUGUGGGGUCAGUCUGUCAGUGCUCAGUCCAUAACCCGCACACUGCAUCAAACUGGUCUGCAUGGCUGUCGUCCCAGAAGGAAACUUCUUCUAAGGAUGAUGCACAAGAAAGCCCACAAACAGUUUGCUGAAGACAAGCAGACUAAGGACAUGGAUUACUGGAACCAUGGCCUGUGGUCCAAUGAGACCAAGAUAAACCUAUUUGGUUCAGAUGUUGUCAAGUGUGUGUGGCGGUGUUCUAUCAGUCUGGUAUACUCCGUCAGAUUGCUAUACCCACGUCACUUCCGGGGAGGGGAAUCCGCUGUCUCCUGUGCUGCACAUGCGUGCUAGCACUCCUGCUACUCCUCCACAGCAAGGUCCUGGAAGGUAAGUAAAACUAGUUUUACACUUUCAUUAUAGUUAGUGCAUUCACUAAGCUUAGGCACACAGGACAUUUAGGGUUAAGUGAGGGUACAAAUUAGGGUUAGGUAAGUGCUUCUAACCUCUCUCACACUCUAUUCUUACCCUAACCCUUGGGGUAAGGGUUAAAAUAAAGUGUGAGAAAUCACUAUUUAGUGAUAUUCCCCUAAUGUGAAAUAUCACUAAAUAGGAACAAGUCCCUAAUCCUAACCCUAAUUUGAACCCUAACAUUAACCCUAAAUGUCCCAUGUCCUAAGCUUAGUGAAUGCCUUAACUAUAAUGAAAGUGUAAAACUAGUUUUACUUACCUUCCAGGACCUUGCUGUGGAGGAGUAGCAGGAGUGCUAGCACGCAUGUGCAGCACAGGAGACAGCUGAUUCCCCUCCCCGGAAGUGACGUGGGUAUAGCAAUCUGACGGGGUAUACCAAACUGAUAGAACAGCGGCAAGCAGGUGAGGAUUACAAAGAUAAGUGUGUCUUGCCUACAGUCAAGCAUGGUGGUGGGAGUAUCAUGGUCUGGGCCUGCAUGAGUGCUGCCAGCACUUGGGAACUAUAGUUCAUUAAAGGGAACCAUGAAUUCCAACAUGUACUGUAAAAACUGAAGCAGAGCAUGAUCCCCUCACUUCGGAGACUGGGCCGCAGGGCAGUAUUCCAACAUGGUAACGACCCCAAACACACCUCCAAGACGACCACUGUCUUGCUAAAGAAGCUGAUGCUAAAGGUAAGGGACUGGCCAAGCAUUUUUCCAGACCUAAACCCUAUUGAGCAUCUGUGGGGCAUCCUCAAACGGAAGGUGGGGGGAGCGCAAGGUCCCUAACAUCCACCAGCUCCGUGAUGUUGUCAUGGAGGAGUGGAAGAGGAUUCCAGUGGCAUCUGGUGAACUCCAUGCCCAUGAGGGUAAGGCAGUGCUGGAAAAUAAUGGUGGCCACCAAAUAUUGACACUUUGGGCCCAAUCUGGACAUUUCCACUUACUGGUGUACUCACUUUUGUUGCCAACAGUUUAGACAUUAAUAGCUGUGUGCUGAGUUAUUUUGAGGGGGACAGCAAAUUUACACUGUUAUACAGGCUGCACACUUACUACUUUACAUUGUAGCAGAGUGUAAUUUCUUCAGUGUUGUCACAUGAAAAGAUGUAAUAAAAUGUUUACAAAAAUGUGAGGGGUGUACUCACUUUUGUGAGAUACUGUAACUUUAUUGUUGCAAUGGGCCAAAUUCACAAACACAGAAUUAGCUUGAUAGCUCAUUCCUCAAUUGAAAACUGAUCACAAUGACCCUACCUAUUUGAGUGUUACAUAAUUCACAUAAAAAUUAUUUAAAAAUUCCAUGAUUGAACUUCUACAAUCAAAGGAAUCUUCUCUGUACUGGGAAAAUCAAUGCAGCUACAGUAAAUAACAUAUAGUGGCAUUAGCUCGGUUCAUGGUGUUAUAUGUACCUUUUACUAGGUAUACAAACCAGAGCCAUAGAAUGCAGUACCUAGUUAAUGAUACCUAUAGUGUUGCAGUGAUUAUUCAAACUAUUUCAAUAACCAGUUACUAAAUAUAAUUACUCAAGUGACCACAUUAAAAGUUAAUAAAGUGGGUGUGCAAAGUCUAAAUGUUGGAGUUUUGCGAUUGAGUGACGUUAAUAACUUUGUGUAAAAUUAUUGUCAUGUCCUGUUAGCAUGAACAUGUGCAAUGUCUCAUCAUUGGGUCUGGUAUGCAUGCACAGUAUUUCAGGAUAAUUAUUUUAUAGAUAAUUCAAAUGUUGAACCCCUUAAGGAUGGAGGAAAUUGUCCAAGUUCUGAACCAAAACAAAACCUAGAAUUUGAGCUAUAUGUCUGUUGAACCAUAAAUUACCAAUUUCAUGUUAAGUGCACCCACACUUUGUUCAGAAGAAAUAGGUCUUUCAGUUCACAUCAAAUAUUUAUAUAUGGACACAAUUGAAUAUGAAUAAAAUCUAAAAAAGUAUUUUAAUUGUGAAUAAAAUGGGCAUUGGGGGGACACCCAGAACAUGCAUUUCUAAGCAGUGGUGCUACUAUAAAGGCUAAGUUAUACACACACAAAAAAAACACUGUCAAAGGAACAAUGAACACACAAAGACAAAAUUACUGUUUUUGAAGUUUUACAAGGCUACUUAAAAUCUAUCUUGGCAAACAAGUAUGGAGUUUCUGUUACACCAUAUGGCCAUAUUUGUGUUCAUUUCACCACUAUGUCACAGUACCACAAUAUUAGUGGGUCGUACACUAAUUUUAACAUGGGAGGUUUACAUGAUAACUUUCAGUACUGACUGCUUAAACAGCUUCCAGAGACUGCUCAGUUUGUUUUCCUUUGGUCACUUCCAAAGGGGUACCUUUAGUACAAGGCUUGACAAAUUUGCUUGGAAUCUAGGAGCCAGCUAGAAAAGUUAAGUCAGAGAAAUCAGUGCAAAAAAAAUAAAUUUUUUAAAGGGGCACUAUAGUCACCAGAACCAUUACAUCUUAAAGGGACACUAUAGGCACCUGAACAACUUUAGCUUAAUGAAGCAGUUUUGGUGUAUAGAACAUGCCCCUGCAGCCUCACUGCUCAAUCCUCUGCCAUUUAGGAGUUCAAUCCCUUUGUUUUUGAACCCUAGUCACACCUCCCUGCAUGUGACUUGCACAGCCUUGCAUAAACACUUCCUGUGAAGAGAGCCCUAUUUAGGCUUUCUUUAUUGCAAGUUCUAUUUAAUUAAGAUUUUCUUACCCCCUGCUAUGUUAAUAGCUUGCUAGACCCUGCAAGAGCCUCCUCUAUGUGAUUAAAGUUCAAUUUAGAGAUUGAGAUACAAUAAUUUAAGGUAAAUUACAUCUGUUUGAAAGUGAAACCAGUUUUUCUGCAUGAACAGAAACAAAGUGAUUUAACUCCUAAAUGACAGUGAAUUGAGCAGUGAAAUUGCAGGGGAAUGAUCUAUACACUAAAACUGCUUUAUUUAGCUAAAGUAAUUUAGGUGACCUGUCCCUGAAUGCUUUUCACUGUAAACACUGACUUUUCAGACAAAAGGCAGUGUUUACAUUGCUGCCUGGUAACACCUCUAGUGACAGCCAUUCAGAUGGCCUCUAGAGAUGCUUCCUGGGUCAGUGCUUCACAAUGUGCAGCACCUACAUUAAUGUUCCCCAUAGAGAUGCAGUGGUUCAAUGCACCUCUAUGAGAAGUUAAAUUGGUGCAGUGGCAUUUUGCCGUGCAUGUGCAAUAGUCUUCCAAUACUUUCCUAUGGGGAAGCAUUGGAUUGGCUGAGAUCGUCAAGAUUGAUCUCAGCCAUGGAUGUGGGGCCAGCCGCAGCGUCAUCAACAUGGCGUGGGAAAAAAGAUGAGUAAAAACACUCAGACAUACUGACAUACAUAAAGUCACACACACUCACAGACAUACAGACACACACACACACACUUACAAGUAAUUACUUUAUUUAAAUCUACCCAGCUUCCUUACUUCUGGAGAGCUGCAGUGGAUAGGCUUUCCCUGUGGUCCAGUGGGGCUGCUGUCAUCUCCCUGCUCUGCUUUCUUUCGCACACUGUUUAGUGAGCCGGGGGCUGGAGUGAUGUCAUAACCCGGCAUCACCAUAAGUCGUGCGAGGGAGCAGAGCGAUUACAGCUCCCUCGCCGCGGCAUUAAGUCAUCCGUCUGCCCGCCUCACUCUGCUCUCCAUUACCCAGCUGCCCCCUCCGUCAGCUGUCCGCCUCCCUCAGCUCUCCAUAGGCUGGCCGCUCCCCUCACUCAGCAAAAAAUGAGCCGGCCGCCCCAACUCCCUCUGUCAGCCACCUGCCUCCCUCUCACAGCUCUCCAUGUGCCAGUCUCCCUCUCUUAUUUCUCAAUGAGCCGGCCGCCUGCCCGCCUCCCUCAGUCAGCAUCCUGCCUCAGCCCUCCGGCUGCCCGCCUCUGCUCUCAUGCAGCUGGUCGCCUCGGGGGCUAAACAGGCUCACAAAUCCCAGGUGCCAGGACAAAUUUCCUGGUCGCCAUAGCAACCUGGAGCCUGGGAUUUGUCGAGCCCUGCUUUAGUGGAUAGGUGGGGUACUGUGAAUGUCAAUAAUAUAGCAAACAAUGAAAGCACUCCAGGGUCUUGUUAAAGUUUUUGAAAAUAAAACAACUUUUAUUGUAGCUUCUUAAAAAGUCAACAUUUCACUUUGCAUGCACCAAGGAGAUCCAAGCAGCAGCGGAUAUAUGGGAGGCUUGUACCAAAGUGUCCAUGUGUGUAACGCUACAGGAACAAUGCUACAAAACAUUAUUUAGGCUGUAUACAACGUCGGUUAAGCAAUGUCACAUGAAACUGAGUCCCACUGAUACCUGCUGACACCUUUGCGGUGAUAAGGGAAGCUAUAUACACCUGUGGUGGCAAUGCCCAAGAGUGAGGGAAUUCUGGGGAAAAGUGGUAGACCUCAGCCCUCACAUUCUCCAAAGGCGAAUGGAGCUCAACCCAUGGGGGUGCUUUCUCUCCAGACCCACCAAAAUUUCCUGGAUGGUUGGGAAAAAAAAGGUUGGGAAAAGUUCUGGUAACCUUUUACCUCUUGUUGAGUUACUAAACAUCUGAUCAGAAUUCUGAAUAGAAUUCCAAGCAAUAGUUACAGAAGUUUAUUCCUACAGCUUUUAUUAUCUUGUGUAUAUAUUUUCUUUUUAAACUUUAAAAAUAAAUAAAAAUCAUGUUCACCCUAUAUGUGUAUGAGAAAUCAUACUAUGGUAUGUUUCCUGUAGAUGUGUUGAUCUUUGUUGGAAGUGUCUAGUCACAUGAAAAAAAGGUGAAAGGGACACUUCACUUGCCAGUGCCACCCUAUUGUAAGUAGUAAAACCAUUUUAGAAUGGUUUCACUUCUUUCAAGGUUCCAUCGGGUCAGCCCCAUUACAGCUACAGCCGGUGGCUUUGUCUGAGCUAUUAUUAUGCUAGAGAGUGGAAUCUGAUUGGCUGUUCCUAUUGCUGGGAAGAUAUAGCUCUUAUGUUUUUGGAUUGUUUAUUAUACUGAUUUAAUGUUAUUUUUUUCUUUGCUGCUGAGGGAAAUAAAGAAAAAGUGCAGCAUAAUACUCGCCUCCGUGUCAUUAAUAAAAUCGUGACUUUACGUCAUGAAAUAGUAAAAUCUGGUCAUUUUAAUAAGACACGGGGGCUCCUAUUAUGCUAGUUUAAAGCUGUGGUAUGAUCGUUCCUGCAAAAUGUUGAAUGGGUUUAAAAUAAAAAUUCUGAAAUGUAGAUUCCAAUGACUAGUUGGCAGCUUGUAAAAUAUCCUCUAAACGGCAGCCGACUGCAGAAGCUUUAGAAACCAUAGCACCACGCACUGAAUGUGUGGAGAAUACAGAAGUAUCGAUGCCGGCUAGGGCCAUAAUCCAUUUUACACAUCAGGCUAAUGAAAGAGAGGAUACCAGUAGGUGUGGUUAGCGGAAGGAGAUGAACAGUUGAUGCUUUUGAGGAUUCCGUAAAGAGAUUGUACGACUUUCAUAUUCCCAUAAAAUGCCACUGAGCAAAGGGCAAAGGUCUCUCUGGGAAGGCCAGGUAUAGAACAGACUUGGAAGAGGUCUUGUCCGUCUAGAGAUGUCAAAAAAGGACGCCUUCAGAAGUAUAAGAGCGAGCAUCUGUGUCAAGAGCCCAUACGUCAAACUCUCUUGCAUGAGAUUAGGCAAAAAAGCAAGACUAUUUUAGCAGAAAGUUGUUUGAGGGAUAACGACACAUUGUCUGGCCAUGACUCCAGAAAGUUGAGAAAUGUCCAAGAGUGAAGUAUAACGAGGCAAAGGAGGACGAGAAAACCGCACUCCGCGAAGGAGGCCACAGACAAAGAGAUGUUGUCCAAUGGGGAUACCAUCAAUACCUUGAUGUCCUGCGGAAAGCGCAGAACGGUAAAGAUUAACCGUGCGGUAUGCUUUCCCUGCCUUAAAAAGAGAAGUCAGAAAAUGUAAGAUGGAUGUUAAAGGAGCUGAUAAGGGAUCCAGAUUUCUUUCCAGGCACCAACCAUUCCAUGCAUUCCAAGCAGGUUUAUAAGCUAGCCUCGUGCCAGGUGCCUUGCAUUCUCGAGAAGUCUGAUAGCAGACUGAGGAAUAACUGGGAUUGUCGAAGGUCCCCUGAAAUCAGCCACACUAUAAGACGUAGAAGGCCCUCGAGGAUCAGUGGGUGGGGUUGACCAUCCGGGUCUUGGAGGAGAGAGUCGUACAAUGGGAGAAGACGAGGAAAAUCCACUGCCAUUUCCAACAGAUGCAGGAACCAUGGUUGUGAUGCCCAUAGCGGGGUCACGAGCACCAACAUGCCUCGUUGGUGACGUAGGUAAAGUAGGCAACGAGGAAUCCGUGCAAAUGGGGGAAAUGCAUAGUUUGUUUUCGUAGACCAAUCUUGGGAAAAAGCAUUUGUUGCCAGAGCCGUCGGGUCUGGUCUCCAGCUGAAAAAAUUAUGGGUUUGCGCAUUAAUUCGAGAGGCAAAGAGAUCUAUUCCCAACGGUCCCCACAGGUCUGUGAUUUUCUGGAAUAUUAAAGGGUUCAGACGCCAGUCGCUGAAGACUUUGAGGUGGGGAAGUACCAAUCUGCUGUGGUGUUUGAGAGGCCAGGAAUAUAUUCUGCUGUCACCAAAACAUUGUGCAGAAGGCAAAAUUUUCAAAAAUUGCGAGCCAUGCUCGCCAGCACUUUGGACUUCGUGCCUCCUAGAUGGUGGAUGUAUUUGACUGCUGAAUAUUGUCCAUCUUCAGUAGGAUUGUGCAUUCGGAGUGGGUUGGAGAGAGGCUGCGCACAGCAAAGGAUCCGGACAGAAGUUCCAGGCAAUUGAUAUGUAGUGUUGAUUCUAGAUCUGACCAUCUGCCUCCUGUGGAAAUAUUUCCACAAUGCUCACCCCAACCGUGUAAGCUUGCAUCCGAUUCUAUGAUCAGGUCAGGGGUCCAUUCCAGACUUCCAUGUGGAGAAGCCACCAAUGAAGCUCGUCUUUCGCCUCCUUGUCCAAUGUCACCAUGUCUUGGUUUGAUGCUCCGCCUCUGAGGUAAGAGGCUUGCAGCCAUUGAAGUGCCCGAUAGUGUAGAUGACCUGGGAAUAUGGCUUGGAUGGAAGCUGCGAGGAGUCCAAUGACCCGUGCCAAGUGUUUGAUGGAGAGUUGGGAAACAGCCAACAUACAUCUUAUUUCUUUUCUGAUAUUUACCAGCUUUGAUGUUGGUAGAUGUAGAGUCUGAAGAGUUGAAUCGACCAUUAGUCCCAGGAAUUCGAUACGUUGGGAAGGAGCCAUGACGGACUUUUCCCAAUUGAAAAGGAAACCCAGGUUUUGUCCAGAUAAAUGAGAAGCCAAAUACCUCGACUCCUUAGUUGAGCAACCACUGGUUUCAUGAAAUUGGUGAAACACCACGGAGCUGACGACAUGCCGAAUGGGAGACACCUGAAUCUCCAUUUUCGUCCCUGCCACAUAAACUGGAGAAAAUUUUGAUGUUGGUUUGCUAUAGGAACCGUGAGGUAAGCGUUCUGUAAAUCUAAUCUUGCCAUCCGCUGGUUGGAGUAAAUCGCAAAGACAAUGUAUGCCUUCCAUCUUGAAAUGGUUAUAGGAUAAAUAACUGUUUAGUUGCUUUAGGUUUAUGAAUGGUCUUACCCCUCCACAUGGGUCGGAAUCUUUGUGAUGGCUUGUGUGGAUACCAGGAAAGCAUCCUGAUGGGGAAAAAACAAUUUCCCUGGGAGGGAGGUUUGGACUGGUUGUGACACAAAAUCUAUCUGAUAACCCGUCACUGCCUGAAGGACCCAAGCAUCUGACAUCAGAUGUGACCACACAUGAGAAAAUUGCAUGAGUCUGCCCCCCACUAAAGGAAAAAGGGGGGAGCAUUGACACUUACCAUAAGGUCGUCUUCCAGAAGUAGCUCCUCGAAUGCCCCUAGCAACCCAGGGUAUAUAUCUCUGUGGGAAGAAAGCUGAUGAUGUUCUUUGUUCCUGAAAACCAGCUCGUCCUAAAUAGGAGCCUCGAUUCUGUAUAUAAGAACCACCUUGUCCAAGGGUUUACAGAUGUAUCUCGCUACAUGUUCGGAAGGGCACCACUCUGCUGAACGCGGAUGUCUCAAAUCCUCUGGAUCAAACAGGAGUAAACCCAGAGGAUCCAAGAUUUUUGUAUAGUCACCAGAGCCCGACACACUUACCUGGGCCCCCGGAAAUCAUAGCAGGAAAGGUGCUGUGGGAGAAGGCGAUGGCCUCUCCCUCUGCACUGUCGGAAUCUGGUUCAAACUGGUCAUCUGAGGCAUCCAGUAUGUACUCAUUACUCUCUUCCUUGAUGUCGCUGAGAACAGACACCGACAAAUCAAGCUGGGCUCUCGCCCGCUUCUAUAGUCUAGCCAACUUUGCCCAGCUAGUGUCUCAUUUGCACGCCAUCUGUGGCAGCAGGAAAGGUGUCUGUCAAAUCUGUUUUGUAGGAGUGUUUAGAUUUGACCGUAGCUUUACGACGUUGUGUGGCAGGUGCUGGUGUAGGUGCAGUCGACAGGGCAGUCUGCUGAGCUGACUGCUGAGCCGGUAAAAUGGCCUGAGUGAUAGUUUGUGACAAAGCAGUCAACAUCACGCCCAUAGUAGACAUCAGAGCCUGCGUCAUGGAUCUGGAUAUUGAGGCGUCUAAAAGCGCCUGCAUGUCUGCAGGUGCAGGGAGAUCAGGGGACAAAACCCCAUUCCCAGCAGGGUAAUCGUGGUGAACCUGAGAAAUUUGACAGAUUGGUUUGCUUGGGCCUAUGUUGCCUUUGAGACCGUAUAGCAGCCCAGAAAUGAAAAUUAACCCCAUCAUGGCAUACCAUUUGUAAAAGUAAAUAACCCACGGUAUUCAAAAUAACCCACGGUAUGACAAAUGGGGUAUGCCAAAGUUAGUGUUCAUAUUUGUUUUUUGCAUUUUUUUUUUUAACACAAAAACUGCACUUUUACUGGUGAUUUCCUCGUUCUGAUAAGUUUUUCUGUUGUAAACACUCAUAUUUGUGUUCAGCGAAGUCUCCCAAGUAUAACUAUACCCCCCAUGUACAGGUUUUAUGGUGGUUUUAAAAGGUACUGGGUCAAUAUAGGGCUUGUCCAAUUCAGUUCGCUAGAUUGGUUUGCUGGGUCUGUGUUGCCUUUUUAGACCAAUGGUAGCCCAGGAAUGUGAAAUAACCCAAUCAUGGCAUACCAUUUUCAAAUGUAGACAACCCAGGGUAUUCCAAAUGGGGUAUUUCCAGUCUUUUGUAGUAGCCACUUAGUCACAAACGCUGGCCAAAGUUAGCUUUUUUAUUUGAUUUUUAUAAAUAGAAAAUUUUUCAAUUUAUAUUUUAUUUAUUUAUAUAUAUAUAUAUACAUAUAUAUAUAUAUAUAUAUAUAUAUAUAUAAUUUUUUUUAACUUUUUAGUAGCCUGAGGGACUGUCUGACAGCUCAGACAGUCCCCCUGCUGGCCGCUCCUAGACUCCUAUUGCGGCGAUGUGAUCAUGGUGAUAACAUUGCCCUGGAGGGCCGGGGUGGCUGGAGCUGCUGUACGGGGGCUGCUGUGGUCUCCUGCAGUCCCCCCCUACCGUGAUCGUAGCGGAUCGCCAGUCCAGGGCUCCUAUUUGCCACGGUCCUUAGCGCCAGUUUUUUUGUCGUACGUACAUAGUACGUCCACGGUCGCUACGUGUGUGUGUAUGUGUGUGUGUGUGUGUGUGUGUGUGUGUGUGUGUAUAUAUAUAUAUAUAUAUAUAUAUAUAUAUAUAUAUAUAUAUAUAUAUAUGUGUAUGUGUGUAUAUAUAUAUAUAUAUAUAUAUUUAUUUUUUUUCAUUCUACGUGUAUUUUUAUAUAAAUAUAUAUAUUAAUAUCAAAAUACAGUUCCGGGGGAUCGAUCACCCGGUAAUCUCCGGUGGCCCCCGGCAGUGAGGGGGUAUUACAGCGAUGCCUCAACAUUGCGAUCACGAUCGCUUCCAGAGCUCUAAUUACCCCAAGACGUAUCAGGUAUGCGGAUCAGGUACACGUCCUUAACCCCUUAAGGACCAAACUUCUGGAAUAAAAGGGAAUCAUGACAUGUCACACGUCAUGUGUCCUUAAGGGGUUGAAGACCGUUUUUUUGUUGGACAUACCUGAUACGUCAGCAGUAGCUAAGGGGUUAAACAUGAAAUUUGUGAAAAUAACCAUGAAAUAUUAAACAAUAAUACUAAUAAUAAAUAAGGAUAAUAAUUCACAACGAUAAUAUAACAGUAUUAAAUAACUAUCCCACAGUUAAGAAAACUAUGGGAGCAGUGUACUUAACGGAGGGAGCAGCAAAGAAAGAGGAAAUAGUUUGUAGAUCACUGCCUAUUAUGCUAGGGAGUGGAAUCUGAUUGUCUGUUCCUGUUGCUAGGAAGAUAUACCUCUAAUGUUAGGGAUUGUUUAUUAUACUGAUUUAAUUAUGUUUUUUCUUUGCUGCUGAGGGAAAUAAAGAAAGAGAAGCCUCCUUGUCUUAAUAAAUAACAUGUUUAGCUUAAACCCCAGGGACCAUUUCCUUCUCCAUGCAGAAAGCAAAAUCGAAAGGGGGCAAAAUAGAACAGACACUCCCUCUCUCUCUCUCUCUCUCUCUCUUCUAGAAAAGUGACAAUUCGCAUAUAGCCACCUGUCUUUAAUUCAAAUGGUAAAUAAUAUCUAAGUAAUAUGCUACAUUUAUCAUUACAUGUGCUCAUUCGAUUCUCUGUGUUUACCAGUUUAUUUAGAAAAUACUACUAGUCCCAGCACCAGAUUAAAGGACCACUCUAGGCACCCAGACCACUUCAGCUUAAUGAAGUGGUCUGGGUGCCUGGUCCAGCUAGGGUUAACCCAUUUUUUUAAUAAACAUAGCAGUUUCAGAGAAACUGCUAUGUUUAUAAAUGGGUUAAUCCAGCCUCUAAAGCCUCUAGUGGCUGUCUCAUUGACAGCCGCUAGAGGCGUUUGCGUGCUUCUCACUUAUGAAUGCUUUCCUAUGAGACUGGUUGAAUGCGCGCGCAGCUCCUGCCGCACAUGCGCAUUCCGCCGGAGAGGAGGAGGAGAGAAAGAGGUAAGUUUAACCCCUUCCUCUCCCCAGAGCCCGGCGGGAGGGGGUCCCUGAGGGUGGGGGCACCCUCAGGGCACUAUAGUUCCAGGAAAACAAGUAUGUGUUCCUGGCACUAUAGUGGUCCUUUAACUGAUAUUUGAUGAGGGGAGUUUAAUGUAAUGAUUUUAAAGUGCAAAAGUUGAAUUGGUAACUAGAAAAUCAAUGAAUGGUGGUAAUGUAGCCUCAAAGGUCAGUGUUUUAAACAGUGCAUUCAUUCAUUGAAUAGCGGAUGAAAGAAUUGCUUCAGAAUUCAAUGCAGGGAGCACACCCAAACCAUGAUGUUUGCAUGCCUCUGUAAAAAGAGUGAAGUGCAAGUUAACUGAAGCCACAAUAUCUUUUUUUUUUUUAUCCCAGUAAAAGUAGAUGCCAGUGCAUUUGUUGAUCUUUGGUUUCCUAUCAGAGUAGGGAUGGUGCAAAUCUAUGCAAGCUUUCCUAUGGAGGAAGUCGUAAUGCGAGUUCGGCACUCGCCUUGCAUGCAUGUUAGGUCCCCCCUGCCAGCUGACAUCUGAAGGGGAGUAGCGGGAAGGUGCCUGAACCAGCACAGAGGGACUUUGGCGUAAGUGACAGAAGGGGGGCCCUUUAACAUCUUCUGCACCGAGGGUAGCUAUAUAGGGAGCUAUGGUGCCAGGAAAACACCUUUCCUAUUUUCCUGGCACUAUAGUUUCCUUAAAGAUCUGUAAGUCAUUGCAGAUGUACCUAGAAGUCUGUGACUUGAUUUUAUAUGGAAUCUGUGAAGGGACCCUAACUAAAUUGCCUUUACUGUUGGUUUUUUUUUGUCACAUGAAAAUUCUCUCAUUUUGCUACUAAAUUUAACUGAUUGCUGCAUUUACAAUAGCUUGAUGAUGCUGACAUCAUCAAUUAAUCUAUGCCUCCGGUUCAUCAUUAACGUCAUUGCUUAAUAGAAUGUAUCUUCAAAUAUACCAGCUGGCAGAGCACCUCUCAUGUGGCAUCAGGUUUUUACACUGCUCAGUCAGCAACACGCACUUAACUUUUGCUUCUAUUAAAGAAACAAAAGCUGGCAAAAGAGAUUGUAAUUUGAAAUUUGUUGUCAUACAGAUUUUGGUUAUUCCCUCCGCCUCCCUUCAACUCAGAGGACAUUUUAUGACAAACUUGUUGGAUCCAAAUGAGUGUUAGAGAUAUUGGUAAUCUGAAAUGUAACAGUAAUAAAAUCAACAGAAAAUGUUGUUUUAAUAAAUCUAAGUCUUUUGAAUCUUUCCCUUAAAGUGUGUCAUAGUACAUUCAACGUAUGUUCAAUUCAAAGACUAAAACGUAUUUCAUCUCUACAUUGUAAUAGCAGAGGAAGAAUUAAUUCCACUGAUAGUGUAAACAUACUGUAGCAUUGUUGAGUCUUGAAUAAUAUUUGACGUUCAUGACUUAACAAUAAAAAGACACACACCACCACUGACUUAGAAUGGAAGUAUUUAUUUUUGGCCUGGUUUUGCCUUUUAAACGAACACUAUAACCCUACAGAGGACUGUAAUGAUUUAGGUGCCAAAAGUGCCCUUACUACUCUCAGAGUAUGUAAUCAAACCAGUUUAGAAAGAUUUGACUUCUUAUCUGGGGCUCCCGGGAAUUGCUCCAUGCCUCCAUUUCUCCGACACGGAGAGCCGGUAGCUCCUGCUUAGGAUCUUCUGUUCGUUCUCCUGAGCUAAGCCUUGCACUUUUUUUGGUUUGCUAAAUGGAGUGAUUGGUACAUUGGGGACACUGGGAAGGACCUGUAUGCACUUCAGAUUUAUCAAUUGCUCCUAAUAUUGUCUCCACAAUGUUCCUUCUGUGCUAGUAAAUGCCAGGGAGGGGACUGCUCUCUUCCCAGAUGAGUUAGAAUAGUGAGUUAAUAAUGUUCCAAUUUAUUUGCGCAAUUCAUAUUGUGUCAAUCUACAUUUGGUUUUCUAAAGUUGUGAAUUCAUGUUUUUUGUUUUGUGCAUUUUCAUUGGCUAGUGUACACAUAGUUACUUGGUUAAUCUUUACCAAGCAUGCAGUUCUAGUUAGGGGAGGUGAUCUUCCUGACAUCAGUCUCUGUUUUUAUAUGUAAAAAGAUUACCGUUGUGUACAAAAAAUGUCAGUGUAAUCACUGCUGGAAAGAUGAAAAGCAGUUUUUUAUUAUCAGUUGAGGAUUUGGUAACCAUUUGUAAAUUGUGCUUUAUUUAUGCUAUAGUUCUGAAAUAGCACUCUUAUCCAGAGUGCCUUAAAAAGUAAUAAAAAAGGCUAUAGUUGUGUUUUGCAGACUGUGUGUUGUGGAUUUUACACUCCAAAAUAGUAAUCCAUCAUCAGAAUGCAAAAUACAUCACACCCUUAUUAGACACCUGAUUAUUCACCCUAGCUUUCUAGUAUCCUUUAUCUUUAUGAAAAUCACAAACUACCCGUAUCCCACAAGACAUCUAAUAGAUCUAACCAUUUAUUUAAAUAGUACAAAAAAGGAAUUUAAAAAAUGUUGGCAUGUUUAAGCUGUCUCAUUCCAUUUGGUGCCAUUGUUUAAAGGGAUGGUCUAAGCACCAUAACCACUACAGAGUGCUGUACUAGUUAUUUGUCACUUUCCUGUGUUCCCUGUAAGCCUCUGGUCUCUGGUUAUGAAAUCACUAAUUAUUAAUUUUUCUGCAAUAUUGCCAUCAAUUCUGCCUGUAUUUGAAUGUAAAUUACUUGGCAGAGGAGCACUUUUACAGCUAUAGACAGUUUUAUGUUUUUAAAACAAAUACCUGCUAUAACUAAAUAAGAUGUCCUCUUUCGAAAGACUAGGGUGAAUUAAUUCGUAUUUUUUUUUUUUUGUCUAUUACAUCCCAGGAACACGGCUAUAAUUGAAACCCGUAUUUAAUUUAUAAUAAUUUAGGAAUUACUUUUAGAAGAUUAUAGUAGUUUUACUAUCUGGUUUUGUUUUUGGCAACCACAAGGUGAUUCUAGAUAAACCUGUAUUAAUCAAGGCUGGGAAUAUGAAACCUAUGUAAAAUGUUAUCCAUUAAUUGAAAAAUAAACAUGGGUUUUUUUGUGGUAAUUUUCACUGUUUUGAGAGAUUUUAUCUUCUGUUUAAAUUGCCACCAGCUAUAUACUAAAAUUAGUAAGUUUAAUAAAAGAACAGUUCUGCUUAGCCCAUUUUGCAAUAAGAUUCCCAUUUUAGACCAUCAUGGUCAAGUUGUCCUUCACUGUAGGCAGCUUGAACUGUGUGUGGGCAGUAAUUGGAACAUUCAGAUUAGGCUGAUCUGUUUAAAUGUAAAUGGUUGUCACACAGUCUUGUGUGAAAAUGUCAUCUUGAGAAACCUGAUUUUAAUUUGCAUUUGCACCAACUUGUGUAAUUAAUUGCAACUAUAAAUAUGGUAUGAAUGACUCUGUUAAUGAAUUGUAGAUGUAAAUAGCAUUGUGAGUAAUGCCUUUAAAAUAUCACUUUAAUCCACCAAAUAUGUAAUGAGCCAGAUUUUCUGAAACUAAGCAAUACCAUUUCCACAGUUUAUUUUCAGAAUGUAAUAAUAAUUUUCAAAUAUAACCUGGCGUCUCAAUGUUACUAUCCAGCCUAGGGGUUAAUUUUCUGUUCAGCUUUAAAACCAGAAUAACUUGGAAAAUUAUUUACACUUGGAAAUCAGAAAAUCUUCUGAAACACUGUUCUGAAUUGUAAGUGUAACUUGCAGACUAGGGUAUGGGUUUUUCUUUCUUAUAUUUUCACAUUACGUAAGUGCUUGCUUAAAGGGACGCUGUAGUCACCAGAACAAUGAGUGCAACAAUGUUUGUAACUAUAACAUAUUAAAAAAAAAAAUCACUAUUAAAUUGAGAAAGAGAUACUCUUUCUCAUCCACAUGAUGUAUGGUGAGCACCCAAGACUUUGGGUGUACUAUGUUCCAUAUGUACAGUAUGUUGUGAAAAUCACUGUAGGUUGGGUACUAGGUAAAUAGUGUCUACCCUUUUCGCCAUCCUUUUUGUGUAGUGAGAUGGAGGGAACUAAAUACUAAAUGUGGCCAAUCCUGCCUUUUUGUCAACCUCAGGUUUACCAUAAGACUAAAUAGUCUGUACUUAGGAAAUCUAAAGGUGUGGAUAUUUUUUUGUUAAUCUACUUGUCCAAGGAACUAAAGUGCUAGUCUAAUCUACUUAUCUUGACUUAUCUACUUAUCUGAAUUUGGUCCGGAUUUCAGUUCAAAUGCUGCACCUGAAUGGCCAGUGCUUGCUAGCCAACCACCACAACAAAAUAAAAGUAAAUGAAAGUAAAAAGAAUGAAAUAAUAUUAAAUAAAUAAAAAAACCUAUGCAGGGCAAUAAGACACAGAUAUUACUAUAAUAGAAAAAAUAUACACCGCACCCAGUCGCUAGAUGGUACUUGUAAAAUAAAGGGUGGGGAGACAUCAGGUAUGGUUUAGUCUAACUUCAGGGGGGAGGAGGGGGGGCAGGGGGGGUAGACAACAAAGUCUCAAAUGAAGUAAGACUUAUUUUAAGAUUUGGCUGUUAGAAUGCCCUGAUUGGUUGACUUAGUAGUUCUAACUUGGAUUGCAAAGUGUGGGAAAUAUUCCUACACCUUGCAAAAGCUUAUAUAAGGGCUUUUCUCGUAAUCAUCACCCAGUCUGCGGUGAGCCCACCUUGGGUGAAGAUGGGGUACUUUUAUUUGCGAUGCGUUUGUUUUUUCAUUUCUGGCAGGAUUUUUUAUUUAAAUUUUUUCCGAUUCAAGUAUUUUACAAUUUUUAUUAGCUGCGUAGGGAAUUAUGGAUUUGUACUUGGCAUUUUGGGGCUAAAGAACAGAAGAAUUAGAAGAAGAAAGAAUAAUGGUAAGUAUACAUUUUUUGACAGGUUUUAAGAUUUAUUGCCUUUUACAUUCUUAUUGGGAUGAGGGGUAGUAGGUAGAGACUUGGAUUUAUUUUAGGCGGCAUGGCUAGGGGAUUGGGAUCCCUUAGCCACCCAAGGAGAUUGACAUAAAACUAUUUUGGAGGGUGGCAUGUCACCCCCCCCCCAAUUGUAUAAUUACAGCCCCCGUCUAUGGGGACUGAGGGCACUAGGUCCUCCCACAGAUUUUAUUAAUAUUAGGGCUCCCACCCAUCAACCAGUGUAUAGAGGCAGUAAGUCACAGAGCAGGGUUACCAAGUGCUGAGGCGCAAGGUGUGUAAAAGUCACAAACGCUCUGCUGAUUCCAUAGCUGAAGAGUUUUCCCUGGCAUUAAUAUCAGCACAAAAACUGUGGGGUGCAUCAUGGAAUGGGUUUUCAUGGCCGAGCAACUGCAUGCAAGCCUCACAUAACCAAGCACAAUGCCAAGCAUCGGAUCGAGUGGUUUAAAGCGUGCCACUACUAAACUCUGGAGCAGUUAUAACAUGUUCUGUGGAGAGAAGAAUCACGCUUCUCUGUUGGGCAGCCUGAUGGGUGAGUCUGGGUUUGGCAGAUGCCUGGUAGAGGCAGUGUUAUGCUCUGGGCAAUGCUGGGUCUUGGCAUUCAUUUGGAUGUUACUUUGAAACAUACCACAAACCUAGCAAUUGUUGCAGACCUCAUGCAUCCCUUCAUGCCAGAGGUUUUCCCUGAUGGCAUUGUUCUCUUUUUUAGCAGGAGAAAAUGCUCCCUGCCACACUGCAAAAACUGUUCACUAUAGGUUUGAGCAACACGAAAAAGAGUUCAAGGUUUUGCCUUGGCCUCCAUAUUCACCAGAUCUCAAUCUGAUUGAGCAUCUGUGGGAUGUGCAGGAAUAACAUCCAUUCCAUAGAGGCCCCACCUCGCAGCUUGCACAACUUAAAGGAUCUGCUGCUAAUGUUUUGGUGCCAGUUACCACUGGACAUGUUCAGAGAUUGAAGUCCAUGCCUCGAAUUAUCAUAGCUGUUUUGACAACACGUGGGGAGCCUAUACAAUAUUAAGCAGGUGGUUUUAAUAGCAUGUCUGACCAGUGUACGUGCGUAUAUGUAUAUAUGCACAAUACAUGCAAAAUUCCCAUAAAUUGAGUCAAAUUAUUGAAUUUUUUAUCAAAAUUUGUCCAUCUAACGGAACCCUACAUACACACUUUAUUUGCAAUACACAAUGCAAUACACGGUUACUGACUCACAUACUGUGCAUUUUGAGACACACACACACACACACACACCAAUGUACACUGCACACUCUGACACACGUACCCACAAACACAUAAUGACUUAUAUACACACUCCAUAGUCAAACACUGACUCAUUUACACACAAUUUCCAUCUGAUCCACAUACUAUGCAGUACCAUUGCAUCUUUCACAUUAACAGCAGCUUUUAUGGUACAUCACUUGGUCUGCAUGUUGUCACCCUCACUUCUCUGUCCUCUGUGCAGUGUCUUCUGUCCCCAGCCUGCAUCCAUUUUCUUUAGCAUUGUUUUUUACUUAAAGGGACAUGCAUUACUUUGAGACAACUUAUUCAAAAGCAUUAGCUAUGAAUUACUCAAUUGCCUCACUCUGCAGGCUGAAAAAAGCAGGUAAAUAUAAAAAGUGGAUUUUUUAUUUUAUGUUUACUGCUUUUUCUUUCUUACGCUUUCCACACCCACAGUGUCCUAUCCCUAAGAAUGCUCGAAAUGCCUGACAGAUUUUCACAUAUGCAGUUGAUAAGAUCUCUUUACUUUGCAACAUCCAAAUGGGGAGGUGUAAUUAGUGUAAUGGUCUGAAAUUGAGAUUAGUUAGUAAGGGGGAGAAGGAAAAAAAUCCCUAUCUGAGAUGUGUGCCUAACAAUGCAAUCUAACCAGGUUUUUAGUAAGUUUAUAAAUAUUUAUUACUUUUCAAGGUUUUUCUUGCUUUUUUUGGGUUGUAUAUAUGUUUAAAUGCAUUUGCUUGCUUGUUUGUACAUUUGAUUGUCAAAUGAUGCAUGUCCCUUUAACAUUUGUACUUUCCAGUUUUUAGCCCCGUGUUAAUUUUUUUGCAGUACAUUGAUAGUAUAAUCGUGUUGAGAGCAAUUGUAGCACUCACUAGAAAUGGCAAAAUAUAUGCGAUUUACGUGCGCUUGCUUUCUUACAGAGUUAUUCACUAAAGUGUAUAUUCAAAGUAAUUUUAAUUAAGCAAAGCUAACUUAGAAAAUAUUUAGAAAAUGUCCAGUAUUUUGACCUUAAAUCUGACAUUCAUGUUGAAUUCUCACUUUGUGAAUAACCCUCUUAGUAAUUGUGUAUCUACUAUGCUUCUCCGAUUUCAGCAGUUCUAUUGGGAUAUGACCAAACAUGUGGGUAAGCUUGCAUGGAAAAUUCCCUUAUUCUUGUUAUAAAUGUUACUGGUAGCUUUAGACUCCAAAGCAAGCAAUGGUUUGAUAUUAAAUGUAUUUGCAUGCACAGGAAAAUAUAGCUCAAAAUCAAUUUAUUUUUGCAGAAGUAAAGCAUUCCAUAUUAUUGUGAGACUGUUGCCUGCCAUGUAUACCCACAGGAAUUGCAUGACAAGACAAGCUAGAAGCAGAAUUAUAACUAGAUUUGACUGCAAGCCAGAUGUUUAUAGUAAUCUUUAAUAAGAGUUAGGUGCAGACUUGUCCACCAUCUGUAGCUUGAUGUUCUCUGGCCAAUUGGAAUAGCUAUUUGCAAUUAUUUAUUAGUAGAACUUUGUUUUGUAACAUUGCUUAUGCAGCAAAUAGCAGAAAUUGUAUUUAUAAGUUAUCUUUUUUUGGAGUUCAAAUGACGGAAAUUCAUUUGUUUUUAAAUAUUUUGUAGCUUUUGGUUUCUAAAGAAAUGAAAAAAAAGCACUAGUGUUUUGAAUACAUUGAAUGAAUAAUACGGUAUAUAAUUUUUUUUUUUUUUAUUGUACCUAUUUUAUAUAGCACUAAUUUUUUUAGGGUUAGAUAUAUAUUAAAGUUAUAAUUUACAAGGUUAUUUACAAAACAAAAUUAUGAAAUUUUGACUACAUAAUUAAUUUUUUUUUUUUUUUUUAAAUAUGGAUUUCCCUUGACAAUUUCUAGGUUAGUGAAAACCCUAAUUAGUGCUUAGUGGGGAAGCUAGACUUCUCCAAAGUACUUAAAGGACCACUUUAGGCACCCAGACCACUUCAGCUCAAUGAAGUGGUCUUGGUGCCAGGUCCCCCUAGUUUUGAACCCUGCAGCUGAAAACAUAGCAGUUUCAGAGAAAUUGCUAUGUUUACGCUGCCAGGUUAAUCCAGGCUCUAGUGGCUGUCUCCCUGGCAGCCACUAGAGGCACUUCGCGAUUUACACUGAGUAAAUCACACUUAUUUGAUGCUGGACAUCCUCACGGAAUCCAGCGUCAAAAAAGAUCCCCAUAGCAUUGACUAAUGCUUUCCAAUGGGCGGGUUUGAAUGCACACACGCCUCUGACCGUGCAUGCGCAUUCGGCUCCACUCUGGAACUAACAUGGCGCUGGAUUAAGGUAAGCAACUAAAUGGUUAAUUAACUAUAUAUUCGCCGUAGAACAGGGCCCUAGUCAUCAUUUAGGUCACUAGGGCUCUAUAGCGUUGGGAAUACAUAUUUGUAUUUCUUUUUUUUUUUUUGACAUUCUUUAUUUAAGUUUUUCAAUAUUCAAUCACAGCAUGUAUAUCCAAUAUAAAUUAACAUGUGGUAACAUAUAAACUGGUCAGUUAUGUGUAUUACAGCAUCAAGAUAGUUUCAUCUACUGGAUAAUAAAUUAUAUUUGAGUAUUUGGCUUCAUUAUAACGGUGAGCGUUCUUUUGUGUUGUGUUCUGUCGUUAGCCCUGUAUGGGGUUAGUCCCCUCUGUGGUCGGGUGCGAAUGGAGUUUGUGGUUGCUCCUCAAGAUUCGUGUGAGUUUUCGGGUGGGUUGUUUCAACCGCUCUGUGUUGUGCUCGUGGGUCAGAGGGUGAGUUGUACAACCCUGCAUUGGUAUCUGAGCUUCCUCAUUUGUAGGUUGGAUCCCAAUAGAGAGGUUGGCUCAGUGCAAGGUUUCCCCUCACUUACUUAUUGGGUCUAGUGUGACCUAUGGUACUUAAGAGGUGUGGUAGUCUCCGUCUAUGUGUGGUGCAGUUCAUCUUUGUCCCCAGCCUCGUACAUGGUGCUUUGUUCGUGUUUCUAGUGCCAGGUUGAUGGAUAUAGAGCUUUGUCCCAAUCCGUGUUAUGUCUGUCUACGUGUGUCCUUCUUUGGGGGGGUACCGUCUGGGGCUUUGUAUGGGGGUCCAGUCUGGUUCGUGUUUGAUUUGUGUGUUGGUUUAGGUCGUAAUGAGCCUGAUGUGGAUGGGCUCAGCCUUAAAUCAUGAGGGGGCCAAUUAUUUUGCCCCUGUGACCGUGAAGUUACCCCCUAGUUUCCCUGAGUCGAUCUGUUUUAGGUUUUCCCUGGGGGUGGUUGACCUGGGUUGUCCGUAGGCGCAGCUAGUAUAUGUAGGGUUAUCCUGUGAUGUCUUGUUCUGUCGUUGUGCGGUGUGUGGGGUCUGUGUCAGAUGCCGUUUCGUCACCUCAGGCCCCUGGUUUGAGUCGCUCGUGUGGUGGGUGUGAUCAUAUCAUCCCUGGGGCAUGUAGCACGGUCCCCGUGACUCUUCUGGAUACCUAAUUCUAGGUUGUUAUCUCUUAUCUUGGGUCUCGCUGGGUUCGCUGUGUGUGUGGGGUUAUGUAUGCCACCUGCCGCAGCCCCAGUUGUUAGUUGGCGUGGUCAGGGCCGGGUGCUACUGGCUCCGGUCGUGGCUUCUUGUGUCUGGGGUGGGGGUGAGUCCAUGUUCCUUGCGUCCCGGUCUCUCUCUUCCCUCCGUCCCCUAGUGUAUUGGUCCAUAUGUCGCUCUAGCGGGUCACUCCUCCCCUCCCGUGACCCAUGGUCCUCCGUCUCUGUCUCUGCUUACUCAUUGAUUCCGCUUUGUGCGGAGCCUUAAGUCGGUCUGCGUGCCCCCGGGGGUUGUGUCCCUCCGGGUCUUUUGUGUGUCUAUGUGUCAUGUGGUUGGAGGGGUGGGGGGUCGCGUAGGAAGUGUGUCUCCGUCGUGCUGAGGGUGCAAUCUACUCGUCUGGCACUGCCUGUGUCUGUGCAGAGCUCUGUUGGGUGGGUUGUGUUAGUGCGGGGGCGCCGUCCCUCUCCACCGGGUCUCGUCCUCUCGUCCGUUUCGAUGUGUAGUCUAUCCAUGGGUACCACGCCAAAGCGCAUUUUUCCUGGCGUCCCUGCAGGGAGGCUGUCAUCAUCUCCAUGUUAUAUAUCAUCUCCACCCUAUCUACCCAUUGUUGCAGGGUUGGAAUUGUCGAGCUUUUCCAAUGGAGUGGGAUGAGCGACUUCGCUGCCGUGAGUAGGUGUAUGAGGAUUCCUCUCUUGUAGAUCUUCACCGGCGUACGCGUGUGGUUGAGAAGCAGUGGCAUGGGUUGGAAUGGGACGUCUGAGCCCGUGAUGUCUUUGGUCGUCUGAUGUAUCAUCCUCCAGAACGGUUCGAUACGUGGGCAUGUCCACCAGAUGUGAAUGCUGGUUCCUAUUCCUGUGCCGCAUCUCCAACAUUCGUUUGAAAUUGACUCAUGCACGUGCUGCAGGAUAUCUGGCGUCCGGUACCAUCCUGUUAGAAUUUUGUAGUUGCAUUCUUGGAACUUGGAGCUGAUGGUCCCCCUGUGUGUUAGUUGAAAGAUUUUGAGCCAUUCCUUUUCCGUGAGUUCCAUCCCGGUCUCUCUUUCCCAUCGCGAUGUGAAGCCUAGGGGGCUCUUAUCACCGUCGCUUAGCAGCGCGGUAUAGAGGUGUGAGACUCCAUGUGAGAGGUGUUGUCUGGCCGUGCAUAGAUGUUCCAUCAUCAGCAAUGGGCGGUGUAGGUGGCCUUUACCCGCAAUGCCGUCGAGGUAUGUUUUCACUUGGUGAUAUCGGAAUGUGUCUAGGCCACUGGGCCUACGGUCCUGCAUCAGCGUUGCCAGGGGUUUGAGCGUCGUCCCGGAGUUCCAUUGGCUAGCGUAUACCCAGUCCGUUGCUCCGAGAUUUUUCAGGUCUGCCGUGCUUAGCCCUCCCGCUAGCCUCGGAUUUUGUGUUAUUGGUGUGAGUGGGUUGGGCGAUGUCGUGAGGUUUUUGGAGUAACGUAUCCUACACCACACCUUCAGCGUGGCGUCGAUCAUUGGGUUCCCGGUAAGUAGUUCCUUGGGUGGUGCGUCUCCCAGCCAUAGCAUAGCGGGGAUUCGUCCCUGGGCUUGGUGUUUCUCCAGGUCUACCCAUUGCUUUGUACUGGGGUUUGCAUGCCAAUCAACCAGUCUGUGCAGAUGGGUAGCGUGGUAAUACGUGAGGAUGGACGGCAAUCCCAUACCUCCUUCUCCUCUAGGGCGUUCAAGAAUCGCUCUUCGGAUACGCGCUGGUUUUUGGUUCCAGACGAAGUUCCUGACUGCGGUCGUCAGGGUCUGAAAAAAUGCCCUCGGGAGGUACGUUGGUAGUGUCUGGAACAGGUAUAAUAAUCUGGGCAUAAUGUUCAUCUUUACGGCACUGAUGCGCCCAAACCAAGAGAUGUACAGAGGUGUCCAGCGUUUCAUGUCUUGCUGUAGGGUGGUGAGCAGGGGCGCAAAGUUCAGUCGGUAGAUAAGUGUCAAAUCUCUCGGGAGCCACACCCCAAGGUAGUGUAGCUUGGCUGUGGAGAUCUUGAAGGGGAAUUGUGCUUGGAUGUGUCGUUGGAGGAUGUUGUCCUGUGCGAGCAGCAGUAUCUCUGACUUAUCUAGAUUAAGCGUCAAGCCGGAUACCUCCUUGUAUUGUCGAAACGCCUCCAGGAGAUGUGGGAGGGAGGUUCUGGGUUGCUCCAGGAAGAAGAGCAUGUCGUCAGCGUAAGCCGCUACCCGGUGUUCUCUUCCUCCUAUGCUGCACCCCGUGAUACCCCUGUCCUGUCUGACCGCCUCCAAGAAGGGCUCCAGGGUGAGGGCAAACAGGAGUGGGGACAGGGGGCAGCCCUGUCUCGUGCCGUUAUGUAUAUCAAACGGGUCAGUCAGUGCUCCGUUUAUUCUUAUGCGGGCUGUGGGCGAGGUGUAUAGAGCCGUUAUCCAGGUCCGCAGGUGUGGACCGUAUCCCAAAUGUCGUAGGGUUUCCGACAUAUAGACCCAGUCCACCCUGUCGAACGCUUUUUCAGCGUCAGUGGAUAGUAGGACCAUUUCCUUUUUGCCCGUUUUAGCGGUAUGGAUGGUGUUGAGGGCUCGAAUAGUGUUAUCUCUGGCUUCUCUUCCGGGGAUAAACCCCACUUGGUCCGGGUGCACCAGAUCCGGAAGCGUCCGGGCCAUCCUGAGUGCCAGUGCCUUAGCGAAGAGUUUGAUGUCCGCGUUUAUCAGAGAGAUGGGCCUGUAGCUGGCGCAGAUUGUUGGGUCUUUACCCUCUUUGGGUAUUAUUGCCACGGUUGCUCCCAGGGUGUCUCUGUGGAAUUGGCCUCCAUCUCUGAUUGAGUUGAUGCCUAUCAGAAGUUUGGGCAGCAGGGUGUCUUUGAAGGAGCGUAGGUACGAGACUGGUAGACCGUCUGGGCCCGGGGCCCUGUGCGCUUUAGUUGAUUUCAGUGCGCCAGAUAGUUCCUCAAUCGUCAAGGGCAUUUCGAGUUCCGCCUCCUGGUCCGGGGUAAGCUGACGGGAGAUGUGGUUCUGAAGGUAUGUGGUUAUCCGUUCUCGAUGGCUACCUAUGUCUCUGUCGUGGUGGAGUCGUGGUUGGUUAUAUAACGCCGCAUAGUAUUCCCGGAACGCUGACAGUAUGCCGUCCGGGAGGCAGGUUGUGUCUCCACUGCUCGUGCGUAUCUUGUGAACGUGUUGCGCUUUCCUUCUGUCUUGUAGCAUCCUAGCUAGCAACCUACCACUUUUGUUCGAGUGUUCAUAAUAAUACCUGGAGGCCUUCCUCGCGGUGUGUAGGAGUCCUUGUGAUAGUAUGGCUUUCAGCUCCCUUCGUGCUUCCGUCAGGCGGAGGUAUGUGCUGUCUGCGAGGUCCGUCUUGUGUUCCCCUUCUAGGUCAGCUAUCCGGUCUAGCAGUGUUGUGAUACGUCGUGUUCGUUCCUUCUUGCGUUUGGUGCCUAUGGCGAUGAAAUGUCCCCGUAUGACGCAUUUGUGAGCUUCCCAUAUCGUUAACGGUGGCGUCUCCGUAUCUUCGUUGGUGUUAAAGUAUUCAGUUAAGGUUUGAGCAGUCACCCUCUUACACUCUGCAUCGUCCAGUAGGGAUUCAUUCAGUUUCCAGUGUCUUUCGCGGGGUUUAUAUAGUGGGGAGCUUGUGCGGAUCGUCAGUGGUGCAUGGUCUGUGUGGUCCAUUAUGCCUAUUCGUGCGUCGUGGAGGAGGUUGAGGUAUUCCUGGGCCAGGAAUAUAUAGUCUAUGCGACUGUAAUUUUUAUGGACUGUCGAAUAAUGGGUGUAGUCUCUACCUUCAGGGUUACAUGCCCUCCAACAAUCCACCAGGCCGUGUUUAUGUAUAGCUCGUAGUGCUGCUCGUAUGCAGUGCGCCGGGAUCGUGGUUUGUCCUCUGGAGGUGUCUGUGCGGGGGUCCAGUGGUAAGUUGAGGUCACCUGCCAUGACCAAGAGGCCGUCUCUGAAUUUCUCCAAUUUGGCUAGCGUCCGAGCCAGGAAUGUAUGCUGCUUUCUAUUCGGGCCGUAGAGGCAUGCGAAGGUAUACAUGUGUUCCAUGAUUGUACCCUUAAUGAAAAGGAAUCUGCCGUUCGGGUCAGCCUGCGUUGCUAUAUGUUGGAACGGCGUCGUCUGUGCAAAGAGUAUUGCCACACCAGCCCUCUUAGCGUCCGGGUGGUUCGCGUAGAAUCCCUGCGGGUAGCGUCUGUUCUCUAGUUUGGGGGCGUCCAGUCCUCGGAGAUGAGUCUCCUGCAGGAACGCCACGGAGGCUCUCACGGCCCAUAGGCGCCUUACCAGGUGCGCGCGCUUUUCAGGUGUGUUAAGCCCCUGAACAUUAUUGGACCAGUAUGUCAGUUGGGCCGGGACAAAUCCUCGCGAGGCGUCCAUCCCGGCGGCAGGGCGGCGUCCCCGCAGCGUUGUCUGUAUGAUGUAAAGGUGGUGAGUGUGGGGGGGUCUGUCUGUCUGUGGAGGUGAUGUGAACGGUCUGGCGUGUCUUCUAGGUGUGCGGGUGUGACUCUGACCCUGUACCGGGUGUAUUCGUUCUCGAGCCUGGUGGGUAACCUUAGCGACGAGAACGCCGGUGUAAUGUACAGUGUGGGUCUGUCUCAGUGGGGGUUCCGUAUGGUCACUUACAGUGAAGUCGGUCUCGGAUCUGAGUGAGGUUGGUUCUCUCCCCUCUCCAUCGGCACCCAACCUGUAAGGGUGUGUGCAAUCGCCAUGUUUGCCUACUCUAGCCUAGGGGUCCGCAGUAUUCGCCCGGGACUUAGAGUGUCGGUCGGGCUGUGGUGUCCUGUACCGCAGUACCGAGGUCUGGGAGCGGAUAAGCCUACCGGUCCUGUCGGCAUUAUGGUCAGUGGUACCCGUGGGUCCCCCCGUCACGGUCGGCUCUCCUGGCUUCCCGGUCUUAAUGGCCGGGUGCUGUCAGGGGAUUCGACUGGUUUUGUCUGCCGGGCACCCCGGGGCCCUCCGUGACUGCCCUCCCCCGCCUGGCAACUUACAGUUCGUUGGCUACAGGUCAGCGUGUCUAGGGUGUUAGGGCGCUGUUUGGGGGUAGUCAGUCCUACAAGUGUUGGGCUGCAUUGUGAGGCCACCCUAUGGGCGUGGCUCGCCAGCUCCCACGUUUGCGUCCCUCCAGAGGGGCUGGUUUGGGACGUGGUCUCUCCCUGCACCCAGAAUUUCCGUCAUGAUAGUUAUCUGCGUGCCUGGGCUUUCGUAGUGGGGAGUACCAACAUGGCGUCUUGCUUGUCUCAGUGAGGCAGAUUGUGUGUGGUUGUUCCCUCAUGUGAGUGGCUGUGAUGUGUGUUGGGUGAUAUAAACGGAACCGUGUAUAACUAAACAACAUGAACAAGAAGUGCCCGGCUUUGUCCCAGCCCCCCUCCCAGCUCUAGCCCCGUGUGCCCGCAUGUCCCGUUGCCCUCGCCCUCCCGCAGCCCCCCCUCAGCUCUGGUCCGUGAGCAGCGGUGUGCUAGAGCAGCCUGUUCAGUUCAGCAGUCUUGACCCAGGUUGUGACCCGGGUGAUGGUGUCGGUGUCCAGACCCCUUGCACCCUGCCCAUCAUCCCCUCCCCACCUACGGGGUAUGUCCCCCUUGUUGCCCCGGGUGUGUGGGUUUGCUGAUGGGGCCCUAGCUCCCGGCCGCUCCCCGAAAGUGGCUUCAUUUCCCUCCCCACCUGUCUGCGGCCUUCCUCCCUGUCUACUAGCUAAUGCAAGCAGGCAGCGGACUUAAAAGUACAUACCCCUGCCGUGGUGUCAUCGGAUCUGCAUGGCGUCCAUAAUCAUAGCUGGGGUAAGCUCAGGAGGCAAUGUCCUGAUCUGGCAUGGGAUGACCCAGGGGGGGCCACUGGUCCGUGCGGCGUGGGGGCCUCUAUUCCUCAGGGCCUAUUGGGCCGCCUCUGCGUCUUGGUGGUCCAGGCUCCAGGUGGAUGUUGUGUGCCACUUCAGAUGGGCCUGUGGCUCGCGCCGGGGGUUCCUCCAGGAUCCAGUUUGGCACUGAGAUAGCAGGUAAGUUGGCGGUUCUUAAAAACCGUGGUACGUCGUUCGGCCAGCGGAUGAUGUGCCAUACGUUUCCCAUCCGGGCCUGCAGGCUAAAUGGAAAUCCCCAUUUGUAUGGAAUUCGUCGCUCCUGAAGUGCUCUGGUGAGAGGCCGCAGGGCCCUGCGGGCAUCUAGGGUGAUGGUAGAUAAGUCCUGGUAAAGGGAUAUUUGUGCUUCCAUGUAAGUGAUGUGCUGCUGUGCACGUGCUGCCCGCAUUAUAGAUUCUUUUAGCGGGAAUGACAGGAGGGCGCAAAUCAUGUCUCUUGGCUGCCCGUCUCUUCUGGGGGCGCGGAGUGCCCUGUGGGCCCUUUCGAUGCCGAAGUCGCCAGGAGCUGCAUCUCCUAGUAGUUGCGCAAAUAGGCCAUUCAGGAUCUCCUGCGGUAACAUAUUUGUAUUUCUAAUGCUAUAGUGUUCCAUUAAGUGGAUAGGGUCACUAAAAAGAUCCUUUACAUUUUCAAGUGGGCAGUUGUACCCGGGUCCUGUGUAAUUUAGUAACAUCUUAUAACUGAAUUCAGAUGUAGUUGCAACAUAUGAAUGUACAGUAAUGUUCUUAAUUUACAUUUUCAGCACAAUUGAUUGGCCCUGAAACUACAAAAAAAAAAUUCCUGUGAAUUUUUCCUGUUUACAAAUAGGCUAAUGUGGCGCGUGUAAGUAAUAUUUUCUAUAUUCUACAUAAACAUUUACUGCAAUUUUCAACUAAAAAUACUUUUACUAUUGUGCAUUUAAAAGACACAUCUGAAAAGUAAUAGUUUAUUACAUUUAUCAAAACUUUGACAAGUUGGUCUUUACACAACCAAAACAAGAAAAACACAUACAUCUUUUGCAAGGAUUCUACAUGAUGCCAACUAAAGUGUCAUAUUGACUGAACUUACAUAAGUGUAUUAAGUGUUCUAAACAAGAAGUAAUCUCAACGUGUAGUAUAAUAUUAUGUAAUUGGCGAUGAAAUAUUUCUCGCAAGCAGAGCUUCACCACUUAAACUAUGGCAUUUAGUGUGUGUUUCUUUCGCUUGUGGGGCUUAGUAACUGUUUCAGAAAUGUUGCAUUUAAUCACACUUCGCAACUAGCAACAAAGUAUAACUGUAUCAGUCCUGACUUGGAAUUUAUUCAAGACUAGAAAAAAAUCCCCUCAGAGCUCAUUAUCUAGGGCGGUGUUUCCCAACUGGGGUGGUUUUCAAUGUGUGUAACUGUGUAUGUCAGUGUGUAUCUGUGUCAAUGUAUCUGUCAGUGCAGUGUGUGUAUGUGCAAUGUGCCCGUUUGUGUACCUGUGUGUCAAGGUUUGUAUCUGCUAAUGUGUGUGUGUGUCUGCCAGUGUGUAUAUUUGUGUCAGUGUGUAUGUGUCAAUGUGUGUUACUGUGUUUCUAUGUGUUAGUGUGUAUAUGUGUGUAUGUGUUGCGUAAGUAUGUAUGUGGCAGUGCAUGUGCAGACAUCCCAGCAAUCAAACACCAACACAACACACACUCCUGCAAACGCAAACAUGACAUACAAAGACACCCCUGAACUCUAACUCUAAAAUUAUAUACAAACACUCAAACACCAAUAGUACACACAAAUGAACAUCCGCAUUUAUCCAACACUACAUCCAAACACACCUCUGCAUGCAAAUGCACACACCUGCUUCUAAGUACAUUAGUGUAUAUAAAGCAGAAAACAAAAUUUGCGGGGGAAAAAAACCUUACGUGCUGCUUAUUAAAAUGUUUAUGCUACAGCGCAAAACAUUUUUGACAGGUGUUGGGGCUCCACGAUGUCGAUAUACUAGGUAAAUUUUUCCACAGGAAAAAUUAAUUGGGAACCCUUGAUCUAGAUGAUUUGUUGACCAAGAACACUCAUAAUCAACAUUCAUGGCCAUUGGCCUCCUCGAUUCCCGCACUAUCUUUCAAUUCCGUAUGCCCGGCAAAGUCACAAAACGUAAUCUGUUUUGCAUAAAAAACUAUGGAUUGAACACUGCUUGAUUUGGUAACUCCCCUCCUCCUUCCCCUUAAGAAUGGCAUUGGAAACACAAGGGCAAAGAAGCAGGUAGAUAUGAAUAAAAAUAAAUUAUAUUUAUCUGCUUUUUCAGACUGUCUCAGAAUGAGACACAUGUCUGAUUUAAAGCAUAUCUUUUAAAUUAGACUUUUUUUUAAAUGGAUGCAUGUCCCAUUGGUGCAGAAUAGCUUAUUUUGACUAUAGUCACAGCUGUUUCAACCUAAAUAAAGCAAUUUGUUUUUUAAAUACAUUACAGUUUAUGCAUUUUGAUAAAUAAGCUUCAGUACAUAAAGAUUCUUAGACACAAGCAAACACAACUCAAAUUGUGUUCACCAGUGAGCUAUUUCUGCCCAUGUAGUCUCAUUAUAUCUUUGUGAGUACUUUUGUUAACCUCCACAAUUAUUCUUGGUGCUUAGUGUUGCUAGUACACUAUUGAAGGACUACAGUGCCAUAGAUUAUUCAGGAGACCAAUUUAUUUUAAAGUAAAAACACCUCAGGGCAAUGCUGUUUGUAUGCAAACAUUUCUUCGGUUCAUAUUACGGGCAUAUUUGAUACAUGAAUGCAGUUUAAUCAACUCAAGUAUUUUGCUACCACAAAAAAAAUCUUAAAAAGGGUAAAAAAAUUUUUAUUAUAUAGCUCAUAAUUUUAAAUAGUGAAUUCAGUUAAACACAGGGCUAAUUAAAUAGUUCUAUUUUUUUUCAGGGCUGCGCAUAAAUAUAUGUAGUAGUCUGUGUGCAGUGGCCCUGUAGUUUUAGUCCUGCAAUGCUGUAUAGAUACAGCAAUGUUUUCAUUGCAGAGUUAAGCGCACUUAUAGUGGCUGUCAUCUGCAGCAAUAACAUAGAAACAUAGAAUGUGACGGCAGAUAAGAACCAUUCGGCCCAUCUAGUCUGCCCAAUUUUCUAAAUACUUUCAUUAGUCCCUGGCCUUAUCUUAUAGUUAGGAUAGCCUUAUGCCUAUCCCACACAUGCUUAAACUCCUUUACUGUGUUAACCUCUACCACUUCAGCUGGAAGGCUAUUCCAUGCAUCCACUACCCUCUCAGUAAAGUAAUACUUCCUGAUAUUAUUUUUAAACCUUUGUCCCUCUAAUUUAAGACUAUGUCCUCUUGUUGUGGUAGUUUUUCUUCUUUUAAAUAUAGUCUCCUCCUUUACUGUGUUGAUUCCCUUUAUAUAUUUAAAUGUUUCUAUCAUAUCCCCCCUGUCUCGUCUUUCCUCCAAGCUAUACAUGUUAAGAUCCUUUAACCUUUCCUGGUAAGUUUUAUCCCGCAAUCCAUGAACCAGUUUAGUAGACCUUCUCUGAACCCUCUCUAAGGUAUCAAUAUCCUUCUGAAGAUACGGUCUCCAGUACUGUGUACAAUACUCCAAGUGAGGUCUCACCAGUGUUCUGUACAAUGGCAUGAGCACUUCCCUCUUUCUACUGCUAAUACCUCUCCCUAUACAACCAAGCAUUCUGCUAGCAUUUCCUGCUGCUCUAUUACAUUGUCUGCCUACCUUAAGUCAUCAGAAAUAAUCACCCCUAAAUCCCUUUCCUCAUAUGUUGAGGUUAGGACUCUAUCAAAUAUUCUGUACUCUGCCCUUGGGUUUUACGUCCAAGGUGCAUUAUCUUGCACUUAUCCACAUUAAAUGUCAGUUGCCACAAUUCUGACCAUUUUUCUAGUUUACCUAAAUCAUUUGCCAUUUGGCUUAUCCCUCCUGGAACAUCAACCCUGUUACAUAUCUUAGUAUCAUCAGCAAAAGACAUACCUUACCAUCAAGACCUUCUGCAAUAUCACUAAUAAAAAUAUUAAAGAGAAUGGGUCCAAGUACAGAUCCCUGAGGUACCCCACUGGUGACAAGUCCAAGCUUCGAAUAUAUUCCAUUAACUACAACCCUCUGUUGCCUGUCACUCAGCCACUGCCUUACCCAUUCAACAAUAUUGGAAUCCAAACUUAAAGAUUGCAGUUUAUUGAUAAGCCUUCUAUGUGCAACAGUGUCAAAAGCCUUACUGAAAUCUAGGUAAGCAAUGUCUACUGCACCACCCUGAUCUAUAAUUUUAGUUACCCAAUCAAAAAAAUCAAUAAGAUUAGUUUGGCAUGAUCUCCCUGAAGUAAACCCAUGUUGUCUCUGAUCUUGAAAUCCAUGUGUUUUUAGAUGUUCAUCAAUCCUAUCCUUUAACAUGGUUUCCAUCACUUUCCCCACUACUGAAGUAAGGCUUACUGGCCUAUAGUUGCCCGACUCCUCCCUAUUACCUUUCUUGUAAAUGGGCACAACAUUCGCUAACUUCCAAUCUUCUGGGACUUCUCCUGUUAACAAUGAUUGGUUAAAUAAAUUUGCUAGUACACCACUAAGCUCAGUGUUAGAAGUUGUUCUUCAUUCAUUACUUCUCACAGAGAUCUUGUGAUUGGAGGAGUGCAGGGUUUCACGCACAUGUGCUUCUUGUCUCCAGUGCUUUGUUAUGAGAAGCAUUGAAUUGGAGUGUGCCCGCUGACAAAAAGAGGUGGAGCAGGCAGCAGCAAAAGGCACGUGAGCAAAAUAUGCUUAAAUAGCUUUUUUCAAAAUAUAAGUGGAUGGGCAGAGGUCAUGGUAAAACAAAUUUAUUUUUAGGACUAUAGGUUCCUUUAAAGGAUCACUAUAGGGCCGGAGCACAAACAUGUAUUCCUGACCCUAUAGUGUUAAAACCACCAACUAGCCCCCCUGGGCCCCUCAUGCCUCCAUAAAUAUAGCAGAAUCUUACUGUAUUCAAGCCUGAAGCUGUAGAUCUGCAUGCGGUUUGCCUCAGAAAAACAAGCUGUCUGCUGACAUCAUCAGAAGUGGUGGCCUGAUCCAAUCUCAAUGCUUUCCCAUAGGAUUGGCUGAGACUGACAAGGAGGCAGGGGCAGAGCCAGCAUGAUUCAAGCACAGCCCUGGCCAAUCAGCAUCUCCUCAUAGAGAUGAAUUGAAACAAUGAAUCUCUAUGAGGAAAGUUCAGUGUCUGCAUGCAGAGGGAGGAGACACUAAAUGUUUGGAUGCAUUUUAGGCAGCCAUGACCCAGGAAGCUAUCUGAGGAGUGACCAGUGAAGUUAUCACUAGGCUGUAAUGAAAAAACUGCAUUUUCUCUGAAAAGACAGUGUUUACAGCAAAAAGCCUGAAGGUAAUGAUUCUAUUUAUCAGAACAAAUUCAAAGAGCUGUAGUUGUUCUGGUGACUAUAGUGUCCCUUUAAUUGUGUGUGUAAUAUCAUCACUUGGUCUGCCUAUUUUUUUUGUUUUCUUUGUUGUUUUUCUUCAGCGCAUUAUGAAAAACGUAAAAGGCACUGAGUUGGCACUCACAAAAAUAAGUUCCUGUGUGUGUAAGAUUUUUCACUCAGCCUUUAGAUGCAGCAGUGCAUAUGUUGUGUAGUGGACUCUCUACUGCAGGCUUCCCCAAACUCCGGCCCUCUAGUUGUUGCUGAACUACAACACCCAUGAUUCUAUGAAUGAAUCAUGAGAAUCAUGGGAGUUGUAGUUGAGCAACAUCUGGGGGGCCAGAGUUUGGGGAAGCCUGCUCUACUGCCUUCAGUGCUGUUUCAUAGCAGCAACUUAUUGUUAAAGUGGCCACACGGAUGAUAUUUUUGUCUAUUAGAAAUGGGUUUAAACCAGAGGAUCAGUUAGCUUUAUGCUUUCCGAAUAAAUAAGCAGCACCAGACCAAUAAAGGAACACUGUAGGCAUUAUAAGCUGCUUCAUUUCAUUGAAGUGCUUACAGUGUUUGGAAUCCCCAAGCACCAUUAGUCCAUUCAACAUUAAACCAUUUUUAAUGUUUUAAUACUAUAACAGAGCUCCCAGCAGCUCAACCCACCCUCUGCUGCCUUGGCUAAUAAUGAAGCAUUAGCCUGAGUAGUAAAGGGCAGCUAUGAUUGGCUGAGAGUGUCAGCUGACCACUUUCAUCUUAUCACCGUACCCAUUCAUAUAUAAAUCGGUAUGGCUAGAUGAAAAUGUGUAAUCUCUGGCUUAGCCACACCUCCGAUUUGGGGCUAAUGGAAGUCAGGGAUCUGCAUUCAGUGUUAAACUGCUUGAAAAUAAUUUAAUACUGAAAGUGGGACCGUGCCAGCAGACUCUUACCUCUGUACCUAAUUAAAUUUGAUGUAUUGGUUAUAGUGCCUACGUUGUCCUUUUAAUCCCUACUUCUAUCGUGAAUUAAACUGUAACACUCACUCACAAAAAGAAAACUUUUUGUAUGUGGAUGUUACCUCGGAAAAUAUUAUAAAGUACACAAUCAUAGAAUAAACACUUCACCAAAAUCUAAUAAAGGUCAGGUUUGGAAUCCAAAGCCUACUAGGCUAAGCCUCUGACUAUUGAAGACUGUGACAUGAAUCCAAAAUCCCUUAACUAAUCAAGCUUUAUUAGUGAUUGCCUAUGUAGAGGAGUUGGGUAUGAAUGAAGAUUUCUAAGUAGGAAGGAAGGCUGUGAGAGGGCGUGAUAUCUGCUUUGAAAAUUCUGAGGUAAGUAUCUCCUAUAUGUGCAGACUGAUUUUGAGGUUUACAGAUAAUCAUAAAUAGAACUGAUAUGGAAAUAGAUAGUUGCUCAAAAUCUGCAGUCACACCUUCACUGUAUUAGAGUAAGCAGAGCCAGUAUAGUAGUUUAGCCUUUUCUUAAAAUCUGCAGCCACGCAUUUAGUUCAUUGGAAUAGACUAAGCAUAGGAUAAAUUUGAAUAGAAUUUCGAUGCAAACUUUAAGGUCUCUACAAGUGUCUCCAGUAUUGAGACAAGCAGAGUAUAAAAGGUAGAGCUGUUAUAAUGAUUAAGCCUUUGCUCAAAAUCUGCAGCCACACAUUUAGUUCAUUAGAAUAGACUAAAAAUAGGAUACGAUUGAAUAGAAUUUCAGUGCUCACUUAGGAUCUCUACAGAGUUCUCCAGUAUGUUGAGACAAGUUGAGAGAUUAUUCUAUUAGUCAUAAAUGAGCCUCUUUUGCUCAUUAUAUAUCCGCUUAAAAUUACCGGUAUUCAAGCUGUAAUCCUAUAAUUUAAAUAGAUGGGGAAAAAAAGUAGAUAUAGAAAAGGCCUCCCUUUUAAUCUUACUAGAUAGUCAGAGGAAUGAAGGGAAAAAAAUAAAAUAAAAGUUUUAAAUGUUAAUAAAUCAAAAUCAUGCUUCUAAUUAGCUUGGUUUACUACACCAUUGUACUUCGAGAGACACUAUAGGCACCAGAACAACUAUAGCUUAUUGAAUUUGUUCUGGUGAGCAGAAUCAUUACCUUCAGGCCUAUUUGCUGUAAACACAGUCUUUUCAGAGAAAAUGCAGUGUUUACAUUACAGUCUAGGGAUAACUUCACUGGCCACUCCUUAGAUGGUUGUUAGAGAUCCUUCCUGGGUCAUGGGUGCCUAAAAUGUAUCCAAACAUUCAGUAUCUCCUCCCUCUGCAUGCAGACACUGAACUUUCCUCAUAGAGAUGCAUUGAUUCAAUUCAUCUCUAUGAGGAGAUGCUGAUUGGCCAGGGCUGUGCUUCAAUUGUGCUGGCUCUGCCCCUGCCUCCUUGUCAGUCUCAGCCAAUCCUAUGGGGAAGCAUUGUGAUUGGAUCAGGCCACCACUUCUGGUGAUGGCAGUGGGCAGGUCAAAAAGAAACAGGGACAAAGUAAGCAGCUGCAGACUUCAAUAAAAGUAAGAUUUUACUAUAUUUAGGGAGGCAAGAGGGGACUAGGGUGGCUAGAUGGUGGUUUUAACCAUAUAGGGUCAGGAAUACAUGUUUGUGUUCCUGACGUUAGUGUUCCUUUAAUGUGUUUAGUGCCCUGCGAUAUAAUGCCCGACACGCUUUUCGGUGCACAGCGUUUGCACUUUCGUCAGGGACCAAAAGUGACCUGACCAUGUCUUGCCUUUUAAACCCAUCACCCCAAGUGGAACCCGUGACCUAAAGCCAAUCGGGUAUUGCCAUGUUAAUUUAGAGGUGUGACCUGGAGAAUGAUACAAUUAAUUAUGCAAAGUUCCUCUUGCAUGUGGUCCAAUCAAUGAGUGAAUAGUCGUAACUGUCAUGCUAUCGGCUUCGAUAUGAGCUUCAUUACUUGUUCAACAAAUGUUGGCAAAUAUUAUGCAUAAUUGUUAGCAUCUUCAUAGCGAUCUGUUUGUAUAUCUUAUUCCCGUUCUAUUUCACUUAACUGGGUCAGAGAUGAACUUGCUUUUGUUGAAACAAUCUCAGGGUGCAAUAAUGUAUCUAUUUGCUAAAAAUGUUACAUUUGAAAUAAAGUGUCAAAUAUAUCUUUGUAUUACAGUCUUGUUUGUAUUCAAAUUUCCAAUGCCGUGCUGAAUUCCGGAGUUGUUACGUUUCAAGCAUACAAUUACUGUCUAUUUCGAAGCAUGUUCACUAUCACUAUGCCUCAUAUUAGAUGAAUCUAGGUAUCUCUAACACUCGGACUGGUGUUGCCAUUGCGGACGAUGGGGACCAAGAGACGCUUACUUAUCUGUGUGUUUAUUUGAUUUGGAUAAAGGACUUGACUGAGUAUUAGAUUCCACCUUAAUGAUUAUCAAAUCAAAUAUGUAACCAAUAUAAUAGCAGUGUCGGUUAGAAUGGUAAACCGACAUCGUGAUGCACUGUUUAUUCUAUUACUUAGAUGGAUGGAGCAUAUAUAAAUAAAUCCAAGGUAUGUAAGGGAUAGUUCAGAAGUAGGCAACGUUUUAGCAGCACUGUGCCAAAAUAAGAUUGUGAUGGCCCAUAGCGUGCCGGUCCUACUUUUUUAAAUUGGGGUGUCUAUGUUGUCGUAUUCUGCUUGUGUUAUUUAUACUGAAGUUGCUUUGUAUCAUUGUAUUUGAGUGUAUAUGAGCUAUUAUAUUGUAUAUGUUCAGGAGUAGUUUGUGGUAUCGUGUAUGAUACCUAUGAAAGUUGGCUGUGUAUGGGGGCUGCUUGUGGAAUUGUGUGCGUGGAUGAAAAUGUCACAUAGUGAGUUUCGUAGUGUGUGUAUGUGUGGGGCUGUUUGGGGUAUUGCAUGUGAGAGACUGCUUGUGUGGGGUUGUGUGCAUGUAUGUGGAUUGUUAGUAGUGUUACGUUUGUGCGGACUGUGUGUGGGGUUGUGUGUAGGCUGUUAGUAUUAUUUGAAUGAGGGAGGGUUAAUCUGCAUUUCUGUGUAUAUAAAGCAGUGUGGGUGGCUUCCCUGGGUUCCAGUGAGGACCAGGCUGGCCAGGUACAGGUCAAGGACAGGAGCUGCAACAGCAGUUGCAGGCUGCUCUACUCCAGUGUGAAUUCCCAUACGUGUUGCAAUGCAUAAAUUGAGGAUUUUCCUUAACCACCUUUUCGUAUUAGCAGAUAUCUGAAGUUUCACUGGGACUUCUGAUAGGCCAGACCCUGUUUGGCUCUGGCAGCCUUGAGUGCUGUGCAAAGACACCUCGAGUGCCGUGCAUCGCACAUGUGCCAUAGGUUGCCUACCCCUGGUAUAGUUUUAACCUUUUCAUGUGCUCAUAUUAGUGUGUAGCUCACUUAUUACAUUAUCGUCCCAUAGUUUAUAGCAAACUAUAUAUUUAUAAAAGUAACUGCUAUUUGCUCAUGAUAAUUUCAGACAAUAAAGAUAAAGUCUAAUGGUAAUAAUACCAGGUUUCCCUAUGUCAAAAAGAUUAUUACAACUCUAGAUAUAAUUAUAUUGUGUAUCUUAGCACCAAUCCUAUCCAUAAUAAAAUUAAAGGUAUGUAUAUGUAAACCAGGUCAAUAAACAAAGUGGGUAUAGUUACAGAGGGAAACAUAAGGAAGGUAUUUUGGUUGUAGAAAAGUGAUAGUAUGCUUUGUUAUAAGUAUAUGUUAAAGUGAAUUGUAAUCUAUGUGGAAGUAAUUUCAAUCAGAUAUGAAUGAAGUGUAUGAAAAACCUUAAUUCAAACCAGAUGGAGAUAGCGUUUUUAAUUUGUAAAUCCAGAAACACUCUCUGGAGUAGUUUUUUGUCUAGGUCACCUUUCCUUCGGCCUACAUUUAUUUUUUAAUUUUUUGCUGAAUCGUAGUCCUUGGGAAGAACCCCCAUGGUGUAACUUUAAAUGUUUAGAUAUUGGGGUGUCAAUAAGUCUGCAUGGAUUGGUUGAAUUGACAUGUUCUAGAAUGCGCUUCUUGAAUGCUCUUCUUGUUUUCCCCACGUAUUUUAAGUUGCAGCUACACAUCAAUAGGUACACUAUAUCUGAGGUUUGGCAGUUGAUGAAAGUUUUGGUGGUAAAGGACUCUGCUUCGUUUGAAUUUGAAGAGGUCUUAAAAUAUCUGCGAAUGUACUUACAUGCUUUACAAUUUUCCUGGUGUAGUAAUGGCCAGUAUCUGUCUAGUGUGUUCUUGACGGCAUACCAGCCAGCAUCAAAGGUACCACUGCAUCUAAUUAAAGAUUGUUCAGAUCUGUUUUGUUGUGCCUCAAUAAGAAGGUUUGGUCUUUUAGUCAGUAAGACUCUCAAGUAAGCUUGUUUCAAACAUCUAUUUGGGUACCUUUUCGCCUUGAAAUGUUCUCUAAGGGUUUUGGCCUUAACUUUAAAAUCUUCUACUGAGGAGCAAUAUCUCCUCAGCCAAAGGUACUGCCCUAUUGGUAUUCCUUUUGUAAGAACCGUAGGAUUGUGGCUCUUCCAAUUAAGGACGUUAUUAGUGGCAGUGGGUUUUCGAUAUAAAGUUGUGGCCAGGAGGUUCUCCUCUGUUAAUUCAAUAGAGAAGUCUAGAAAGUUAAGUUUUUUUUGUCCUCAACCUCAAAAGUCUGUUUUAGAUUAAUAAUAUUGAUGUUUAGCUCAUCAAAAUUUCAAAAUCUUGAAAGAUUUCUCUAGUGCCUGUCCAGAUGAUCAGUAUGUCGUCUAUAUACCUCUUCCACAUUUUGACGUAUUUACUGUAAAACCAGUUUUUGGUCAAACACAAUAUUUUGUUCCCACCAGCCCAGGUGGCGGUUGGCAUUUGAGGGAGCACAAGCCGUCCCCAUAGCGAUCUCUCUCACCUGGUGGUAGUGCUUUCCUUCAAAAAGAAAAUAAUUGUGAGUCAAAAUUAGAGAAAGUAAUUUUGCAACAAAGUUAUGCACUCUUAGUGAAGGGUCACAUGUUUGAAGGAAAGCCAUUACGUGUCUGAUGCCAACUUGGUGACCCCCACCCUCAGGGUCUCCCUCCUGCUGGGCUCUGGGGAGAGGAAGGGGUUAAACACUCACCUUUUACCAACGCCGGCGGGGAGCUUUCCGCCUCCUCUCCUCCUCUUCGGCUGAAUGCGCAUUCGCGCGGCAGCAGCUGCGCGCGCAUUCAGCCAGUCUCAUAGGAAAGCAUUAAUAAUGCUUUCCUAUGGACGCUUGUGUCUUCUCACUGUGAUUUUCACAGUGAGAAGCACGCAAACGCCUCUAGCGGCUGUCAAUGAGACAGCCACUAGAGGCUGGAUUAACCCAUUUAUAAACAUAGCAGUUUCUCUGUUUUAUUAAAAAAAAAAAUGGGUUAACCCUAGCUGGAUCUGGCACCCAGAUCACUUCAUUAAGCUGAAGUGGUCUGGGUGCCUAGAGUGGUCCUUUAAAACUUUUAUUUUUUUUCCCUUCAUUCCUCUGACUAUCUAGUAAGAUUAAAAGGUAGAGAGGCUUUAUCUAUAUCUACUUUUUUUCCAUCUAUUUAAGUGAUUUAAUUACAGGUUGAAUAAUUUUGAGCUGAUAUCUAACGAGCAAAAGAGGCUCAUUUAUGACUAAUAGAACAAUCUCUCAACUUGUUUCAACAUACUUCAUAAAUCUGUAGAUACCCUAAGUGAGCAUUAAAAUGUUAUUAAAUCUUAUCCUGUUUAGUCUAUUCUAAUGAACUACAUGUGUGGCUGCAGAUUUUGAUCAAGGGCCUAAUCAUUAUAACAGCUCUACCUUUAAUACUCUGCUUGUCUCAAUACUGGAGACACUUGUAGAGACCUUAAAGUGACACUAUUGUCACCAAAACAACUUUAGCUUAAUGAAGCAGUUUUGGUGUGUAGAUCAUGUCCUUGCAGUCUCACCGAUCAAUUCUCUGCCAUUUAGGAGUUAAAUCACUUUGUUUAUGAACCCUAGUCACAGCUCCCUGCAUGUGACUUGCACAGACUUCCUAAACACUUCCUGUAAAGAGUUCUCUACAGUUUAUCCUUCCUUCUGUUUAAUUUAGAUUUUCUUAUCCCCUGCUGUGUUAAUAGCUUGCUAGACCCUGCAAGAGCCUCCUGUAUGUGAUUAAAGUUCAAUUUACAGAGAAAGAGAUACAAUUGUUUGAGGUAAAUUACAGCUGUUUGAAAGUGAAACCAGUUUUUUCAUGCAGGCUGUGUCAAUUAGAGCCAGGGGCGGUGUGACAAGGGCUGCUAAAACAGAAACAAAGUGAUUUAACUCCCAAAUGGCAGUGAAUUGAGCAGUGAAACCUGAGAAACAUGAUCUAUACACUAAACUGCUUCAUUAAGCUAAAGUUGUUUAGGUGACUAUAGUGUUCCUUUAAAGUGAGCACUGAAAUUCUAUUCAAACUUAUCCUAUGCUUAGUAUAUUCCACGGAACUAAAUGUGUGGCUGCAGAUUUUAAGAAAAGUCUAAACUACUAUACUGGCUCUACUUACUCUAAUACAGUGAAGGUGUGACUGCGGAUUUUGGGCAACUAUCUAUUUCCAUAUUAGUUCUAUUUACGAUUAUUUAUAAACCUCAAAAUCAGUCUCUACGUAUAGGAGAUACUUACCUCAGAAUUUUCAAAGUAGAUAUCACGCCCUCUCCCUGCCUUCCUUCCUACUUAGAAAUCUUCAUUCAUACCCAACUCCUCUACAUAGGCAAUCACUAAUAAAGCUUGAUUAGUUAGUUACUAACAUUGGAUUCAUGUCACAGUGACAUUGGAUUCAUGUCACAGUCUUCAAUAGUCAGAGGCUUAGCCUAGUAGGCUUUGGAUUCCAAACCUGACCUUUAUUAGAUUUUGGUGAAGUGUUUAUUCUAUGAUUGUGUACUUUAUAAUAUUUUCCGAGGUAACACCCACAUACAAAGUUUUCUUUUUUGUGAGUGAGUGUUACAGUUCUAUUCUAUAUACACACACGGGUUAGGCCUUAGACACUACUGGAGUGUCUCCAUGGUGCUCUAGAUUCAGAAGAGAUCUUACAAGUGCAGAUUACCUUAAACUUAACAUGUUUACAACUACUUCUAUCUUGUCCCAUUUUCUCAACCAUUAAGCAUUAUCAGUGAUAGUGCCUUAUCCUUGAUACUGGAAGUGCACAUGGCCUGAUUGACAGUGCUGCAAGGAUUAAAUAAUAGUGAGGCACAAAAAAGUUGAACUUUAUGGAUUUGCAUCUUUUUUUCACCAUCAACCUAGAUUAUUUUUUCUUUGAAGUUUAUAUUUCUACAGAAAGUGUUAUAAUCUGCUAUGUAACCAUAAGCCCUCCCCUGGCCCAAGCACUAUGCAUGGAGUAGCUCAUAGCCUGCUUGCUUCCCAGACAGGUUAACAGAUUUGUAGAGAGAUCACAAGCAAUGUUACUCUCUCCCCUCACACGUUUGUGUCCUAAUAAAAUAGGGUUAAUUUCUGCAUCAGUGUUUCAUGCUGCCUAUUCCACAUAUACUACAUCUUAACGUGGAGUUAUGAUGCCCCAUCAGAAUAGACCACUAGACACUGUUUACCAACUCAUCUACUUUAUUCCCGUAUGCAGUGAUCUGUGCUAACCAAAUUGGUAGCAGCAUAGUUGAUUUUAUUUUUUUUCUACCUCCCCUAAACUUUGCUGCAAGGUUGCUAGAAUAAUAUUUCAGUUGUAUUCAGAUUGAGAGUAAAAUAAAAACAAUUAUUUCAGUGGUAACAAAUGCCAGAUAUAUUUUAUUUUUAGAUUGCUCCAUUUUUUUAUUUUUAUAGAAGUGGAAGUCAUUGCACAAAGUUUCAAGACAUCACUUAUAUAUUGAUAUAGUGGGUUACAAUGUUUUACAUCUGUAUAUAUACACAGUUAUUUACAGUUGGUCUUACAUUCAUAGAUUUAUUCUGCUGUUAAGUCUGAAUCCACUGCUCUGACCAUCACAGAAUUAAAAUCUUUAGCAUUGGAUAAUAUAUACAGUUUGAUAAUGUAUGCCUCUGAUCUGCAACUUUGGCGAUGGAUUUCUUACAGACUAUAUUAUAUCAUUUAGUGGUAGGGAACCUAUAAAGGUAGGCUGGAUAUUCCAGUACACACAUUUUCAAUGUAGUUUUAGCAUCUGUGGUUGGGAAAAUAUUUCACCCCUUAAGAACGGAGUCAGUUGUGAUAAAAACAAAACCUGGCAUUUGCGCUACAUGUCUGUUGAACCAUAAUUCACCUCUUUCAUAUUAAGUACACCUACACUGAUUAUUAGUGAUGUCCCGAACGGUUUGCCGCGGAUGGCGAACAUAUGCGCUGUUCGGUCCGCCCCCUAUUCGUCAUCAUUGAGUAAACUUUGACCCUGUACCUCACAGUCAGCAGACACAUUCCAGCCAAUCAGCAGCAGACCCUCCCUCCCAGACCCUCCCACCUCCUGGACAGCUCACUAAGAAUGCAGCUUCACAAUGAAUGUAAAAUGGAUGCUGUCCGGGAGGUGGGAGGGUCUGCUGCUGAUUGGCUGGAAUGUGUCUGCUGAAUGUGAGGUACAGGGUCAAAGUUUACUCAAUGAUGACAUAGGGGGCGGACCAAACAGCGCAUAUGUUCGCCGUCGGUGGCGAACCGUUCGGGACAUCAUUACUUAUUAUAUAUAAUUUUAAGGUGAAACAGGGCUUUCAUUUUAUAUCAAAUAUUUAUAUAUGAAACAUAAUUUAAUAUGAAUAAAAAUUUUAAAAAAACUUGAAAUUAAGCAAUUUUGUUAUUUUUCAAAUUCUGCGUGGCAUUUUAAUUGUUAAUAUCAUAAUACUGUUAGUUUUUAUUGCAAUAAAUUACACAUAUUUGUAUUCAGCGAUGUCUCACAAGUACAAAAGUACCCACUAUGUACAGGUUUUGUGGUGUUUUGGAGAGUUACUGCAUCAAAUAUAGGGCUUUCACCUUUUUAAAUUUUACACAUUGAAAUUUGCAAGGUUGGUUUGCUGGGCCUAAGCUACCUUUGGGACUGUAUGGCAGUCAAUGAAUUAAAGGACCACUCUAGGCACGUCAGCGUCCAUCGGAAAGCAUUAUGAAUGCUUUCCUAUGUGACCGGCUGAAUGCGCGCGCAGCUCUUGCCGCGCGUGCGCAUUCAGCCGUAUGCGAGGAGAAGAGGAGGAUCGGAGGAGGAGAGCUCCCCGCCCAGCGCUGGAAAAAGGUAAGUUUUAACCCCUUUCCCCUUUCCGGAGCCGGGCGGGAGGGGGACUCUGAGGGUGGGGGCACCCUCAGGGCACUAUAGUGCCAGGAAAACGAGUAUGUUUUCCUGUCACUAUAGUGGACCUUUAACCCCAGUAUGGCAUACCAUUUGUAAAAGUAGACAACCCAGGGUAUUCAAAAUGGGGUAUGCCCAGACUUUUGUAGUAGCCACUUUAGUCACAAACGCAAGCCCAAGUUAGUUUUCAUAUUUUAUUUUUUUUGCAUUUUCCACACAAAAACUGCACUUUUACUGAUGAUAUCAUCAUUACAAAUUUUAGUGUUUUAAAACACUCAUAUCUGUGUUCAGCGAAGUCUCACGAAUGUACAGGUCUCAUGGUGUUAUGGAAAGUAACAGGGUUAAAUAUAUGGCUUGUAAAUUAAAUCCAAUGGACUUUCUGCCUGGGUUGUCAGUCAGGUCCCUUAAAUUAUAAUUAAUUAUGUAAAUAUAUUAGAUAAAUGUACACGUUGAAUAUGAAUAAAUAUAUAUAAUUCAGUGAAGAAAACAAAACAAAAAUAAAUCUCAAGAUAGUAUCUGUCUAUGUGAGCACAAACAAAAACGUACAUUUGUGCUGGGCUGAAGUUCCAGGUCUUAGAUCUUAAUGAUUAAUUAAUAAUAUGGUGAGAAUAUGGGUAGCUGCAGUUUCUAUCACAGCAACAAUAUGUGCAUUAGAGCUGACACCUAUAGUUAACUAGGUGUGCUACUGCAACCCAUAUCUGCUUUCAAGUGGAGGAGAGAAAUAUAAUUAAUAUUGGUUAGAAUAAAUAGAGUAAAAAAUAGCCUAAUCAAGAUAGAAGUAGAGGCUAUAAUGUGCCUUCAAGGGCACCUGUUACCCAAAAUUCUACUCUCACACUAGGCAGAGAUCAAUGCCCAAACCGCCCAAAACUUUAUUUUUAAUUUCAGACACCAGGGGGUGCACUCAGGCAGUCCCCCUGCAGGCAGUUUCAUAGACUGCUUUGUGGCCAUGUGAUUGCGACGUCCGUCGCGAUCACAUGGCCCUGGAGGGCCGAAAUGGAAGCAGGGUGACUGCCUGUCUCCUGUGGAAGACCCCCCAGACCAGAAUCGCCGCUGAUCACCGGUCCAGGUAAGUAACUGCAUUUAGGCUCAUUAAAUAGUACUCCCUAACGGCAUUAACAGGUUAGUAUUCAAGAAUUUGUUUUGAACAAAAUAUAAAUUAACGGUAAGAUCCCCACUUUGAAUAUGUAAUGCAAUUUUGGUCACCAGUUUUAAAGAAGGAUAUUGCAGACCUAGAAAAAGUGCAGAACCUAGCUACAAAAUUAUUAAAGUGGAUGAAAAACAUUUAUUUAGAAAGGAUAGAAAAACUGCAUUUGUUUUCUUAGUACAAACCACUAUCUGUUCAUCAGUAGUAAUAUUUAAUUCCAUUUUAAUUUCGUUGAGAUUGGGGGGGAAAAAGGUGUUUUUCACUUACAGCAAAGGAAAGGGGUCUUUACAGUAAGAACACUAAAGAUCUGGAGUUCUCUAAAGAGAUUCUCUUCUUUUGGAUGAACAGCAUUAAAUAAUGGAUUUUAAGGUUGAACUUGAUACACUUCAGUUUUUUGUUUUUUUUAACCUAUACUACUAUAUAACACUAUGUAUAGAAUACUGCUCAUUGAUACAUACCGAACAAUUACCCCAAGGCUGUGCUGGUGUCAGGAUGGAUGCUAGUAAGCCCUUAAUGGUACAUAUUGAAAGAGUGUGGUAGUUUGAAAUGAGGGCAUGUUUUGUAUCAGUCUGUUUUUUUUUUAUAGUCAAAAAUCGAAGAUCUUCAAAAGAAAGACCUCUAUUGGCUGUCUGUUUAAAAGCAUGCGGGGCAGGGCCGGCAGCGGAGGUCAUAGGAUCUCCCCGGCCGGUCCAUGCACGGACCACGCUAUCUGAGCGCCGGCCCCGCUGUGUUUCAUGACAUCAAAGAUCUCCCUCACCGGCCCACAUGCAGUGUGUUGUGGCCGCUGGCUGGGGAGGGAGACAGGAGCGGACCCGCAGUAGCUGUAUUAUCUUGCAGCUCCGCCGGGUUUCUCUCGUGAGAUCCGGAGCAUUGCCAUGGGUCUCGAGAGAGAGAUCACUCACCACUAGGACCAUCAGGGAUAGCCGCACGGUCCCCCCUCCCAGGCUGAAGGGAGGGGGGAUACAAUGCCAAUUUAUUUAAAAAAAUUUUUAAAUACAUAUAUAUUGCCAUUAACCUGCCUCCCCCAACACACAAUCCCUCCAAACACUCACACACACCCAUAACCCUCACACACACAUACAUACAUUAAUCUCACACAGCACCCUAACACACACAGCACCCUCACUCACACACACUGCACUUUUCACACACACGCACCCUCACAUAUCACACACACACACUGCACACCUCACACACACACACUACACCUACACACACACUGCACCCCCACACACACACACUAUACUCCUCACAAAUACACACUACAUCCCUCACACAUACACACUGCACACAUACACACAGCAGCCUCCAAACACACUGCACCACUCACACACAAUACUUAUAUGUAUAUAUACCAAACAUAUAUGUAUAUAUACUACAGAACCCCUGACACACGUACUGCACCGCAAAACACAUUACAUUACAGACACACACUAGAUCCCUUACCCAACUCUGGAUCAUCUACACAUAUACACACUCUAGAUCCCUAUAUACACUCUGAAUCCUCUAUAUAUACCCACACACACACACUCACUAUAUCUCCUAUGCACACACUGGAUCCCCUACACACACACUACAUUUCUGACAUACACACUCUGGAUCCCCUAUGCACACACUAGAUUCCUUGUAAGCAAACACAUACUAAAUUCCCUAAACACACACUCACUACAUCCCACUAUGCCCCCUAUACACACACUCUCUACAGCACCUAGACACACAGUUUUAGCCAAUCAGCACCUCCUCAUAGAGAUGCAUUGAAUCAAUGCAUCUCUAUGAGGAAAAUUCAGCGUCUCCAUGCAGAGCGUAGGGACGCCGAAGGUCAGGGCUGCUUUUUCGGCAGCACUGACCCAAGAAGCACCUCCAGUGGCCAUCUAAGGAGUGGCAACUUGGAGGUAUCCCUACAGGCAAUGUAAACACUGCCUCUUCUCUGAAAAGACAGUGUUUGCAUGAAAAAAAGCCUGAAGGGAACUAUUUUAGUUUUUCUGAGGACUAUAGUGCCCCUUUAAACUGAAGUGUUGUAUGUUGUCAGAAAAAAAGUGUCGGGGUCUAUGCACCAAAACUCGCUUUAUAAAGAUGAAUUUUUUUAUUUAGUGCUUAAAAUUUCACUUUAAGCGAAGAGUGGGAUGAUGUUUCAAGGGUCUUUAAAAUUGAUAACAGAUAAUGAUACUCUUUGUAAGUACAGCGAAUACUGCUACUUUGCAGAGAAUGAGCUGUCUAUUAAUCAGACUCGUUACAACUCAGAUUUGAGGUGUGGCCCAUUGUAACAUUUCAUGUCGGUGAGAGUUUGCGUAUUGGAUUGUUAUAUUCAUUGUUCUUAUACAUAACAUAUCUUGUCAGGCUGUAUUUAUAUUCUAAUUUGUGUUGUUACUAUUUUGAAUUUCUAGUUAUGCUUUUUUGUUGUAUUUCUAUGCAUUUUCAAAUAGACAUUUUAUUUAAUUAUGGAUCUUGCUUUUAAAUCAAAGUGUCUCUUUUAGGAAACUUAUGAAAUUAUUCAAACACGUAAUUGAUUGUAGCACUGCCCUUACCUUUCACCAACUCUUAGAGUGACUUUAACUCAUGAGUCAUUCUUUAUGACAGUGGGAGUUUUAAAACCAGUUAUUGUGACAUGCAGAACAUUUUUUUUUUUUUUUAUCGAUUUGAUUUGCCAGCAGACACAAGAUAUUGAGUUUUAGCUUGUUUUAACUGUUCUUAAAACAGUGUUUCGCGAUUGAUGCUUUUUGAAUGCAGUUAAAUUUACAUUUGUUUUUUAUUUUAUAAUAUAUAUAUAUAUAUAUAUAUAUAUAUAUAUAUAUAUAUAUAUAUAUAUAUAUAUAUAUAUAUAUAUAUAUAUAUAUACACACACACACGAUGUAGCGUGUACGUUGCACCCUGUCUACUUGCAGAGAGUGGUACACAACUGCAGGAAUUGUGAAACCAUCAAUUUUACAUUCUGGAGUCCAUAUGGGUAUGAUGCGUUAAAAGGAAUAUUUGUUUCACUCUUUUCUGUGUGAGCUUAUGUACAUGACACUCUGUGGUGAGUGGCACAGUGGCUGGGGGAUAAAAUUUCAGCUGGAUAGAGGUUUGUGGAAUAAGAUCAGAUCUCAGACUAAAAUGAGAGGAUUUUGAUUGUUAGACCCUGGUCAGGGAGGCGUUUCUUUUGCUGACACUUGGCUGUGCUAGUGAAGCAGCUUUAGGAGCUUUAAGUGCAAGUAUUUAUUUUAUUUGCAUAUGUAUCUAAAUAAAACAAUCCACAUCAGUUCCUUUCAUUUGUGUCCCCUUUAUCCAAACAAUACACAAUGGUGUAACCUCUUAAAUAGUACAAAUAUUCAUGUGAAAGCAUUGCAAAAGUGUUUGCCUUUUAAUCCCGAUUUUGCUUUGUAACAUUCAUUGUUUAAUGAGUCAUAGCAGGCCAGGGCCACAGUUUUUAGACAUAAUAGAAGCUUUUAUUCUGUUUUGUUACAUAUCCAAGUGGAAUUAAGUUAUAUCAGCUUUACUCAGGCUGAAGGCCAUUAUUACAGAGAACAUUUGUCUAGACCAGUGUAAUGAUGUGUUAGUGAAUCUAUGACACUUCAGACAGUCACUGUGGCAGUAAAUGACUGUUUACUAAUCCCUAUCUUGUUAUGUGGUCACUAGAUCACUUGUUAGUGGAAGAAUUAUUUUAGGAAUAAAUAUAAGUGAUAAUGUCAGUAGGUAUGUAUAUAACUAUUUAUGCUUUGUGAUGUAGUUUACCUGUACAGGGCCAGAGUUAGGAAAUCUCUUGGUGGUGCAUCACUGUACAUGAAGGUUAACCCUUAAAGCGGCACUGUCAUGGUGGAAUCCAGUUUUGUUUUUUUUAACCCCCUCCCAACUCCACUGCAUCAAAUUGUCCCCCUAGCUACUCUCAAAUGCCCCUAAGCCCCCGUAACUUAUUUUUUCAUCUUUAUUUCGUGCCUUUCAGAGUCUGGAAAAAAAAAUUUGCCACAUUUUUUUUUUUUUUUGUGCUCUGGUUUUUAAUUUUAUUUUCAAAGUUCAACGGGUAUUAUUAUUAUUUAUUUUUUUUUUUGGCCUUUUGGGGGCUGAAAAAAGGUUUUAGAAAAUACAUCAAAUGGUAAGUUUUUUGGUUUUUUUUAAAUUUAUUUACAGGUAUUUAGUUUUAUUGUCCCCCCCUCACUAUUUGUAGGGUGAGGGGGGUAGGUAGGGAUUUAUUUUUUGGGAUGCGGGGGUGACUAGGGGCUUGGGGACCCCUAGUCACCUGGGGGGGGGGUGUUUACAUUUAGCCUCUGUGACGGACCGCUGGCACUCCGACUGAGUACCUCCGCCAAUCGAUGCUCCUAGCGCUUGCCGAGGACUCCAAGCACUCCAACCGACACCAUCAGCACUGCAGACCCCACUUCCAGCGAUGCAACUGCGCUGGGGUCUCUGCUGUCUCCACCCACCAUGGACCCAAGGCCAGGAUCCAGCUUCCAGUGGGUGAACCUCUCUUUCCCCAGAGAGCAGGAAUAAGCUCUUAGCAGAACUUAGUGAUCAUACCCUGGGGAGUAUAGUGAUUAUAGCAAUCCCCAGAGUGUAUUUCUCCAAUCCCCCAAACAUGAGCCAAGGCUUAAUGCUGGAACAAGAUUGAUUUACUGGCACACAGAACUCACAAUUUAUGCAACACAAAACUCCUCCUCUGGGCCAGGCUAGAUAAUUGAGUUUCUACAAUACACAAAGCUCAAUUAUCUGCUGGCCAGAAAUAAUACAGUUUCAUAAAACACACAGGGACCCCAAAACAUGCAAUAACCCCAUAAAGUAUAAAGUAUAUCCUUGGAACCGGGGGAUCUGGGUGAACCACAUAUCCAAAAUUCACCCAGAUCCGUUCAGUACUUUGGAAAAUACAGUUUAAUGCAGAUUCUGCAGAACAUAUACAGGCUAAAUGAAAAACAAUCACUGUAUAAUGUGUCCCCUGCUGUAUAGUCCAAAACCACUGCACGAUGUCUCUGUGCACCAAAUACUGGCGAGAUGGCACCGUGUUGAAAAGUCCAAACAGUAUCUGUGAGUUAAAAUGGCCGCCAUCCAUUGUUCUCACCAUAUGCUUCUGAUACAGGAAAUGGUGGCCACCCAGUAACUCCACAGUAUGUCCCCAGAUGGUUCUUAAAGGGCCAGCAGCAGCACAACACAAAUCCAUUAUACCCAAAUCAUGUCUUUAAAGGGCAAUACAUCCCAGGGGCCAUAGUCACAGGGCAAGAGGCGGGCAAUCAGUCCUCUCCAGGCACAAGUGGCGAAGGGCACUUCGUCACAGCCUCCACCCGCCGCCCAUGGGGGGAGGUGGGAGGGCAGGACAAUAGGUCGUGUGUCCCCGUUUUCAUUUAGGGCCCCCACCAGCCGCUCGUGGGUGGGGACCAGGGGGGAUGGUAGAUGCUAGGUCCCCCCGUUCAGUGUAUUUUUUUUUUUUUUUUUACAGUGAGCAGCCACAGGCUGCUGACUGUUUAGUAGACAUGCCCCUCCUCGCGAUAUAGCGAGUAGGAGCAGAAUUUACUAAUACUAAGUAAUCUUAGCAGCCGCGCCACGAAUAGAUCAAAAUUUCAUUCAUUCAAAUGAAAUUCUGAUCCAAACAAAGUCCCGAAUUGCAUCCUAACACGAAUGGACAAACUGUUCUCAUUCUGUUAGGACGAAAUUCGGUAGUUUCGUCCGCAUUCAGGAAUACUGACAGGAAGCAUCGCAAGAUCACAGAGGAAAGGUGAAAAUUGUGGGAAAUCACUCUGACCACAGGAAAUGAAGCACACUCCGCUGGUCAGGCGUAGAAAACCUACAUAAGGAAAAAUAGUCCCUACUUUGUAUUAUGUUUUGAAGAACACUAGAGCAGACCGGAAGAAAUGAAGAACAGAUCCUGAGAGAGGGAGGGAAGAGGAAUCGAUUGGGGAAAGGUAAGUUCGGCAUGACAGUUCUGCUUUAAGGACAGAAGCGAUUUGUCCAAGAUCUAAACCAAAACAAAGGUGAUUUAUACGAUUAUGUAUAGUUUUUAAAAGAACAUAAAUAGCUUUCUUAUUUUGUAAUUCUUUUCACUGUGGCAUAAAUAUAAACAACGGUUAACCUACUCCGAGGUAUAGAUGGUGAGUAGGAGUAGGUUACAUAAUCGUUACAGCCAAACACAAGUACAAUUGGGUAGUAGAUAUCAGAAGAAACAACUGCAUUUUGUGUGUAUAUUAUGCAGAGCAACGUCUCAAACACGGGAAUCAAUAAAGAGAAGAAACAAAAAAUAUGUAGCAAGUGUUACUGUCAAUUCUGCGGCAUGAGAUAGAUUAGUAAACUAAAAAGCUUGUGCUCACCGGCUUAGCGCGAUUGGAACAUCAGUGCAACAUUCAAAUAACAUUUUUGCAUGAAGGCAUUGCAGCAAGCAUUCUAGCAUGCAAUAUGAGGUCUAAUACAAAUAUGAAUAUUAGCUUUGCAGUCUACUGGUACCAUUGCUGCAUUUCUUAUUAACAAAUACUACAGUUACACAAAAUAGGAAUCGUUAAAGAAAAAUACAAAAACAACAUUGGCACUGUUCUACAGAAAUAGUGGUCUGUUAUAUUUUAUAUAUGUAUGUGUGAAAAAUCUUUUUUUUAAAUGGGACAAAAGUAUUUUUUUCACAUGUUUGCUUAUAAUUUCAAAUCAUUUUUGGCAGUUAACGCUUAACCUCCCAUACACAUAUAAUAGAUUUUUAGGUCUCUAUGAAGAGCUAACUUUCAGUGCUGCAUACAGCUCAUCGGUCAUUCUGGAGCCACUAAAUUUGUCUCCCAUGCUGACAGCAGGAGCCCCAGGUAUCAAUUGAUACUUAGGUCUUCCAGUGUGAGCAGGGAUUUAACCUUGCUCACCAAAACAUUAGGAAUUUCCAUGCUGUCCUAAUGGCAUUAAAGCUUACUAUGUUUAGGAUGCCAUGGAACGUCAUAAAGGUGUUAAAUAUCCAGUAGCGUUAGACACUACUUGGGACCCCCUCUUCCAUUGCACACAUUUACUUAUAAAUUCAGUGAUAUGCACUCAGAACUUUUGAUAGAGAGUCCUAAUCCAUGACUGUGCACAUACUUGAUCUACAACUUGUCAAAUGCUGUGAAUGGGGCAUAUCAAUAAACAAUUAGCAGCCAUGAUAUUGCUGUUGUCUGCUUAUUCAACGGUUCUACUCCAGUGUGAUUAUCAACAUUAUCAUCUAUAUAGCACCACCAUAUUUCGCAACUCUUUACUUUAAUACAGUGGAGAUAUAAUACAAAAACUAAUGAGACACUGAUCAGCCACACCAUUAAAACCACCAGCCUAAUAUCAUUUAGGUCUCUCUUGAUGGACUCCACAAGACCUCUGAAUGUGUCCUGCUGUAUCUGGCACUAAGAUAUUAUCAGCAUAUCCUUUAAGUCUGGCAAGUUGUGAGGUGGGGCCUCCAUGGAUCAGAUUAGUUGUUCCAGCACAGUCCCACAGAUGCUCAAUCAGAUUGAGAUUCGGGGAAUUUGGAGAUCGAGGCUACAGCUUGAACUCUUUGAUCCUCAAACCAUUGCUGAACAAAUUUUGCAGUGUGGGUUCAUUAUCCUGCUGAAAGAGGUCAAUGCCAUCAGGGCAUUGUCUACAACAAACUCUAGGUAGGUGGCACACAUCAAAGUAAUAUUCACAUGAAUGCCAGGACCCAUGGUUUCCCAGUAGGAAAUUGCCCAGAGCAUAAAAUUGCAUAUAUAUAUAUAUAUAUAUAUAUAUACAUACAAGAUCCAGCUCAUUCACUCAUUCACUAAAUAGCAAUUUCAAGUCUCACAGCAUGUAAUCAUUUUAUUUACAAAAAACACCUCAUCUAGGCAAAAAUAAUAGGGGUUUAGUUACAGUAUAUGAUCAUACAUUGCAUAAGCCUGUCACACAGUCAAUGUAUCGCAUUUUUAGCAGGUUCUACUCUAGCAACCUAAUGCCUGUUGAGAUUAAUCCACUUACUUGGAAAAUGCUUACUCCUGGGACUCUCUGUGGUGCUAGAUUAAAUAGGGCCUAUAUAUAUAUAUUAUAUAGGAAUAGGUAUUGUAAUAUCUUCAGAAAAAUUAUAAUAUUCCUGACAACUUAAUGAAUAUAUAUAUAUAUAUAUAUAUAUAUAUAUAUAUAUAUAUAUAUAUAUAUAUUAAGUGGAGCUAAGCAGUCCCUAAAUUCAUUGAGUACAUCCAUGUAUCACAGAUAUACACGAUGCCGUCAAUGUAAAAUAUUGAGAUAUACUCCCCUCUAUUCCAGUGCCGCCAUUUCCUCAUUUUUGUGGGUGGUACUCUGGUCCAGCCUCACUCCUCCUGCAGUCUUCUUUCAUGCGCCCUGCCCCUUGUUCUCCAAGCAGGGCAUGUGUCCUCCGUGAACCCGACACACUGGCUUCAUUUGCCAGUGUGGCGGACCGCCUGGUACCCUGACUUGGUACCUCUUCCAUACACGCUCCCUGGCGAUCACCAGGACAUCAGCAAUGCUCCAGUCCCUAGCUGCCGCAGCUUGGCCGGAGUCUCACCUUCGUUUCCACCCUGCAACAGGGUCCUGGAUCCAGGUUCAAGUGAUUAAAGCUCUCCUACAGAGUGAAGUACCGCUGAGGACCAUUCAUGGGUUUCUCCAUGCGAUCGGCCGCCAUGGAGCUAGCGUUUGGUUCAGCUCCAAAGAAGGAAAAGUGCCGAACCAGGUGCAGCGAGGCAAAGCUGCUUGGAGAGGCCGGGCAGGUGAACUCCUGAAUGGGGUCUUUGUGUAUGGCCCAUAGUCUUUGGGCAGGAGGCUAGCUAGCAGGCUCCUCCAGGAGCUUGUGGCAUAGGCACGUUUGCCACAGACAGAAUGCCUGUUGUUCCUAUACACCCUAGUCAACACUAGCAGCGUUGGCUAAGCAGUUAGCAUAGUAACCGUGCUGUGGCUGUUAUAUUUGGGAGAGAAGAUAGACUAUAUGUGGGCGGUGUUUUCUGCUCUCCCUUGUGGGUCAAUUCUUUGCAUUAAGUCUAUGCCGAAGAAUUGAUUGGCAGGUACGAGAAAGACCUAUUUAAAAAAAAUAAUAAAAAAAAUAAAAUUAUUUUGUUGUGCACUUAAUAAACACAUAAACUUGGUGCGCCACAUCAGUGACAUCAGGGUAAAUUGGCAAACAUUUGCUAUACAUUCGAUAGUCUGGCACAUUUUAAGUUUAAAGAAAUCGAUAUUUCCACAGUUUAGGUUCUCGUUUUGUUUGAGUAAGUUAGCAAUAUGCAUAUGUCAGAGAAGAGUAGUCAAAGGAGGGACCAAGAAGGAAAACAUGAUAUAUACAGUCGUAAAAUAAACAAGGCAGUAGGAUUAAGUAUAUGCUAGGCUGAUUUAUGAGGCAGUUAAACAUAACCCUUGUCUGGCUAGGUAGGGAGUGAGUGGUUGCUGUUUGUGCUGGGCUUAAACUAGCAGUUAAGCAGCUGGAAGGAAGAUAAUGCAGGUGUACACUGCUAGGUAAAAAACCAGGUUAGAGUAGUUAAGCUCUGUGGCAGUAGUAUUUUGUUGAGGCGUAUAUUCAUCUCUCCUAAGCAUGUCUGACAUAUCUGACCUAGCAUAUGAUAUCUAUCUUUGUCUUAAAGGACCACUCUAGGCACCCAGACCACUUCAGCUUAAUGAAGUGGUCUGGGUGCCAGGUCCUUCUAGGCUUAACCCAUUUUUUCAUAAUUAUAGCAGUUUCAGAGAAACUGCUAUAAUUAUGAAUGGGUUAAGCCUUCCCCCUAAUCCUCUAGUGGCUGUCUCAUUGGCAGCCACUAGAGGCGCUUGCGUGCUUCUCACUGUGAUUUUCACAGUGAGAGCACGCAAGCGUCCAUAGGAAAGCAUUGUAAAUGCUUUCCUAUGCGACGGGCUGAAUGCGCGCGCAGCUCUUGCCGCGCGUGCGCAUUCAGCCGGCGGGGCGGGGCGGAUCGGAGGCGGAGAGGAGGAGGAGAGCUCUCCGCCCAGCGCUGGAAAAAUGUAAGUUAUUACCCCUUUCCCCCUUCCAGAGUCGGGCGGGAGGGGGUCCCUGAGGGUGGGGGCACCCUCAGGGCACUAUAGUGCCAGGAAAACGAGUAUGUUUUCCUGGCACUAUAGUGGUCCUUUAAUGUAAUUUUUGUGAGACAUAGAUAUUCUUGUGUUAAAAUGUAGUAUACAUGUUAGGUGGUAUUUGAAUGCCAGGGAGAUAUGCGAGUUAAGCCUUGCUGAGCAUAAACUAAUAAUAAGUAACACGUGGGGUAACUUUGAGCGCAGGCAAUAGUUGGACACCUUUAUUGCUAUGCUUUACUAGGGUUUUAGCGUGAUAAGUGGGUGUAAAACUUUCAUCAUACUGCAGACUAUUCAGCUGUGCUUUCUUAGUAUUUCUUGUGAAAGUGGUCCCCUCGGUGCCCCUUCAUAACACAUCAUGUGAGUGUAAAAAUGCAGACAUUAAAAUAAAUAAAAAAUUAACGCUUAGGUGGUAGGUGCAUAGGAUCAAUGUCUACAUGAGCAGGUGUGUAGAUUAGUGCCCUGGAAUGUGUUUGUUAUGAGAGUGGGGUGUGUACAUGGGUUAAUGCAAAGUUUGGAAGUGUGUGGGUGUAGAUGCGGUGUUAUGGGUGGUAUGCCUUUUGUAAGUUCAGUUGACAUUUAAGCAAAUAGAUGAUAAUAAUAAGUGGAAAUGCUAAUGGUUCCCCCUCCCUUCGAUCCCCCUUGCAAAUGAUCAGUGGAGUCUCUGUAGCCUAUAUUGAGCACCUAUGGUUAUUUAAUCUGGGUUAGGAAAUAUGCAAUAGGCAGCUUGCCCGAUAGAGAGUCUCAUCACCCGGUUUCUGUCGGCCCUCGUCCUGCAGGGCUGAGCGCGGUCCCACCGUGCAGAUUGUUGCGUCCAGCUCGGUGCCUCUUAGGGGAGGUGGAGCCAGGUCCAAAAUCAGUGCGGACGUGAACUCGGUGGGGUGUACAAAGUCCUCUUUUGCGGUUCUCCAUGUUAGUUGUGCCCCUUGUUUCAAAUUUGGGUUGUAUACCUACUUGGGGCCAUCAGUAAAUAAAAAAUAAAAAAAACAAGAAUCCAAAAUUGUGGAGUGUACAGUGAAAGCAAAAAUAGUCUCCUGAGUCCCAACAGGGUUCUGUUCAGCUGACCUAGCCGGGGCAAGGGAAGGGGGUUGCCCAGCAGUGGGGGAAGUCCAGAGCCUGGGGUACAUAUGUUGUGGUGUAAGGUAGUCUGGCAGCUGUCUGUGCCUGCAUGGAUCCUUGCUGGUGUUCUCUGUAGUGUUGUGUUGCAUCCUUGCUCUGGUGGCGAGUUAUAGUCUUCUGCGGGUAAGUGGCUUGUGUCCUUAGGUUGUGAUCGCCGCGUAUGUGUCAGGUGUGGAGCUCUGGGAGAUGAAUGGGGUGAUCCAUUCUGGAUUCCAGAUGUGGGUGCGGGUUGGGGAGCUUUUAUUGUUGUCAGCUGGUCCUUCUGGGGGUAACGAGUCCUGAGGCAGACCUAAGGAUUGCAGCAUGGCCGGAGCGUCCUGGAUGUCUCGGAUAGUGUGUAUGUUCGAUCCUCGUUGGACUGUCAAUGCUCUGGAGGGCCGCCAGCGGUAAUCUAUCUUGCGUGCGCAGAGUACUGAGGUGAGCGAUCUGCACCAGGCCACGGUGCCAUUGGACAGGUCUGCAUAAAACGAGAGAUCCAUGCUCUCAAAGCGGUAGGUGGUUCUGCUGCGGAGGGAAGCUAUGAUCACUGCCUUGUCUCUGCCGCUGCGGAGGGUGUCAGUGACGUCCCUCGUGGCUGGGGGUGGUGCGCUUUUUGGUUUAGGGACUCUAAAGACCUCUUCUGAGGUGGUUAUGGUGGUCUGUCUGUUUAGCAAUAUUGUCGUUAAUUGGCGCUCCAUAAGUUUAGGCAGUUCGGCCUCUGGGAUGUCCUCGGGGAAUCCCCUGAUUUUGAUGUUGGAGCUCCACCUGGCAUCCUCCAAAUUAGUGAGGCAGUGUUCGUAUUGCUGGGUUUGCUGUUUUAGGUCUAGCAUGGUGUGUUGCAGUGUGGCGAUAGUUUGGUGAUGCGGCCUGUCAGGUCUGCACAGAGCGCGGUGACAUCUUCGUGGAAGCUUUUUUUCAGAUCUGCUAGCAGUGCUUUCAUGACCGCUGUGCUAAUCGGUUCUGAGCCUGCCUCCAGUCCUCGGUGUUUCAUCUUCCGUAGUGGGUUAGAGGGCUGUGGGUGCUCCUCCUCUGCGUCGUCAGGCAUAUCCUCCGAGAAAUCCGAGCACCCGCCAUGUAACGCCGCCAUGCUUGUUUCAGUGGCUCCUCGUGUUUGCCUCCACAUCUCCCCGAUCGUGUGUCACGGGGUGGGCUUGUUUGGUAUAGUUUUCUUCCCUUUUCUCCCCAUGUGGUCCUAGGGUGUUUGCCCUUUGGUUGGGGUGUGAGGGAGGUUAUUCUGAGCGUUUUUCCCCGUGUGAGUCUCGGAGCUCUCCGUGCUUGCGACUGUUCGCUUCGGUGUUCAGGCUCCGCCCCCCCACAAAGACCUAUUUUUUAACACGUUCUCCUAGUCUAUAUAUAGCCUAGGAAAUCUGCUAGAACAUUGUAUAGAUUAAUUGCUGUGCGUUUUUAAAAGAGAGUAUGUUGUAACUGGCAUAAAAGGCACUCUAUAAUUAUGGGAAUUAUACUUUUUUUUCCUCUACUCUAUUAUUUGGAGAAUUCCUAUCCAACAAAACAGUUUAUCAGAACUGCUCCCAAUUGGUGCCUAUAUUACCACGUAUAAUUGUUUUUAUGCACGUAUAAUUGUUUUGUGCCCUUUUCUCUGUUUACUCUUUUACUAUAAUCCAUUUUAAGAACUAACAAAUGCCAAACAAUUCACAGUUUAAUUGCAUAUAUAUAUAUAUAUAUAAUCCCUUAUUUCACUAAUUAUUGUCUGUAGUUAUGUCACAAAUAUUUUGCACUCGCAAAUGUUCACUUUUACAGCAAACGUACCACAAUUUAAAAAAAACGUAAUCUCGCCAAACUGUGUUAUGCUUUUACUCUCAGUAUUAAGUUACCCAGACUACACAGGUAUGAAGCAGGAGGGAUUCUUAGAAAGUUACUGUGUGCAAGAGUUAUUUCAAAUUGAUUAAUUAUAUGCACCUAUGCUGCUAAUGCAUGUGUGUAACUGUGAAGUAUAGAGAAGGUAUGUCCUAAAUGGUCUUUCUAUAACCAAUAUGGCUCCAUACAAAACAAGAUGCCCUUAACUACAAAUUAUCUUAUGCUGACUGCCAUUUUUAUUACCAAUUCAAACAGACCUAAAUAAAAAUUGUUGUUUUGAAUGGGCAGUUAGAACUAAAGAUUAUGCUUAGUCUCCAUUAUCAGGGUUAUUUUCUCAAAUGAGAAUUUCUAAGAGAAUUUAAAAUUUAAGACUCAAGUAGCUAUUCAGUAGUGAUUUGAAAUUGUCAUGGUGCCUAUAGUUUGUAUGUACUGAGUUUAACCCCUUUGCUGUCAGAGGUUUAUCUCCACCUAUAGCUAUGGCAUUGGGCCGUCAUUAGCCCACAGAAGAGCUCUGGUUGGCUAAUGCCGAUUAUGUGCAGAUAUUGAUGCACAGUGGGACCAUCAUUGGCUUCAAGCUUCUAAAGGAGCCUCAGGGACCCAGGUAAUAGGGAAAAACAUUAUCAUUACCAUUAUCGAUGAACCAGGCCAGGGUACUCUUGGCAUCAUAACAAUUACAACAUUGGUUUAGAGAAAAAGAUUUAGUAGUUUUUUCUUCAAGAAACAUAUUUAUAAUUACAGUACAUCUUUAAUUUCCACUGGAAAUCCCUCUGAUUAGUUGACAGCUGCGACUUUCUAGCUUUUCUUUGUACUCCACCUCUACUGACCGGUACAACCAGACUAGAAUAUAGUUCUGAUGGCUGAAAUGAUGAAGAAUUGAAAUAUUAUUUGAAAAACACAAGAGUUUAUUCACUAAAUAGUUGAGAUUAUUUAUUAAACUCUGAAUUGCAAAAUAUAGGGUGAAAUAACCAAAUUGGAAAUAUCUCCAAGUCUCAUCUAGAAUGUUGAUAUUGAUAUUAUCAACUCACUGUUUUGUAAAUAAAGUGCAUAGUGAAUAUAGACUUGCUAGAAUGUUUUCCUAGGCAGGAUCUAAUGGCAUUUCCCUAAUUUCAAGUAUGUCCUGGGAAUAUAUGUGUUUGCGCCAAAAAUUUUGGGCUUGUGUAAAAUACUCACACGUUUAAAAGACCACUAUAGUGCCAGGAAAACAUACUCGUUUUCCUGGCACUAUAGUGCCCUGAGGGUGCCCCCACUCUCAGGGUCCCCCUCCUGCCGGGCUCUGGGGAGAGGAAGGGGUUAAACUUACCUCUUUCUCCAGCGCCGGGCAGUGAUUUUCACAGUGAGAAGCACGCAAGUGCCUCUAGCAGCUGUCAAGAGACAGCCACUGGAGGCUGGAUUAACCCAUUUAUAAACAUAGCAGUUUCUCUGAAACUGCUAUGUUUAUAAUUAAAAAAAAAAAAAAAAAAAAGGGUUAACCCUAGCUGGACCUGGCACCCAGACCACUUCAUUAAGCUGAAGUGGUCUGGGUGCCUAUAGUGGUCCUUUAAGCUUCAAGAUUGUGGUUUUCCUGUAGAUUUUUGUGCAGUUUAGGUGCAUUUCUUUUUCUUCUUUUGUCAGUUAAAAUUCAGAACACCUGCUGUUGCACAAUGCAACGUGAUGCAAUAUAUAUAACAGGGCAAAAAAAAUUAGUCGUAUGCUACUAGCCAGACAGUAAAAGUUACUUGCCACUGAAAACCAUAGAAUUACUCACCAGUGGUGGUUUUAUUCUCACCAGGGCUAGUUUCGAUUUGAAAUAUCUAUAUAAUUUAGAAUAAUUCUAAAUAAGAUUUAAUUAUGUGUGUAAAUAAAUGGCUAGUAAUCUUUCACUGGCCAUUAAACACAGCAUGUAUAUUAUAUAUACAGAAAACCGAGCAUAUAGAAUAUAGCAUCUAGCUAUAUAUUUCUUAGAAUAUAUUUGUGAUGAAUGAUUUUUUUCUUAUUUAAUGGACAUAAGACAUAUUUUUUCUGAAUAUCAUAUAUGAGUAACCAGCACCAUCCUAUUUGCAGCUUGCUGCCCUAUUGGGUUUGACAACUCAGAUGGGCUAUUACUUGAAUUGCAGGGCCAGGUUUGAUGAUCUAGGUCCUGAUUUAGUCUUUGACAUGAUCUGGAAGAUUGUUUUCUGAUGCUCCUAAUAAUGAGGUUGGUAGAAACCAUUGUAGCACAUUGCACAUGCCAAAAAAUCUGAGUUUGCAGUUAGAGAUUUUUAAGGUAGAUGUUAAAGGAACAAUCUAAGCACCAUAACAACUACAACACUUUGUAUUGGUUAUGAAGCCAGCGUACACUCCAGUGAAGUAGUCAGAUUGUUUAGUAACAACCGUGCUUAACUCAUUGGCAGAGUUUCCACCUGUGAGGAGGCAGGGAGUAGUGCUCCGCCGAAUUCACGUAAGAAGUCAAACUAAACCCCAGGGCUCUUCUAGCAUCAUAACCACUACAGCAUGAUUUAAGCUGUACAUUUAUUCAAUCCAUUAUGUAUCAGUUUAUGGUCAAUGUGAUGAUUUUUAUUUGAUUUGUUGAGAGCACAAUGGACACUUCAUCAGACCUAAAGUUAAUGUAAAACCAUUAUAAAUCAUGCAUUUCUUUAGUUCAUAACAUAGGAAAAUACGUAACUCUUCUUCUAAUCGGUUUGUAAAUAUUACAAUCUACUCAUCUUGUUCCUUUUUUGAUAGAUCAUUCAUAAUUAUUUACUCAAAUAUGUUUUAUGUGUUUACCUAAUUCACAUAUUCAAGAAAUGCACGCUUCAGUGAGCUAAGCCUAUGGAACUAAAGGUUUGUGACAUUUAAAUGUCCCAUAAUAUAUGCCUGUCUGCCUCAAUAAAUAACGUAAAGGUUAAAGCUUCAUAGAAAUUAACUGCAGUAACAGAAGCAAUGCAUCACACAAAGCUUUGUUUGUGUUCCUGUACUUCUUCUUUUGAGUUAUGGAUUUUGUUUUUAUUGUAUUGUGUUUUUCAUUAGUUUUUAAAUGUCGUUGCAAGGCUAAGAAUGAUUUAAAAGGACACUAUGGUCACAGAACCACUACAGCUUAACGUAGUGUUUCUGGUGUCUAUAGCCUGUCCCUGCAUGCUUUUUAAUGUAAACUCUGCCUGCUGCCUAGGAACACCUUUAGUGGCCACUAGAGGUGCUUCCUAGACCAGUGCUGCAUAGUGUCUUGCAUGGAGAUGGCGAACAUUCCUAAUAGAGAUGCAUUGAAUCAAUGCGUCUCUAUGAGGCGAUGCUAAUUGGCGCAGCACAGCUUUUUGCCGCGCAUGCACAAUAGCCUCCUAAUACUUUCCUGUGGGAAAGCACUAGAUUGACUGAAAUCAUAAAGUUUGAUCUCAGCUGUAGAGGCAUUGCCAGCUGCAGCAAGACCCACACGGUGUGGAAGAAAAAAUUAGCUUAAACACUGUUUUACUGCACAGUGGGGGUGCCGGACACUUAAAUAGUCAUUUGUUUUAUGUGUGUGUUCCUGACACUAUAGUAUUCCUUUAAUGCUAAUAACUCUGUGUCAGGCAUUUUUUUUUCCUUAAUGUUCUUUGUUUCCACAGAAUUACAUUUUUAAUGACUCUUCAAAACCUUUAGGGGGUUACUCCAAUCAAAAUCCAUUAAAAAAAAAAAAGAAAAUACUCAAAAUUACUGGUUUUGGUUAGAGUAACUCUUGCAUAAAUGUACCUCUGCUCCGGAGCCAAGGCCAAGUUCUCCCCUCCACCUGCUCCUCCUCCGUUGAUCUGUCUGAAUGCCAGGGGUUUAGGGGAGGAAAUGGGUGGCUAAAGGGAAAGUGCUGCCAUUAGCUGUCUGUAACAUGCUGUGCUAAAUUUGCACGGAUUUCACAUUAGCCAGUCCAAAAUUCUUAUUUCUGGCUUACUGAUGACGCCACAAAGAUGUUGCUGAAGUUACACCUCCGGCAGCAUAGAGGUUAAACUCUGUAUGUGCAGCAUUAAGCGUUCUACAGCAAAACGGCCUACAUACAGACUCCAGGCGCAAUGACCAUUUCACGUUAUUAAAGUGGUCAUGGAACUUGGAGUAUCCCUUUAAGUUCAGAAAAUGUAUGAUGCAUUCUGUAAUACAUGUGCUUACAUUUAUAAAGUACUGUGUUUAUUUUGUUACUGGAUUUUUUUCAACUAAUAAUUGUUAUACAAUGUAGUGUAAUGGAGCGUGUGUAUAUAUAUAUAUAUAUAUAUAUAUAUAUAUAUAUAUAUAUAUAUAUAUUAUUUAUUUUAUAUAUUGUAUGUAAAUAAACCAAAGGUUUUAAUGUCUUCUUGGCAGAUUGACUCCAUGAAAGAUGACAGAGGAGGUCAUUGUCAUUGCCAAGUGGGAUUAUACGGCACAACAGGAUCAAGAACUUGCUAUAAAGAAAAAUGAACGCCUGUGGCUACUUGAUGACUCCAAAACGUGGUGGAGAGUAAGGAAUGCUGCAAACAAAACUGGAUAUGUGCCAUCAAACUAUGUUGAACGAAAGAAUAGCUUAAAGAAAGGAUCCCUUGUUAAAAAUUUGAAGGAUACGUUGGGUAAGACAUCUUAUCUUUUUUUUUUUUUUUUUAAAUAAGGAUGUUAUCAUCAAGCCUCUCACAGGAAAUCUACAUAAUUAUUUAACACAUUGUAUAAUUCCUCACAGUCUGCAGGAUGAGUCAGUUUAGGAGAAUUGCUGAAUCUGAUAACUUGACAGCUUGUUGGAUCAGGAAAGCGUCCGGACAUAUAGGGGGAAAAUCCGCUGGGUGGCGAAAAAAAAAGAUACCACACUGAGCUCGUUCAUCCGAUAACAAAUAUGGGGAAUCGUGUCAGUGGUGUAGGGUUGUAGUAGAUAGUAGUGGGUAGCUAGUAGCAAGCCAGGUCAUCCCCCCAGCUCCAGGCCUGAUUGAAGGUCGGCAUCACUGGGCCACUAACUCGGGGGCACCUGGAGUCUGAGUCUUUUACAACUGGGGAAAAGCUGAAGGUCUUGCUGUUCCUUCGCCACCUGUGGCGAUCGGUUCUCCACUUGCGUGGAUGAUGCACGGGCGCAGCACCCUUGUUGGCCUCAGGCCUAGACGGGCCAGAGUGAAGAUUAUCAGGCUUCUUUGCCAAGGUUGCGUCCGAGGGUGUCCCAAUCAUUCUCCGGCUUCCACGUCUCCGACCACCCAUCAGAUCCCGGGACAGGGUUGCAGUUCUGCUUGCCUCUAUGGCCGUUCAGAAGCGGUCAAACAGCUCUUCCAGCUGCCUCCACAUUCGUUCCGUAGAACCAUGCUAUGCUGCGUGGAUAGAGCAAGUCCCCAAGCAUGCUCCAGGACAGAGAGGUUUAAGACCCCAGUCAAGUCACGGCGACUGGGGGGGCAGAAGCAAUGCGGUUUGUCUCCUGUUCCAGCUAGGAAGCGGCCCUUGGCAGAGGUACCCAGCCGGGGUACAGGGAGCUCUGUUACACUAUCAGUAAAUUAUUCAGUGUAUUUGCUUGUUCUCCAAGCUAACAAUGGUGCACGUUGCCUUUUGUAGUGUGUGUACAGUGGCAAGAAAAAGUAUAUAAAUCUUUUGAAAUUAUUUGCAUUUCUGCAUAAAUUGGUCAAAAUGCAUAAUCUAGUCUUCAUCAGUCACAAGUAUAGACAAACACAAUGUGCUUAAGCUAACAACACACACAUUAUAAGCUUUCAUGUCUUUAUUGAACUCAUCACAUUAAACAUUUAUAGUGCUGCAGAAAAAGUAAGUGAAUAGCUAAUUGAUCCACCUUUGGCAGCAAUAACCUAAUUCAAGCGUUAAUGGUAGCUGCGGAUUAGACUUGCUCAACUUUCAGGAGAAAUUUUGGAUCACUCUUCCUUACAGAACUGUUUCCUUAUAGCCAUUUUUUAGGAUGUCUGGUGUAAACAGCUCUCUUGAGGUCAUUAGACAGCAUCUCUAUGGGGUUAAAGUCUGGGCUGUGACUGGGCCAUUCCAAAAUGCAGUUUAUCUUUUCUUUCUAAGCCAUUCUGGUUGGUGUCCUGCUGCAACACUCAACUUCUGCUGAGCUUCAGCUGGCAGACAGUUACCCUAUUAAUAUUCUGUAGGAUGUCUUUACAACCUGGGAAUUCAUUUUAUCCUUGCAAGUGAUCCAGGUCCGAAGCGGCAAAACCACCUCAAAUCAUUAUGCUACUUUCACCCUAUUUAAACGUUGGAAUGAUGUUCUCAUAUUGGUAUGCUGUACCCCUUUUUUACGCCAUACAUAGUGCUGCAUGUUCUUCCCAUAAGUCUAUCAGUCUUCCCAUCAGUCUACAAAACAUUUUCCCAGUAGCCUGGUAAAGUGUCAUGGUGGCAAACUUCAGUGGCGCAGCAAUGUCUAUAAUAAUAAUUAAAGCAGUGGCUGUUUCCUGGUAUAUUGCAGUGGACACCAUGCCUGUUCAGCAUUUUCCAUAUAUUCGACUCAAAAACAGAGAUGUUAACCAGUUGCAGUGAUUUCAUUAAGAGUUGUGAUUUGGCCCUUGAAUCCUCUUGACUGGACGGCCACUUCUGGGGAGAGUAGCCACAAUACUAAUUCAUCUCCAUUUGUAGACUGUUUGUCUAACAAUAUACCGAUAAAUAUCUAAGCUCUUUGAGAUAACUUUGUAACCCUUUUCAGCUCUAUGCAAGACAACAAUUCUUGAUCACUGGACUUCAAGAACUCUUUUUUUUCUUUUUAGCUUUCUUGAGCGCUUUUUGUGAAUAGCAGAUGUGUUUUAUUCCCCACCUCCUAUAGACUGUAAGUUUUCUUGUAAUUGUCCUAUAUAUAUAUAUUUUUUAAUUAUUUAUUUCAAGGUUUUUGUUUUGUGGGGUGGGGAUACAGAAAAGAAGAGGAAAAGGGUAAAAAUGCAGGCUCAAUUACAAUGCAUAUCUUACAUUUGUCUCAUUGAUGAGUACAUGCAAAAUAUUCCAAUACGCAGUGUUUUGUCUGACAGUUGUAACAUACUUCAGACUGUUAACAUUUAGCAAGUUUUAACCAUAGGCUGAGCGUAGUGGGGUAUUCAAUGCAACUGCAGGUUGGUACUGUUGGGGAGGGGGAAGGUUAGAGGCUGUCGGGGGGGGGGGGGGGGCUUUCCUUUGUUUUUUAUAAAUCCUUUGUUUCAAGGGUUUUGGGGUUGCUUUCCUUUUGAGUCCUGUUUGACCUUUAGAGUGUAGGUCAGUCUGUGGGGGUUAGUUGGGGUUUUGAUGCGAUGGUGUUUGUUAGGUGUAUAGUCCUGGUUUUCCAAGACCUUAGUUGUCGUUUGGUCGUGGCUGUGCAGUGGUGUAUGACAUGAUGGCCCUUGUCAGAUGCUUUCUCUGCAUGGUAUGGCUUUAGUUGUUACAGAAGUGUGGUGAGGGUGGUUAGGUGGUGGUGGGGGGGGGUGAGUAGUAGGUUUGGGGUGGGGUUUAGGAGUUAGGAAAGCCUCUGCGGACGAUUUUUGUAUUUGCCUCGGCCCUUCAUGAAGGAAGAGGAAAAUCUGGUAACCAUGGUUCCCAAAUUUUGUCGUAGUGUUUGGUGUCAUGUAUUAGUGCAGAUAGGCCGUACAUUUUUCUGUCUUUGUGUACUUUGCGUUUUACUGUAUCUAUAGAGGGGACAUCUGGACUUCCCCAUUUUUCUGCAAUACCUCUCCUUGUGGCCAAUGCAAUUUAGUGAUCAGUUUGUUUUGGGCUCUUGGGGUUUUCUUGUGGGGCUUGGAGAGGAGCCAUAUCCAUGGGUCCAAGGGUUGUAAUUGUCCUAUUUAUAGUUAAAUCCCCCCUCUCAUAAUAUUGUAAAGCACUACAGAGUCUGUUAGUGCUAUAUAAAUGGCAAUAAUAAUAAUAAUAGCAAACAAAAUGUUUGAGUGCUUUUUAUAAUUCAAAGUAGGUCUAACCCACACCUCCAAUCUCUUAAUUUGGACACCAAGUUUGCCAAUAUCUAACUCUAAUUAGCUUUUGUUGAAGUCCUUUACCAAGGGUUUCACAUACUUUUUCCAACCUAUACUGUGAAUAUUUGAAUGAUAUAAUCCAUAUGUACAAGAACAAUAUUUUGUGUUUUACUAGCUAUAACGGAUUGUUUGUUGAUUACCGUAACUUAGUUGAUCAUCAAAACAGAUUUUAAGACAAAUUUAUACUUAAGUGCAGUUUAAAGGGUUCACAUACUUUUCCUUGCCACUGUAUAUAUGUGUUUGUAUGUAGUUUAUAAGUAUAUAUGCCUAUCCCUAUUUCAAGGAUGGUUAGAAGGGACUGUCCCUAUUUUGGUGUGAAAUACUUCUGUCCCUUGUUUCUAUCCUAAUGUCCCUCAUUUCUGCAAGGUCCAUAUUCUUGGUGUGUUUGAGUGUUUAACAGAGCUCCGCAGUAGUACAAUUCACAGGAAUAUGUUUUUAAGUGCAAUGUGUAUAGAAAUUGGUCUGUGGAAAUAAAGAUGAUUGUUUUCUAAAUUACAUUUUAGUUACGUUAUAUACUAGAGUAUAAGUCGACCUGCAUAUAAACCGAGGCCCCUAAUUUUACCACAAAAACUUGUUGACUCAAGUAUAAGCCUAGGGUGGGAAAUGCAGCAGCUACUGGUAAAUUUCUAAGUAAAAUUAGAUCCCAAAAACAUUACAUUAAUUGAAUAUUUAUUUACAGUUUGUGUGUGUGUUUGUGUAGUGUGUGUAUAUAAUGAAUGCAGUGUGUUUGUGAGUAGUGUGUGUAUAUAAUGAAUGCAGUGUGUUUGUGUGUAGUGUGUGUAUAUAAUGAAUACAGUGUGUGUAUAUAAUGAAUGCAGUGUGUUUGUGUGUAGUGUGUGUAUAUAAUGAAUGCAGUGUGUGUAUAUAAUGAAUGCAGUGUGUGUGUAUAUAAUACAGUGUGUGUUUGUAUGAAUGCAGUGUGUAUAUAAUGCAGUGUGUGUGUGUGUAUAUGAAGCAAAGUGUGUUUGUGUUUGGGUGGCAUUUUUAUUAUUUUAAUAUUUUAUUUUAUUAUUUAAGAGUCUUCUGUUUUUGGGCUUGAAACAAUCUCGCCCCUCCCUCCCUCCCAUGCAAGAAAAUACUGCACACCAAGAUACUUUACUAGAGGGAUCAGGGACUAGAAUGAUUAAAUGAUCGGCUUUAUAAUAAUUAUUUUAAUUGUUUAAAAAAAAAUUUGUCCCCCCUCCCUGCUUGUUGCCUGGCCAGGGAGGGAGGCUAUAUGAUUCCCUGGUGGUCCAGUGGCAUUGGCUGUUCAGUGGGGGGGCCGGAGCAAGCUGUUACUUACCUUGGAGCAACCCAUGGCAGCGCUCUGACGGCCGCGGGUCUCGCAAGAUUUACACUGGGGAAGCUGACCGGAGCUGCUACAAAGGUAAGUAACAGCUUGCUCCGGCCCCCAACAGGACCGCUGAGCUUGUAAUGUAAGUUGCCAUAAUACAGACAGUGACUCGAGUAUAAGCCGAGGGGGGCUUUUUCAGCACAAAAAAAUUUGCCGAAAAACUCGGCUUAUACGCGAGUAUAUACGGUACAUAAAUUAUUUCACCAAAAAUUCUCUGAACAGCCAACACUCAUGUUUUUGGAACAGGUUAUCCCAGAGAUAUUAUUUUCUGUUAACACAGACUUGACUGUAUUUUACUUGUACCUUUUUAUUACAUUUAUUUUAGGGUUAGUGUUUAUUUUAUCUUAGCUUAGGCCCUAACAUCAACAACUCUGCUUGAAUAGCAGAAUGUAGUCUCAUAUCCAGCCUUAAAAUUACCCGAAGUUGACUGAAAUUAAAUUGCCAGCAAUAAAUAGUAGCUGCUGCCCAGGAGCAUAACCUUCAUAAAUCUUGGACAGGCCAUGACAUGUAUGUCCUAAUUGUUGUUUGACUAAACAUUUUUUUUUUUCAAUUUGACAAUUUUUAUUGUUUUUGGGAUACAGAAGGAAAGGGGGGUUAGUGAAUGGUACAAUGACAUACGAUUCAUAACAAUCUUCGUAGGGUUGGUAUUGGGUACAGAAAGUUCAAACGGGGGGGGGCGGAUGGGCGUAGGGUUAUAUAGUCAACCAUCUUUCGGGUAUCACCCCCCGUCUGGGGGUGACUGUUGCUGCCUGGGCCUAUUGCCUCCUGUCUGCCUGUGGGGCUGGGUGUCUCUUAAGGUUUCAGGGCUUGCCGUUCCGGGGUCGUCCCUUCGGUGGGUCUGACUGAGUUUGUGGCUAGUCUGUACCUGCGUUUCUUGGCGGGUUUUUUGGUCUGCUUGUCUUAGUCACUGUGUGUCAAGGGGGUGUGAGAUCCCCAGCUGUUAUACCUUUGGAUUAUUUGCCCUAUUUGCUGACUAAACAUUUUAGAAAGGAGAGAAAGGAGGAUGGUUAUCCAGGUGUAAAAUCUGUAUCUUACUAUAUGCAUUUUGACUAUAUCACAAAAUCUUGAAAGUGUUUCUUAUUAUUGCAAGUAGAAGGCAUGCUCAGCAUAAUGGCAAAGUGUUUUCCCCAAUUUUAUAUGUGUUCCUGGAUAUUAUUUUGCUAGAAAUUGGAGAACUAUUCAUUUAAGCGCCUGUAGUCACACUGUUUUAUUUAUUUAUUUAUUUAUUGCCUUUGAUAUGUGCUAUAUCAUAGCACCAUUUAUAUGUGCUAUGGAAGCCACACUGAUAUUGCUUGCUUACCAUACCUCAAGGAAUCACAUUGAAUCAACAAAACCUUCACCUCUAAUCCCCGAGGUGAGACAGGGGAGGGAAGUUAGGGAGGGAAAAUACUCGCCUCCUGCCAUUAUUAAAAUUAUUAGUACACUAAAGCUAGUAUAAUCUUCAAUUUUACAACAUGACAGGAGGCUUCCUAUUUUGCAUUUUUAAUGCUGAAGCAGAGAAAACCCAGCCGAAGGAGGCGUGCAAAAAUAGAAGGUACGGAAAGUAGAUUCGUGUGACCAAUCCGCCGCUCGAAGAAUAUCCGCCAGGGACGCGCCCGCCAAGAAGGCAGAGGAAGUGAGCCCCGAACGAGGGUUCCACCCCCGCGAGAGAAAGUAUCCAACGAGCCAAUGUGGUAACCAAUACUGGGCCAUGAGGUUUAACAUACGAUACGAGGAGUUGACCCGAAGCAGAGCUCCGCAAAGGAGCGGAGAUGGCCACGUAUCUAAGCAGGGCCGAGAAUACGCACAGUCGAGGGUCAUUUGGAAAAAAGGGGUUAAUUAACCGACGUAGAAUCUGACUUAGUACGCUGAGAAAUACGGACGGUAACACCAUCUUGGGCGAUGCAAAAAGCAUCCAUGUCGAAAGCCCGAACAUCGGACACCCUACGAAACGAGACCAGGCAAAGCAAGAAAGCGAACUUAGCAGACAGUUGCCGAAGGGACAAGCCCUCGUUAGGCCAGUCUCUGAGAAAGCGUAGUACCAACCUGAUGUCCCAGAGGCGGGUGUACUUGGGGCCCGGGGGGGGUAGGGGGGGCGGCGAAGUCGCAUACCCCAGAGUAGGUGGCAGACCAGGGGAUCCUUACCCACUGGGAGGUCCCCUAUGGGAGUAUGAGCCUCGGAAAUUGCUGAACGAACUACGUUAACCGAGCGAUAAGAUUGGCCCGCCAAAAAUCAAGAAGAUAGGAAGUUCAAGAUCGUGGGUACAGGGGCUGUAAACGGAUCUGAGUCCCGUUCCAUGCACCAAGCGGACCAGGAGGUCCAAGCCAAAAGGUAGCAGCGUCUCAUCUCGGGAGCCCAGGAGUGCCAUAGGAGUUCUUUAGCAGCCCAUGAUAGUCCGCCGACCUGCCAGGAACCCCGGAAAGAGUCCAAGCCACCAGGGGCAGACGGCCUGUAUGGAUACGGAAAGGAGUCCCACGAUUCUUUCCAAGUAGCGCAGAGGGAUGGACUCGCAGCGGAGGACUUUGCGGAUCUCCUUCCGAAUAGACAAGAUCUUUGAUGAUGGUAGUCUCAGAAUGCAGGACAUGGAAUCGAUCUAGAAACCUAGAAAUAGAAUCGACGGAGAAGGACUCGUUGCAGAUUUUGUGCGGUUUACGACGAAACCCAGGGAUUCCAACAAUUCCAAACGGUGAAACGAGUGUGUUGUCGCAGUCUGAACUCCUCGGAGCAGAAGAGGAGGAUAUCGUCCAGGUAGAUAAUGCAGCGGAUGCCCCUGGAGCUUGGUGAAACACCAAGGGGUGGAGCUGAGUCCAAAAGGGAGGCAGGUGAAUUGCCAAGGUUGGCCGUGCCAUAGGAAUCGCAGGAGUGUAUGACAGUCCGGCUGCACCGGGACUGACCAGUAUGUGUCCUUUAGGUCUAGUCUUGUGAACGAGUCGUGGUCUCGGAGGAGGUCCCGAAGGAGAUGGAUGCCCUCCAUUUUGAAUUGGCGAUAUCUGACGUGUGCGUUGAGGUCUCGCAAAUUGAUUACCGGUCGGAAUUCUCCCGUCUUUUUCCGGAUCAGAAAAAUAUUGCUGAAUAAACCUCCAAAAUCGAUGGCCAGUUGGAUGGCCCCUUUGUCCUGCAGUUCCUGGAGUUCCACGUCGAUGAGAUGGCGGUCGUGGGCCGAGAAGUGAAUAGGGCGUGGUAGAGCACCCUGCGCGGGGGUCCCCACGAGGUCUAUUCGGUAUACCUCGACCUCACCUGGGGUGAAGCGGGAACGUCCGCGAGGUCCACGACCUCUAGUCGAGCCUCUUGCGUAGGUGAACUGUGGCCUGUAAUCCCUUGAGGGAUAGAAUGGUGGAGGUUGGGUGGAGCAGGGGCCUGAGGGCCAAAAACGGCUUAUGGCACGGGGUUACCACUUAAGACUUUGCGCAUAGAGGAUUGCGCUUUGUUGAGGGACGUAAAUACGUUCACAUGCAUAUUUCGUUCCUUGAGGAACGCUUCUCCAAACAACCUUCCUUGUGCCUGGGGCCCUAUUUCCUUAGUGCCUAGUUCUGCCAAUUUACCAUCUAUGGUACCAAUAGUGCUGCUGUUCGCCUCUCAGAAGAGAGCGAAAAGUUAGCAUUUCCCAUAAAGCAGAAAUAUCUCUGCGCCCACUCUCGUAUGUCGUGUGCCCAUUCCCUGACAUUAUCGGCUGUGAACGAGUCAGCUUUUGCAUAGGCGUCGUCCGCCUUGUACAUGAUGCGGGAGAGGGGGCCUAUGGCAUACAGCAGCUUGUCCUGUGCUCUCCAAAGUCCUUUCUCCAGUCCUUUACGAGGGUCACGUCCGCCCCUCAUCAUAAAGGUCGACAUCACCUUAUCAAAUUCAGGCGUCUGAGCCACUUUGUCUGGCAGGGAAGGGCGUGGGCAUUCCGACCGUAGUCGGCUCCGGACCUCCUUGUCCAGAGGUUUACGGAGCCACAUGUGUAUAAAUCUGGCAAUGUGCUCCGGAGGCGGCCACUCCCCUGACCGGGGGUUUCGAAUAUUGCGUGGGUCAAGCAUAGCUUGGCCCAUAGGAUCCAAGAUGGUGUCCGAGUCAAGAGGGAGGUCUGCCUCCGCAGGAUCGUCCGCUAUGUCUGUCUGGGCCGCACCCAAUAUGGUCUAACGCAUAAAAGCGGAGAUAGAUUUAUCCUCCGAACCCCAAUCGUUUACCUCCGAUUCCGAUAAUUCCGCCUGCCAUUCGUCUAGGACGGACAUUGAGGGUGACAGUGCUCGUUCGUCUUCUGAGGAGGGGUCCUGACGUGGGGUCGGGGUACGGAUCUUUUUUAUAUUAUGUUUGGCAGGAGCCUUACCCUUUGAAUUCUUUGGUCUAGCGCCCUCGCCUUUCCAGUGACGUUUAGCCGGGCGAGUGUCACCUCUGGCAUGAGAGUCCCAGGCCUCAGAGUCUGACUCAUGGCGGGACCGUCUGUGGGUGGAGGGAAGCACCUUGGAUAGUGCCUUCUCCACAGACACGGCGACAGCCGCAUUAAUCAUAGAUUGGAAGUCCUCAGGGGUAUUCUGGGAAUCUUGCAUAGUGAUAGGGUAGGCUUGUGAUAAGUCACUUGCUAGGCAAAGUUAACAGGCGUCAAUAUCUCAAUGUGGAUAUGGUAUUGAUCCGUAUUAUAGACCCCAGCAGGGUACAAUUUGGUGGCCAAAUCAAACUGGGGCUCACCCAGUGAAGAGGUAGCAACAGAUGGCCUCUCAAUCAGAAGCACAGUACCUUAGUACAAUAAUGGGGGCUCACCCCAGUUGCACAGGGAUUGAGACUCUUAAGUGCAGGCCACAAAUAUAUAGCAGUACUGACCUGAAUGACCCCAGCCAGCAGGAUACUGUGGACAGAUGUGGAUGAAGUUGGAGACUUGAUGGGAGUUCUAGUCCUCAAAUCAAGGUAAGUAUAUCCAAACCAAGUGAAUCACAAGUAUGUGUGAGCAUCCAGUGUGUCCCAGUAUACUUGUGGAGGUGAAAAUGGCCGCCCAGAUCUCGCGAGAUGCGAUAUCCAAGAUGGCCGCCGCAAGAUGAGAGAAGGCCGCAAAAGCCGCGGGCUGUAGUAAGCUUGAUCGUGGCAAAAUUUAAUCUGGUCCGUCGGUGCCACGAGCGACCCUUGCUGCAGCUCCAUUCUUCUUCUAAGAGAUGAUCAGUACCUACUGUCUCCCAGUCAAUCCAGUGCUUCUCACAGAGAACCAUUGGAGGGCAGGGCACGUGUGGCCUUCACUGUACUGCACGUGUAGUGUUUCUCACAGAGAAGCAUUGCCUUCCACUUUGUGCUACAGCUGGUCACUUUCUCCCACAAUCAGAGGGAGUCAGAAAAGGCACAGGAGUGGAGAGAACCGAAGAGAGAGACAGCUGCACUCAUAUCAACCUCCCCAGCAUCAGCAGGACCCCAAGGAAGCCACUUGCACACAAAAGGUAUGUUAACAGGAGGGUGGCUACAAAUAAAUAUAUAUAUAUAUAGUAUGGCAUGUUUGUAUGUGUCAGUGUGUAUAUCUGUCUGUCAGGCGUGUGUGUAUGAAUAUCUGUGUAAGUUUGUAUGUAUUUGGCAGUGUAUAUGUGCAUACAUCCACCAAACACCAACACAACAUACAACACAUCCCUGCAAUCAAACACAAACAUUGCAUAUAAUUUUAGAAUUUGGAUGCAGGGUUGUGUUUGUAUGUAAACACACCCCUUCAUUCAAACACCAAAACCACACCUGCAUUGAAAAGCCAACACUAUAUACAAACAUAACCCCGUAAUCAAAUGCAGACAUUACAAACAAACACACCCCUGUGUUAAAACACUAAAAUUAUAUGUAAAGAUCAACUCUACACACAAACGUUCUCCUGCAUGUAAAAGCCAACACUACAUACAAACACACCCCUGCAUUCAAACAUAAACACUACAUACAAGUACCUCUUCUACAUUUCAGUGGUAACAAACCACAUACAAAUACACCCCUAAAUGCACACACACAUACUCUAUACAAAAAUAUGUUUACAUUCACAUGCACAAACACUGCUCCCAACCAUGCAAGGAUGGGCUAAUGCAGGACUUGACAAAUUUGUUUGGACUCUAAGAGCCAGCUAAAAAAGUUAGAAGCCAGUCAUUUUCUACGAGAAAAUGCAAUUCUUAAAGGGACACAAAAAGGCAGAGUUUACAUUGCUGCGUAGGCAAAAAGGCAGAGUUUACAUUGCUCAGACGGCCACUAGAGAGUCCUGGAUCAUUGAUGCACCAUGUGCAGCACCCAGGCUCAGUGUCUCCAAGCUCUGCAUGGAGACGCUGAAUGUUCCUCAUAGAGAUUCAUUAAUUUAAUGCACCUCUAUGAGGAGCUGCAAAUUGGUUCAUUUGUUGCACAUGCACAAAAUCCUCCCAAUGCUUUCUUAAGGGAUAGCAUUGGCUUAGCUGAGAUCAUAAAGAUUGAUAAUCUCAGCCAUGGCGAAACUGGCACGGCGUGGGAAAAUUGGAAAAAAGGUGAGUAAAAACACCUUCCUUAUGCGAUCGGAGGGGGCAGGUACCUAAACACACACACACACACUCUGACAGGCUCUCAGACACACACAUUCUGACAGGCUCACAUACGCACUCACACUGACAACAGGCUUGCACGCACACACAAACUCUUGACAGGCUCACACAAACACACUCUGACCGGCUCGCUAACGCACACACACACACACACACCCUGACAGGCUCACAAACACAUUUUUGUUUUAAUUUAAAUCCAUUCAGCCUCCCUACCUUUGGGAGAUCUGAGUGGGUCUUCCCUGGAGUCCAGUGGGGCUGCUCUCUUCCUGUGUGCGAAGGAGCAGUACUCUGCCUGUGUAGCUCCUCUUUGCUCCAUCGCGCUCUGUAAUGAUGCCGGGGCCCGAAUGAUGUCGUAUUGCAGCUGCAAGAGAGCAGCUGCAGGCAGAGUACUGCUCCCUCCGCGCCGCCCACAAUGCUCCUCAGGGCAGGUGGCUGCCUCAAUGCUCGUCAGGACUGGCGCCGAUAUUUUCCCGUGUCGGCCUCCAUCAAAGUUCCCUUGGCGACCACACUUACUAGAGAGCUGGCAAAUCCCAGACGCCAGGGCGAAAUUUCUAGUCACCAUGGCGACCUAGCACCUGGGAUUUGUCGAGCCCUGGGCUAAUGGUAAAUCACCAGCAUGCAUAGCAAUGUGGGAGUUAAACAGAUGGGGCAACCUUUGUGCAAGAGGCGGCCCCAAAAAAAUUCUUGCACCUCGACCCUCUAUACAUUAGUUCUGCCACUGCAUCUGGCUGGCUGACAUCUGAGAAGGUGCAACCUGGGAUCUUUACUAGAUUUCUUUAAUUCAUGUACAGUAGGCUAUAGUAGUUAUGGUGUUUUCUUUUAAUAAGUGCCUGAUGUAAAAUGUUUGUUACCAUCGGCAAGAACUCCGGGACAUAACUAUUUUGUAGAUUUGCCCUGAGAGAUGUCCUUUGUGGUCCUUGUAAUUUAGUAAUUUUCUAGAACGGUUUCCUAUUUAGUGAACCAGGCCAGGUGCUGUGAUUGUUAAAGCAAUGAUCCACACAUGUAUGCUUCAUGGCUUGGCACUCUUUCCAGGAAGGAGAGAGCUCAGCUCAAAGUGUGUGUACCAUUUCCACAUGUGCAUGAUGAAUAAAACUGGUAUCAGGCAGCCAAAAUGGAGCAUUCCAGGUGCUUCAUUAACAGCUCUGAUGGGCUAUCUUUAGAUCUGCAGUGAUAAUUGGUGUGAGAUAUGCAAUAAACAAAGCUGGGUAGAUACAUAAUAUGACCACGGGCUAAGGUGUAUACCAUAUAAUCUGUGAAUGUCUCAAACAAUAAAUUCUAUCUCAUCUGUUUAUCAGUUUUAUUACUAAAGGAUUAUUUUAACCUGCUUUCAUAUAAGUGCUUUAUCAUUUUCAUUUUAAAAGCAUGUUGCAAAGAUAACAGUAAAAUAAAUCUUAUUUUUUCAGGCCUAGGGAAAACAAAAAGAAAGACCAGCAACAGAGAUGCAUCACCCACCCCUAGCACUGAUGCAGAGUACCCAUCCAAUGGUAGUAAUGCUGACCGAAUCUAUGAUUUAAACAUUCCAGCAUAUGUAAAGUUUGCAUAUAUAGCAGAAAGAGAUGAUGAACUGUCUCUUGUGAAAGGAUCAAGGGUCAUCGUUAUGGAAAAAUGUAGUGAUGGUUGGUGGCGUGGGGCUUACAAUGGACAAGUUGGGUGGUUUCCUUCAAACUACGUUGUGGAGGAAGUUGAUGAAGCAACAGCAGACUCCCCUAGUUUUCUUAGUUUAAGGAAAGGGGCCUGUGUGAGCAAUGGUCAAAACACUAAAGUCCUCCAUAUUGUUCAGACACUAUACCCAUUCAGUUCUGUAACGGAAGAAGAGCUGAACUUUGAAAAAGGUGAAAUUAUGGAAGUCAUUGAGAAACCAGAAAAUGACCCUGAAUGGUGGAAAUGUAAAAACUCCAGUGGGCAAAUUGGUCUUGUUCCAAAAAACUAUGUUGUAAUUUUGAAUGAUGGUCCAUCCAUCAACACUCCACAUAUUAAUCAAAUAAGCUACACAGGGCCUUCUUGCAUAGGACGUUUUGCUGGUAAAGGAUGGUAUUAUGGGGGCAUUACCAGACAUCAAGCAGAAUGUGCUCUGAAUGAAAGAGGAAUGGAGGGAGACUUUCUUAUUAGAGACAGUGAGUCUUCGGUGAGUAGUAUUUAAUUUCUCUCUUAUUUGAAACUGUGAUUUAUUUAUUAUAUCAUUGGUAUACACAUAUCUGGCAUUUUGUUCUUAUAUUGUAGUCAAAAUUGUAUGUGACAAACCUAAUCCCAUUAAUUUUAGGCGUGUAGAGUUUUGAUUAAGAUCCGGGCACAGCUAAUCAUUAGAUUCAGUAUAUAUCAAUAUAAAAGUGAGUAAUAUAUUAAAUUUAUAAAGGCAAAUGUGUUUACAUUUAGAAUUAUUCAUAAAAUGUUUUCAGUUAAAGUGUACAUAAAGCUUAGGUUUAAAUUAUAUUUGAUUUAUAUGUUGUGCUGGUAAAUGUUAAUAAGUUAAUUUAGCAUUCAUUAAAACUUUGGCCCUUCUGUUACCUGUCAGCCGAUUUUCAGCAUAGGCCUCUUUUAUGUUGAAUGCAUAGAGGUGUAAGCAGAGGAUCGAGCGACAAAGUAAAAUAGACUGAAAAAUAGUCCAUCAAGCUCAGCCUUUAAAACAGUGUUUGCUUCUGCGGUGGAUUCAAAAAAGAGAUGAAAAACUUAAAUUGAAGUGAAUACCAGUUUUGCCAUUGUAGAAGGUCAGUGAGUGUGUAAAUACAAAUGUAUAUGUGUGUGGAGAGUUAGUGAUCGAGUCACUGAAGUAGGAAUUUCAAAGUGGAUUUAGAGUCACUUGGUGUACACACAGAAAUGACUUGGAGAGAGCUGGCUGCAUGUGAAUUAAAGGGACCAGUAACAUGGCAUGACAGUACAAUUGAAUAUAUGUGUAGAUAUGGACACCAUGCUAUAUCAAAUAAAAUCUGCAAUAUAACACCAUUAUUCAGAUUCUAAAGCUUCAAGUGCAUUAGAAAAAAAAUCAAUAGGUAUGUAAAAAUAAUUGGAAUGGUAAAUGGUUAAGUAAAUUAAUAUAUCAAUAGUUUUGUGCGUUAUACUUUGCAUACAAGCAUGUCAAUGCCCAGCUAAAAGUUCAACUCUGUCUGUGUGUAUAGAAAUGAUUAAAUGUGAUUGAAAGAGCCAGUGAGCAUUAACCCAUCUUCAAGUGGGUACAAUAUCCUUGGUGUCUAGUGUGAAUGCAGUUGUAUUUCUUCUGGUACUGUGAAGCACAGCUCAUGCAUUGAAACAAUAUGCAAUGGUGGGUAGUUGUAUUUGUCUGUGCUACAAGAAAUACAGCUCUAUUUGGCUGGUGUUACGGUACUGACAUCUCUGGGAACAGCCACCUCAAGAUUUCCUCCAUCUUGUUGUACAAAUGUUGAUGUUUGAACUGCCCCUUCGUCCUGCUUGUUGAUGCACAAAUCCAUUAUGGUUCAUCAGCUAGUUUUUGCUCCUAGAUUUUACUUACCAGCAUUUGACAAAACACCUCAUGAUUAUUAGAACACAUCCAUUAACUGUAGUAAGUGAAUUGCACAUAUACAGUAUUUGUUGCAAGAUUGUGUAUAUUCUUGAAUUUUUUUCCAGUCUAUUUCCUAAAUUAUGCUUCCUUUGGCCAGAAAUGCAUUUUUGAGACAUCUGGCACGUGUGCAUGGUGUCAGCAUAUGUGAAUGCAUGCUAACUCACUCACUUGCACAAUUUUUGGUCAGAUAGGCUGUGCUGCUAACAAAAGAGGUCUUGGUAAUCUCCACCUCCUCGAGAAAGAGUAAGCCAAACAAUAAUGCACUGAAAAGAGGUAUCUUACAAUAUACUACAUACAGAGACUAUUAUAUGUUUAAUCUUUUAUUUUAAAUAAUGAAAAAAUAUUAGUUUUCCUUUAAUUUAUUAGUGGCAAAUAUUAGCAAUUCUACAAAAUUAGUCGGCAUAAUGAUUGAGAACCUGUCAUCCAUCAAGUGUGCUGCUGAGACCACUUGAUACAAAAUACACAAUAUGGCAUGCUGAACUUUAGAAAGAAAGAAAAAAAACUUCAAAGCUCAGUUUUUUUUUCUUUUUUUAAAUCACCUCACUUAAAAUACUAUUAGUCACCUAAAUUACUUUAGCUAAAUAAAGCAGUUUUAGUGCUCAAUUCAUUUAGGAGUUAAAGGACCACUCUAGGCACCCAGACCACUUCAGCUUAAUGAAGUAGUCUGGGUGCCAGGUCCUUCUAGGGUUAACCCAUUUUUUUUAUAAACAUAGCAGUUUCAGAGAAACUGCUAUGUUUAUGAAUGGGUUAAGCCUUCCCCCAAAUCCUCUAGUGGCUGUCUCAUUGACAGCCACUAGAGGCGCUUGCGUGCUUCUCACUGUGAUUUUCACAGUGAGAGCACGCAAGCGUCCAUAGGAAAGCAUUGUAAAUGCUUUCCUAUGCGACGGGUUGAAUGCGCGCGCAGCUCUUGCCGCGCGUGCGCAUUCAGCCGGCGGGGCGUAACGGAGGCGGAGAGGAGGAGGAGAGCUCUCCGCCCAGCGCUGGAAAAAGGUAAGUUUAAACACCUUUCCCCCUUCCAGAGCCGGGCGGGAGGGGGUCCCUGAGGGUGGGGGCACCCUCAGGGCACUAUAGUGCCAGGAAAACGAGUAUGUUUUCCUGGCACUAUAGUGGUCCUUUAAAUCACUUUGUUUCUGUUUAUGCAGCCCUAGCCACACCUCCCCUGGCUAUGAUUGACAGAGCCUGCAUGACAAAAAAAAACUGGUUUCACUUUCAAACAGAUGUAAUUUACCUUAAAUAAUUGUAUAUCAAUCUCUAAAUUGAACUUUAAUCACAUACAGGAGGCUCUUGCAGGGUCUAGCAAGCUAUUAACAUAGCAGGGGAUACGAAAAUCUUAAUUAAACAGAACUUGCAAUAAAGAAAGCCUAAAUAGGGCUCUCUUUACAGGAAGUGUUUAUGGAAGGCUGUGCAAGUCACAUGCAGGGAGGUGGGACUAGGGUUCAUAAACAAAGGGAUUUAACUCCUAAAUGGCAGAGGAUUGAGCAGUGAGGCUGCAGGGGCAUGUUCUAUACACCAAAACUGCUUCAUUAAGCUAAAGUUGUUCAGGUGACUAUAGUGACCCAUUAAAAGGUAUGAAUAUAUAUUUUGUAUGCUUGCAACAGCCCAUAUUUAGCAAGUCUUGUUCUUUACCAACCUAAUGUUUUAAUGGCUACUAUUAUCACAUUAGCCCACUUACAGUACAAUUAACCUCUUGGGCUUCUCUGCAGUGCAAGGUUUAAAGGAACACUACAGGGUCAGGACCACAAACAUGUAUUCCUGAUCCUAUAGUGUUUAACUCACCAUUAAUAAAACUCACCUUAUUUCCAGCGCUGCGUGGAUCCGUCGCCGCUGGCCCCCAAUGGGAAAAGCAUUGGAUUGACUAAAACGGCAAGGGGCGGGGCCAAACACCAUUUUGACGCUAAUACAUCUCUAUGAAGAAAAUUCAGUGUCCCCAUGCAGAGCGUGGAGACGCUGAACGGCACUGCUGCCAACUGUGCAGCCCUGAGCCGGGAAGCACCUCCAGUAGCCAUCUGAGGAGUGGCCACCUUGAGGUGUUCCUAGGAGCAAUGUAAACACUGCCUUUUCAUGAAAAUGCCUGCAUACAAUGAUUAUACUCGCCAGAACAACUACAUUAAGCUUUAGUUGUUCUAGUGACUAUAGUGUCCCUUUAACUGGAACCCUGUAAUGAGGCCCCGGGACAGAGCGAGGUGCAAACGAGAAGUUUGAUUAUACUCUUAUAUAAAAUAUGAAAGACCUACGCCGACGAUGUAUUGCUGACCAUCACGGACCCAAUAAGGUCCAUGACCAGACUAAUCACGCUGCUAGUAGAAGAAUACAGGGCGGUAUCGAGUUAUAGAGUAAACCUCAACAAAUCAAUAUCAAUGCCCAUCAACAUGACAGGCCAGGACGUAACGUGCAUCAGACAAACACAUCAGAUUAAGAUUGCCACAGACGCAUUCACCUACCUGGGGGUACAACUCACAGCAGACCCCGCGGCUCUUUACAGGCACAACUACACACCCUUAUUCACCACACUCAAAAGGGACCUAGACAACUGGACAGACAAGCCAAUAUCCUGGCUGGGACGCCUGCACUCCGUGAAAAUGAACAUCAUGCCUAGACUACUUUUCAUGUCCCAGGCUGUUCCAGUGCCUUGGCUCACAUCCAGAAGGCCAUUGACACUUUCAUCUGGCAGAGGAAGCGACCCAGGGUGGCCCACCCAGGGUGGUCCUGGGGCUACCCCACCUAUUCCUAUAUAACCUGGUGGCGCAAUUGGCUCAGGUUGCCCACUGGCACUUCCUUCUGGAAGGACAUCGGUGGGUGGACAUCGAAUCACUAUUAACGUGCGCGGACCUACCCCAGUUUUACAUAUGGUCCCCAAGGGAACACAGGGCACUCUCCAGAACAACCUGCCCGUCCAUCCUAAACUCCUACGACAUAUGGGACAAGGUAGCUCAGAAAUACAAGUUCGCUCACAACCCUUCACCCUUGACCCCAGUGCUGAAGAAUAGAGCCCCCCCAGGUAUGAGGGCAAGAGACUUUAAGGUCAUCGAAGCCACGGGACUGCAACGAUACAUACACCUUUAUGUUAAUGACAAGGUAGUGACAUACGGACACUUACGCACACUAGCAGACAUGAAACCUCGAGACUUCUUUCGUUACAUGCAGCUCAGGGACUUUGCACUAACCGAUGAUGCAAAAACCUUUUUCGAAAACAUAUGCCUCAAGGAGAACUCAAAAGGCUAAUCUCCCUACUCUAUGACCACCUGAGCUCAGAAUCAGAGGCGAUACACAAAUCGUUGGGAGGAGGACCUGGGGGAGACACUGGAGGUGACGGAGUGGAGGGACAUAUGGGAGGCCUGUGCGAAAGCCUCCAUUUGAACCACACUGCAGGAACAAGCGUACAAGACGUUAUUCCAUUGGUACAGCACCACAUGAAUGCCAGCACCACAUGGUGCCUGUGCGGGAACAAGGGCAGCUACAUUCACAUGUGGUCCAAGAGUAUUGGUGGGGUGUGGUGGACCUCAGCUCUCGUAUCAUAGAAAUAAGGCUCACACUAGACCCCUGGGCAUGCCUCUUGUCCAGGCCUACCGAAGGAUUGGAUAAGCAUACACAAAGAUUACUAAAUACGGUAUACAUAGCAGCCCGCAGCGCCUUAGCUCAAAACCGGAAAACCAGCAACACCCCACACAGACCUGAUCAUAACAAAGCUUAGGGAUAAUUACUUGAUGGAUAAGCUAACAGCGCAGGUACGAAACACAAUGACCUCAUUCCACAAAGUUUGGGACUUAAGGGAACAGUUUGAGGGGUAACUACCUCAUUCAAUGGUACAUAACCUUUUCUCAACGUCUUAUUUAUGUGGUUCUAUUUCUUAUUAUGUAUUAAGUAUUUUAUAUCACAAGGUAAAAAUCGUGACGGUUUACUCAUAUUCUAGCCAUGUACCCAGAGGGCAAUUGAGCAUUUUGAUCAUAUCGGCUUCUGCGCAAGCCACUCUGUGUCUGACUGUUUUAUUUCCUAUCGCAUAUGUCACGACAAAAAUAAAGAAAUAAAUAUAUAUAUAUAUAUGAAAGACAAAAGGUGCCACCAUCUUUACAUUCAUAAUGUAUAAUUUAUUAGGGUUCCUUUAUUUUUGGAGCAGCACCUUGAUUGGGACAUGCAUUAUUUUGGAAUAAUCAUGUUUUGCUAACUUCUUGAUUUAGAAGUAGUGUAUACAUUUGUUUGUGUAACAGGCACACUUUUUUUAUAUUGCACUUUUAAUAUAUGGUCUUACUUUUCUUCCACAGCCCAGUGACUUUUCCAUAUCUUUAAAAGCAUCAGGAAAGAAUAAACACUUUAAAGUGCAGCUGGUGGACAAUGUUUAUUGCAUUGGGCAACGACGAUUUAAGAGCAUGGAUGAACUAGUGGAACAUUACAAAAAAGCACCCAUCUUCACUAGUGAGCAUGGAGAUAAACUAUAUCUUGUAAAAGCACUGCAGUGACAUCAAAUCCAGUGAUGGCCUAAUCCACAUUGGCCUCACAAACGUCAAGCCUUAGUUCCAAAAUAUUACUUCCAUGGAACAGAGCCAUUAUUACAUACAAAGGAAGCAAUCUUAAGAAUCAUGGCUCCUCUUAUACCACAGACACUCACUGCAUAGUACUUUAUCUUUUUUAUUUGUGUUUGUUUUGUCUUUUCUGUUUGUAAGUCAUCUUGCCCUCAGGUUACAAACCUCACUUAAGUGACCAUUGUAAGCACUCACUGUCAUGCCUUGGUUUGAAGUCUCCUAUUCUGCAUAUGUUUACAGUACAUAGCUAGCAAGAGGAGUAGGAGUUAACUUGAAACAGUGUUAAUAUACUCCAACAUUUUAUAAUGUAAGAAUACUUUAUUGAAAUACUUUAGGGCACAGUUGAUAUGCACUGAAGCUGCAGUAAUUAAUAUUGUAGACAUGCUGUAUCAGUUGUGGCUGUGAAUUCUGUAGCCUUGUUGCUUACCAAGUAGUAUAUACAAAUGUCCAUUGUCACUAGAGCCACUAUUACACUGUACUGUAUUCUGCUACCACAUUACCUCUUUUGACUUUUCUGCAGAGUACACAAAGUAUUGUAGCAGUAAUCCAUAAACUACUUUGGUAAAAUUGAUUGUAGUACAUAGUGUAUUUGAUAUGUAAUUACAACAAAAAUAGUUCAUGAGCAAACAAUUAUUUGAUUCCAAGUUUUAAAUAAAAGUUAACCAAAUGUGCCAUCCACAUUUUUUUCUCUUGCCCUCCUGCUUGUUCUAAUGAAACGAUUAUGUAUUUAAUUAUGAAAGUAAUAUGUAUGUGUAGCAGAUUGUCAAUGCUAAUACAGAUAAAUAAUAAAACUGAUCUUUUUGAGACCAAUGGCUUAUUCUUUUUGCUGUGAUGCAAAUGUCUAAUUUCAUAGUUUUUCAAUAUGGCAGCACAUCACUCCAUUAUACCCUAUCCACUAUGCCCAUAAAAAAAGUAUAUUUAAAAGCAGUGUUUUCUUUAAUGAACAGCAUAGACACAGCCUUGGAAGAUUUAAAAAAAAAAAAGCAUGUUACCCUUGGAGAUAUUUUCCCUCUGCAGAAAUUCCAAACUGGGCAACAGGGUGGUGACAUAAGCAGUGUGAGAGCUAGAAAAUAGCUGUCCCAGUCAAGUCCUACUUGUAGCUUGCUGGGGAAUAUAUAGAGUGUAUACUACUUUUCUGUGUUGUCUGUCUCUUUCUCAUGUCCCAUAUGGGUUCACUCACACAGUCCAUGCACUCCGUUAGUACUUCAUAUAGUACUAGCUCUGAAGACUUGGGCUUCCCUGCAGUGGUGCAUUUUACAAGGAUACUUAAAAUAACUUAUCUUUGCAAACAAAUAUGGUGAUUCCCCCCCUCCCCCCCAUCCCUUUGUGGUGUCUUCCCUCUUCUACCUACAACCAAUGUCACUAAAACAAUUUUUAUUUUGGAGAACAUUAGGAACUUUAUGUAUGCAAUAAAAAAAUUUAUGUAGAUUUAUUGGCAGCCAAAAAGAAGGUAGACUAUCAGGAUUAUUCACUAAAGUGUGAAUUCAAAGACCAUUUUAAAUUUAAAGGGACACUAUAGUCACCAGAACAACUUCAGCUUAUUGUAUUUGUUCUGGUGAGUAGAAUCAUUCCCUUCAGGCUUUUUGCAGUAAACACUGUCUUUUCAGAAAAAAAAAUAUCAGUGUUUACAUUACAGGCUAGUGAUUACUCCAGCACUGCCAUUGUUUCUCCACCCUCUGCAUGGAGACACUGAACUUUUCUCAUAGAGAUGCAUUGAUUUAAUGCAUCUCAAUGAGGAGAUGCUGAUUGACCAGGGCUGUGUUUGACUUGUCCUGGCUCUCCCCCUGAUCUGCCUCCUUAACAGUCUCAGCCAAUCCUAUGGGAAAUCAUUGUGAUUGGCUAAGAGAAUCACUUCUGAUGUCAGAGGCAGUUCACAGACAGAGGCAGCAGCUGCAGACUUGAAUACAAGUAAGAUUUUACUAUAUUUAGGGAGGCAUGGUGUGAAGGGAGGGGGGGGCUAGAUGAUGACAUCCCAGGCAGUCCCCCUCUGAGGAAUCAGGCCCCUGCAAGCUAGGUGAUCACUCUGACAGAUUCAGUUGUUGCCCCCUAUUGUAGAGCUUGCUUAAGAGCUGCUGUUCGCUCUCCUGAGCGAAGACCUGCAAUGUAGGGCUAGAUCAUUGGCUGAGAGCAUCAGCUGAUCACUCUCAGCCAGAGAGCUUAGACCUGCAUCUCUGGGUUUAUCUUAUCAGAAGGCUUCUGGCUUUUCUAUAGGUUGUAGAGGCAUCAGUUGGAUGCUAGGUAUGAAGUGAAUCAUUCUAAAAUGGUUUGACUACAUAAAUAAUAUAAUAAAUGUGAUAAGUGUCAGUUAAACCAUUUCUAUAAUCUACAACUACGGGGUUUUAUAAAAUCGUUUAUUAAAUUAUCACUUUUAUCCACUGUUUUAUAAAUUUGAGACUGGAAAAGUCAUUAUAAGUUGCAUUUUCAUUUGAAUAUAGGGAAACUACUUGAAACAUUCAUUGUGUUGAGCUAUUUCAAUUGUAUUUGUUUGAUUUGUUCAUUACAAACAGCUGAAAGUCUGUAAAUUUUGACACAAAAAUAAUGAUUUCCAAUAGGGGUUGAAUAAUUUUGAUAACAAAUGUAUAUUUACUUGAAUUUGUUUAUUUUUUAAUUUAUUUUUAUUAUUAGGGCAUGUGUGUCUCUGUGUGGAAUUCUUUCUUCCGAGGAAUAACAUAACAUGGACCCUGAAUUUAAGAUUUCUG
Molecule: messenger RNA, 88995 nt
Organism: Pelobates cultripes (western spadefoot toad)
Lineage: Eukaryota; Metazoa; Chordata; Amphibia; Anura; Pelobatidae
Source: the annotation of a GenBank genome assembly